CUCUAUGGUAGCGGAAGUGACGCAGUGUGCAUGGGCUCCGAUCUCCAACGCUGAAGGUAGUAUCGCCUGAUAUUGUAUUAAACAGCAGUGAUAGCAUUGUUACCAUUCCACCGUAUAUCGGGCAGCGUUACACACCGGGGGCUCUGUAAUAGGUGGGAGGGCGAGGGGCUUACCUAGCUGAGCCUAACGGAGGCCUUAUGUCUGCAGCAGCCGGAGUGCCCGGGUAGCCAUGGCUGCUGUAUUGUGAGACAGUCCGGGAUCAAACUCCCUUAUAGCUUUAUAAUGAGGGAGCUGGAUUAUUAUUGUUACAGGGUACAGAGAGCUGGAUUAUUAAUGUCACAGGGUAAGGUCAGAGAGCUGGAUUAUUAAUGUCACAGGGUACAGAGAGCUGGAUUAUUAAUGUCACAGGCUACAGAGAGCUGGAUUAUUAAGGUCACAUGAUACAGAGAGCUGGAUUAUUAAUGUCACAGGGUACAGAGAGCUGGAUUAUUAAUGUCACAGGGUACAGAGAGCUGUAUUAUUAAUAUCACAGGCUACAGAGAGCUGGAUUAUUAAUGUCAUAGGGUACAGAGAGCUGGAUUAUUAAUGUCACAGGGUACAGAGAGCUGGAUUAUUAAUGUCACAGGGUACAGAGAGCUGGAUUAUUAAUGUCACAGGGUACAGAGAGCUGGAUUAUUAAUGUCACAGGGUACAGAGAGCUGGAUUAUUAAUGUCACAGGGUACAGAGAGCUGGAUUAUUAUUAUUGUUACAGGGUACAGAGAGCUGGAUUAUUAAUGUCACAGGGUACAGAGAGCUGGAUUAUUAAUGUCACAGGGUACAGAGAGCUGGAUUAUUAAUAUCACAGGCUACAGAGAGCUGUAUUAUUAAUGUCAUAGGGUACAGAGAGCUGGAUUAUUAACCCCUUAAGGACACACGACGGAUAUAUUCCGUCAUGAUUCCCUUUUAUUUCAGAAGUUGUGUCCUUAAGGGGUUAAUGUCACAGGGUACAGAGAGCUGGAUUAUUAAUGUCACAGGGUACAGAGAGCUGGAUUAUUAAGGUCACAUGAUACAGAGAGCUGGAUUAUUAAUGUCACAGGGUACAGAGAGCUGGAUUAUUAAUGUCACAGGGUACAGAGAGCUGGAUUAUUAAUAUCACAGGGUACAGAGAGCUGGAUUAUUAAGGUCACAUGUCACAGGGUACAGAGAGCUGGAUUAUUAAUGUCACAGGGUACAGAGAGCUGGAUUAUUAAUGUCACAGGGUACAGAGAGCUGGAUUAUUAAUAUCACAGGCUACAGAGAGCUGGAUUAUUAAGGUCACAUGAUACAGAGAGCUGGAUUAUUAAUGUCACAGGGUACAGAGAGCUGGAUUAUUAAUGUCACAUGGUACAGAGAGCUUGAUUACUAAUAUCACAGGGUUCAGAGAGCUGGAUUAUUAAGGUCACAGGGUACAGAGAGCUGGAUUAUUAAUGUCACAGGGUACAGAGAGCUGGAUUAUUAAGGUUACAGGGUACAGAGAGCUGGAUUAUUAAUGUCACAGGGUACAGAGAGCUGGAUUAUUAAUGUCACAGGGUACAGAGAGCUGGAUUAUUAAGGUCACAGGGUGCGUAGAGCUGGAUUAUUAAUGUCAUAGGGUACAGAGAGCUGGAUUAUUAUUAUUGUUACAGGGUACAGAGAGCUGGAUUAUUAAUGUCACUGGGUACAGAGAGCUGGAUUAUUAAUGUCACAGGGUACAGAGAGCCGGAUUAUUAAGGUCACAGGGUACAGAGAGCUGGAUUAUUAAUGUCACAUGAUACAGAGAGCUGGAUUAUUAAUGUCACAUGAUACAGAGAGCUGGAUUAUUAAUGUCACAGGGUACAGAGAGCUGGAAUAUGAAUGUCACAGGGUACAGAGAGCUGGAUUAUUAAUAUCACAGGGUACAGAGGGAAACUGCUAUGUUUAGAAUAUGGUUAAUGCAGCCUCUAGUGGCUGUCCCUUGCGUGCUUGUCACUGUGAAAAUCACAGUGAGAAGACGCCAGUGUCCAUAGGAAAGCAUUGUAAAUGCGCAUUCAGCCGAUGACGUCGCUAUAGUGUUUUCCUGACACUAUAGUGAUCCUCUAUGUCUAGGAUAGCCUUAUGCCUAUCCCACGCAUGCUUAAACUCCUUUACUGUGUUAACCUCUACCACUUCAGCUGGAAGGCUAUUCCACGCAUGUAAAGUAAUACUUCCUAAUAUUAUUUUUAAACCUGUGCCCCUCUAAUUUAAGACUGCCCUCUUGUUGUGGUAGUUUUUCUUCUUUUAAAUAUAGUCUCCUCCAUUACUGUGUUGAUUCCCUUUAUGUUUUUAAAUGUUUCUAUCAUAUCCCCCCUCUCUCGUCUUUCCUCCAAGAUAUACAUGUUAAGUUCCUUUAACCUUUCCUUGUAAGUUUUAUCCUGCAAUUCAUCAACCAGUUUAGAAGCCCUUCUCUGAACUCUCUCUACAGUAUCAAUAUCCUUUUGGAGAUACGGUCUCCAGUACUGUGUACACUACUCCAAGUGAGGUCUCACUAGUGUUCUGUACAAUGGCAUGAACACUUUCCUCUUUGUAAUGUUAAUACCUAUCCCUAUGCAAACAAGCAUUGUGCUUGCAUUUCCUGCUGCUCUUUUACAUUGUCUGCCUACCUUUUAAGUCAUCAAAAAUAAUCACCCCUAAAUCCCUUUCCUCACAUGUUGAGGUUAGGACUCUAUCAAAUAUUCUGUACUCUGCCCUUGGGUUUUUACAUCCAAGAUGCAUGGUCUUGCACUUAUCCAUAUUAAAUGUCAGCUGAAGUAAGGCUUACUGGCCUAUAGUUGCCCAACUCCUCCCUACUACCUUUCUUGUGAAUGCUCACAACAUUCGCCAACUUCCAAUCUUCUGGGAUUACGCCUGUUAACAAUGAUUGGUUAAAAAAAUCUGUUAAUGGUUUUGCUAGUACACCACUAAGCUAUUUUAAUAACUUUGGGUUGACAGUGGCGCUUUACAUGCAAAAAGUGUCUGCUCUAACUAGUAAUAAGACUACUGAUUAUAGCAUGUGGAUCAACUUUUGGGUGCCAACACCUGGUCAGGUGGUUGAAUUAUUGCUAGAAAUGCUUUGGAAUAUCCUUCUGCUAAAAUUACUUUUGUAACUUUUUGUUUAUUUUUAUCUUUGCAGUACUUCAUCAUGAAUCUGCCACCCAACUUCGCUUUACACGGAAUUCCUGAGCAACUGGUAUGAAAAUUAUUUAAGCUUUUUUCAUAUUUGAUAUAAAUCUAUUUUAUCAACAUGUAAAGUAUUAAGCAAUUAUUUAAUGCAUUAUUUGAAUAUUGUGGAAUACAAUUUAAGUUUUAUAUAAGGAAAAGUAUACACAAGGGUGUCAUUGUUUUGUAGCUUAUUAUUACCCCACUGAAGGCUUACACUGGUGUUAUGAACUAUAGUCUUAUCUGUGUCCUUAGUCUGCGUCAAUAGACCCUAGGUUCAUUUCUCCGUUGACUUUGUAAAUGUAAUUGCAUCUCCACCCUCUACAACCUGAAAAUUAUGUUGCACUUCACACUCAAAUAAUGGACCAGUUGUUCUGAGAUGGUAUGAGUGAAUUGUGGUGCCUCAUCUUUUUCUGCAUUGGUAUUUUAAAUUUCCAAAUAUACGGCCCCGCUGAAGAACACAUUUUAAAUGUUCCAUAACAGAACAGCUUACAAUGUAAAUAUCAUACAGUGUACUUCACUGCUAAUUGUUAGAAAGACAUGCCAUCUUAUCUAUCAUUGGCUUUUGAACUAAGGAAUAUUUAUUUAAAAAAAAAAAAAAAGUAUGUCUAUAUUCUCAUUUAUGUACAACAUGAACAGUGUUGAAUGUUGUGGUUAUAUCUUUAAUUAUACCUCUGUGCACUUUGGUUUUUCAGAUAAGACAAAAUGCUUUGAAUCCAGGUUUUCUGCCCGCAAGCAAUUUCCAAAUUGAGAAACAGCAUUUUACAUGUCCUGUAAGUUUUUUUCCAUCUAAAUUUUAUUUUCCAGAUUUUUUGUUAAAUGGUUAACAGCUUGUGCAUCUGAAUCUGCAUCAAUAUUUAUUAGAGAUUUAGUGAAGUCAUAUUUAAGUCGCAUGUUCUCCCCGAUAACAACUUAAGGGAAAAUUGGAGGCAUCCAGACCACUUCAUGUCAUUGCAGUGGUCUGAGUGCACUGUUCCUAUAUUAUUAACCUGGCAAGUGAAAACAUUAUAGUUUCAGAGAAACUGUAAUGUUCAGCUUGCAGAGUCCAGACUGCCUCUAGUGGCUGUCUACUAGCAAGCCACUAGAGGUGCUUCCUGCUGUUUCACUGAGUUUAAGUCUGUGAAAAAAUGCUGCACAUCCUCAAACUUUGCAUGAGGACAUUCAGCGUCUUCAAAUCCCCCAUGUGAAAGCAUUGAUUCAGUACUUUCCUAUGGGGAAGGCCUAAUGUGCACACGGCACUCGACACUCAAUGCGCGUUAGGUUCCCUCUCAGCAUUGAUGUUGGUGGUGGCGUAGACGGAGAUGAGUACUUAAAGGAGUUUUUUUAUUUUAUUUAUAUUUUAACCCUUAAACUGACAGGUAAGAGGCACUAGUUCAGAUAGGCACUAGUCGUUAGUCCACUGUGCCGAGGUACUAUAGGGACAGAAGUUUUGGUUACUGGGGUAUAGCCCCUCCACCCUCUUCCCUAUUUUUGUGCCUCCUGUUAUACCUGUUUUUUGUAUAUAUGACAAGGAUGUUCUAAAAAAGUGGUUCCGAUACUCCAGCUGAUUUUUUUUGACACCUAAUGUGGUUAUGCUGUGGGACCCAGGGGCGAUUAGACAUCCCAAAUAGCAUUUUGUUUCUCCCUAUAAACUGAUUUUAAUUUUACCUUUAUUUUGUAAUCCUUAGAACCAAUAAAGGUAGGGCCUCCUUUCCAUUCAUUUUGUCGCUCUCCCAUCUAGGACUUUUCCUCAAGGCCGAUGCUUUUUUUUACAUAUUUUACUGAGAGUUAGUCCACUUUCUCUCGGAGACCAACAGUGGACACUUUUUGGAACUAAUCCACCAGCUCCUGUGUAUAUUUUUCUCUGCUGAUUGAGUCAUACCCUUGACUUUUGUCUACUUAUGUUUCAAAUUGUAAAAAAACAAAACAAUGCUACAGUUUUUUACUUUGGUGAAGUUUGACAUAUUUAAUACAUAAUGCUGGUCAGUAUUUGGCAUUCUGUCAUGACAUGUAUUUUCUGAAGUUCCAUAAAUCAAAUAUUGGUGAUGCCUUGAUUCAAAAAAUUAGAAAUGUUGGAAACCUUUCAUUUCUUCUGUGUGUAAUAUUGCCUCAAGCAAAUUAAUCUGUUAUGACCAGAAAUAAUGUAAGAUGGAUUUUUUUUCAUGUUAAAUGAAUGUCUAUUCAAUGUGUAUGAUACAUUUGCCAUGGAAAUUAUUCAUAAAUAUAUUGUUUUUCUCCUCAGGUUUGCUUGUUUACCUGUGAUACAUGUAGUAGACUCCAGGCUCACUUCCAAGAGACUGGACAUAAACCGACCACUGAGGAAGUGCUUGAGAAAGUGCAGGUAUUGUGAUUUUGUUUUUCUACUUUAUUUAAUGUAUUACCUUUCUUAAAUGUUUAUAGAUUUGUAAAAAUAGCUAGUUAUUUUAAAACUGUGUCCAAAAAAUUACCACCUUUCCUCCCUCUAAAAGAAAAAAAAGUGCAAAAAAACAUAAGCAGGUCCUAUUUAUACCACACAUGAUGAUAGAAAACUGGAAAGGUCCUCUGCCCGCUUUUCAUGAAGCACAUAUUUUAAUAAAGGGGAAAAUCUCUAUGCUAGCAGUAAUUUUUUUUUUUUUUUUUUAUUCAUUGUUAUGAUGCUUUGCUGGGAUUUUAUCACUAAACAUUUCUUUUUAUUAUUAUUAUUAUUGUUUGCAUAUGUUUAACAGACAAUAUUUCAAUGCCCCAACAGCACUGGCAAGACAGUUAAUUGGACAACACAUAUUAGCUACAAGGCAUUCGAGUAUACUGAACAUUUUUUUUAAUUUAGUGUAAAUUACAGACUAGGCAGAACAUGUCUAGGUUAACUAUUAAGCGAGAGAAACUAGGCUGUACAAAAUCCUAGGCAUAUUGAUAGAGGUAUGAAAAUAAAAUGAGUAAGACAGGCUAACAAAGUAUGUCUGAUGUGCUGGGUUGACUUAAAACUGAAUUAUAUUCAUAAAUAAUAUGAAAUAAAACAGAAUAACAGUUUGGUUGCACUUCUGCAGCAAAUCAGUUAGAUGGAGACUCCAGGCUAUUAAUGCUUUUGCCUACAAUGGUGCAGCACAUCAGUCCCAGUGAGCACCACAAGUGAGCAUUGUAUUAGAGGGCCUGCAUGGAGACGCUUAGCCGAUGCCUGUGAAUGGCAGACGGGCAACACUGAGACAUGAGUCUACGUAGGCUUGCGAGCCCUUCCUCUGAUGUCCCUGGAUCCGUGCUGGUGCUGGAGCUGCCAUUUUGAGCAGUUAGGAGACCGAGUGUCCCUGAUCGUUGGGCUUUGAGUCGGCCCAGUUCUGUCGCUGGUUCUUGUGGUGAGUGUGGGAGAGUUCAAUAUGAAUCUGUGGACCUGAAAGGGAGCUCUUCCGGGGUGGGUCAUGCCAGGGGUGCGUGGCCCUCCGGCAUGGUGCCAUCUCCUAGAUGGGGGAAGUAUGCAGGCGAGAGGGGGUAGCCCCAGGGUGAGUCUAUGUUAAGGCUGUGGGCGACUCACCAUUGUUCAAAGCUUUCGUCGGGUCUUCCGCCUCCCUCUCCCUGCUAUCCAGGUCACUCUCUGGGCGCGUACCAGUGCUGCUGGCUGUUGAGUAUCUUGGGACUGAUGUCGGUGGAACUUUUUCCGUAGUUCCCCCGCAGUCGGAGAUCUUGGCCUAGAAGUUGGCGAAUAGACGGUCUAGCUGCCCCGACUGUGGGUGCCGACAGGGUGGGGGGAGAGAAAGAGGAACAGGGUGUUCCAGGGAAACCUCCAGUAAAGUAGGCUGCUGGCGGAUGAGGGAUAGGCCGCCUACCCCGUACCCUCUGAGUAGGCCUCAGGUCUAGCCCAGAGCUCGUCUGAAGUGCGCCCGCUCAGCUUGGCUGCCAGGCUUCACCCACCACUAAACAUUUUUGAGCUUUGUUAAUCUUUUAGAUAUUCCUAUUAAAGUCCAUUUAAAUAAACUACAAAUAACCAAAAAUAUUUUUGUUCCUCCAUUGGAAGUUUAAUUUUAUGUCUGCAUUGCAUAUUGUUAUAUGGUGUGGGUGUUUUUUCCUUCUCUCUCUCUCUCUUUUUUUUUUUUUCCCUCAACAUUUGCAGAUGUGAAAUAUCUGGCAGAACAUUCCAGCUGUUCAAGAAAUGAUCUAAUCAGGGGAACACAUCUCUUUGGUUUGUUGCUUGAAGAAUCUUUGGAUCUUCCAAUGAAGCGCGCUAACAAAUAAAGUUAUAAAACAUUGUGACUGCAAAUUGCAGAUAAAAUGUUUCUGUUCAGUUUUUUGUUUUAUACUUUUUGGUUAGUGUCAUGUACAGGUCAGGCACAAAGCUUCAAAUUAUCAGCAAUGCCAUUGAGCUUCAUUUUUUACUAACUGGAUAUUUAAAAAAACAACAACAAAUUAAUGAGAAAAGAAAAUAAAAGCUGAUUGGAAGAACUCUCCAUACCUCACAACUCAACCCAUAUUCGUCCCUCCAAGCAAAGCAAGCCCAUUCACCCUCUCAUACAGAGUAACAUUCCAACAAGGACGACCAAAUGUUUUGAAAAGAUGCAGUGGAUUCUCUAGCCAUUAAACCGGUUCUCUCUUUGCUUACGAAGAAACAAUAGCUACGUGGGAAUUACCUGGUACCGCCACCCCUCUGUCACUGCGCUCUGCUCAGCCAGAGUAUAUCUAGCAAUAAAUUUAGUUUAUAUAAGAGAUGUACUUCUCCAUUCGUUUUGAUUGUAGCUGAUUCCACCGGUUUCGUGCGUAAAACUAAAGAUUGUUUUCAGAGUUCCGUGCUGCUAAUUCUCACAUAUAACUGUUUAACUGGCAAAUCCUAUCUCAUCGGCGUCUUAUAGCACUGCUCUUGCAGGGUUUAGAAAAAUCAAGACUAUCAAUUUUCUUUUUAAACUAUGGCUAAAAAUUCCAGAGUACUGUUCUAGUGUUAUUGAAAUGAAUAUAUCCAGGGGAUCUAUGUACUGAAAUACAGCAGAAUUCCUUCUUUAUAUGUACAGGGGGGGAAAAAAAGCAUACAAAUCUCAUGCUAAGUGGAAGUUCAAUAUUGCGAUCUGUUGAAAGCUGAUCAUGGAAGAUAUGUUGGAUUUGAAACCUUGUACGUGGACAACUGAAGAUAAUGUGCAUUUUAAGUUGUGGCCCAGAAGAUCCUGCUUAACUAUUCCUUUUUAUAAAGCUUUUUCUCUCUUGCAAAUGGAAUCACUCUCCUUAAAUUCUGCAGCUGACAAAUAGGCACCUUUGGUUCUGUUUUCUUUGUCUUUGUAAGAGUAAAAGGCGAAGUUGGGGUUGAUGCCAGGUGAAUUUGCAAAUCCAAAAGUUUUACAGCUUGGCUCUUUUACGGAGCUAUCUAGCCAAGCAAAAGCAUAUUUCACCAUGCCUCCAAAUGCAUCUUGACGAUCGUGUGAACUGCUAGCUAAUUCUCAAAGUUGAUUUGGCAAUGCACUUUAAAAGUAUGGGAAAUACAAGGUUCAAAAGCAUCUGUUGCAUUUAUGCAGCAUAAUCAAAAUUAAUGCAACUUGUCAUUAAUUGACAUAAAAUGGCGGUUAAAUUCCAGUGCUGAGGUAGUCAAGCACUGAUGGUGUUCAUGUGUCUAACAAUUGAGAAAAUGCUGCUUUGAAAUGUAAUGUUUAACAUGUAAACAAGCUUCCAUUCAACAUAAUCUUAAAGUGAUCUGAAAAAUUCAGUGUUCCUCACCAGAUCUUUACACCUCACAUCUGAAACUCAGAAACGGUUAGCUGGAUUCAGACGUUGCAACACUAGUAGUGAGCAUAUCCUUUGGGUUCCAUGAUGCGAUAAUGAAGACAAAACAGAUGAUCAUUUCAUUCUCUUUUUCUGCAUACUGAAGUAUGUUGAAGUCACCAGCCUCGAAGUUAUUGCAUUGAUAUCUUCAUGGGUUUCCGAUGAAAUUAUAAGCACUUUUGCUUAUAGUUUCUUUCUACGGUAAUAGAAUUUACUUACACAUCGGAGAGACAUAAAUUGUAAUCAUCUGAUAUUGUUAAAAAUAUUCAAUGUAGUGUGGUAACAUGUAAGAAUACCUCUUAGGUUUAUGUUUUUAUACACAAUGUCAGUGUAUGUAUUACAACAACUGUUUAAAUCCAUUAUAUUUUAAGCAAAUAAAUAUUGGAACUUCCUUAGCUUUCUCUCACCCCCACCAUCGCUCAUUAACUUCUCAGAAAUGCAUGUGUCUGCAGCAGUCGUAAUGCAAAUCUGUGGCCAAAAUAAUUGACUUAAUAUCAGGAACUUGAUUAAUAUGAAGAUUGAUGGCCGGCAAUUUGAGGUUUUAAAUAAUGCUAACAGGUCCACUUUAAGGAGUCCUGUGAGUAUAUUUUUGCCUCUCUCAUCAUGAUUGAGCUUUAUUUUCUCGCUGUCGAAGAUAUUUAAAAAAAAAAAAAAAAAGCGCCCCAAGCAAUGUCCCUCAAGGCUUAAAGUUGCCUUUUCUUCACUUAAAGCUUUCCUUUUAAUGUGUGUGCUUGUUUGUUUGUGCUACACAAUCUUUGUAGCCUCAUGCAUUUCUAUAUAUUUGUUAGACUCUUACUUGAAAAUGAUCGUCAUAAUGAAAAAUGGAAUGUUUCUUCCUAUCUUCCCUCUUUAUCCCACUUUAACCCCUUAAGGACACAUGACAUGUCAUGAUUCCCUUUUAUUCCAGAAGUUUGGUCCUUAAGGGGUUAAGGACACAUGACGUGUGACAUGUCAUGAUUCCCUUUUAUUCCAAAAGCUUUGGUCCUUAACGGUUUAAAAAGUACUCUGCUUUCGGACAAAUGACUGACCCUCCACCAUUAUGACAUUUGCUACUUGACACUCAGUGGAAUCCUAAAAUAAUCCUACAGUAUACAUGCAGGUAGGGAUAAGCGGAUGUAAUUUCUUGUCAGGUUGGCAAACUGACUAUGCUAUACAUACUAACUUGAUAAUAAACACUCAAAAUAAGUGAUAAAAUAGACAUUUGUAAUAACAGGCUUAGAAAAUGUAUUGUUUGUUUAUGUAUGUAACUAGAAGAUUUCUAUUUUCAAUACUUUUUCUUUGAACAUUUACAAACUUGCGUCUGACGAAUUUUACCUUUUACUUCAAUAAACAGUGUAAAGGCUUCAAUUUCAGUCUGGUCUGAAAAGUCUGGCCUUUAUGCUAUAAUACCACAAAUAAUAAUGUUAUUGGUUGUCACUUCCAUAAAAUUAACAAAUUCUUCUCUUUUGUUUUGGGAUUGACUUGCAUCUUCACAAUAAAAGAAUGACCCUCCACAGUUCAGGUCAGGUAAGAGUGAACUAUUUGUAUAUCUUUUAAAGUUAUUCUUCAUAUCUGUGCACCUACUAAGUUUUAGAGUGCUGUUUUUAAUGGCCACUUAGGUUACAAGAUGCAUUGCCGUUUUUGAGAAGCUUCUGUUCUGCAAACUGGAAAAAAAACCAAUUUAAAUGGCUUGGAUUUGCUAUUGCGUUAUACUAAAUGAAUUUAUAAUUCAAGUUUCCAUAUUUCUUUACAUAUACAGUUCUGGGUUUUAGCCAUUUUUUUUUUUAUUUUUUUAUUCUUUAGUUUGGUUCACACUGCAUGGGAAGUGUACAAUACAUAUCAAAAUGAAAAUAUCACAGAGAAAUGCCAUUUAGGGCCACAUAUCAUCAAACAAUCAGCAACAUGCAGUGUGUGUUUUUAUAUAUAUGAAAGAAAAACUGGUGUAAUAUUGGUGUUACAAAAGGAAAGCUAAACAUAUGCCUGGGGUAACAAUCUGAUCUAGGCAGUAGUAGGUUACAUGGCAUAGUUUAGUUGUUUCAUAAUAGGUUAGAUGUACAAGAGUAUGGUACCAUUGGGUCCUCACAAUAUAGAGUUGCAACAUAUAAAAAAUAAAAUAACGUUUGCACAACAAGUUAUAAUCUGUGUGAGCAUUAUAGAGCAAGUACACAGAUAUAAAGGAUGUCAAUGGCAUUCUGCAGGCUGGUUAGUGAGAAAACAAUGCUUAUGUCUGGGGUUAUCUAGUCUAGGCAAUGGUAGAUUAGCUGGCAUAUUAUAGGUGCAGUUUAUCAGCCGAUGUUAUCACAUUGCAACAGAAUAAAAAACAAGUGUUGGCACAAAAAGAUAAUAGUGAAAUAAAAUAUAAUUCAGAUCAGUGUGAGUAUUAGGCUGGAUGAUUUAAAUACACUGCUGUAGGCAGACAUGUAGGCUAUUAUUAUAAUUGCCAUUUAUAUAGCGCCAACAGAUUUCGUAGUGCUUUACAACAGGGGGGAUUUAACUAUAAAUAGGACAAUUGCAACAAAACUUACAGGAACGAUAGGUUGAAGAGGACCCUGCUCAAAUGAACUUACAGUCUAUAGGAGGUGGGGUAUAAAAUACAUUAGGACAGGAAAUGGCAAUCAAAGGUGGAGAAAGUAAAGUGCUGCCCUUUAGGAGAGAACAAGAGACAGGUAUGUGAGGUAGAAGUUACUUUGGGGAGGCCAUAAGCUUUCCCAAGAGAUGGGUUUUAAGGCACUUCUUAAACGAUUGAAGACUAAGGGAGAGUCUGAUGGCGGUAGGCAGGCUAUUCCAUAGGAAGGGAGCUGCCUGCAGGAAUUACUUCAAGCGUGAGUUGGCCGUACAGACAUAAGGUCACGGGCAGACCAGAGAGACAGAGAAGGGGCAUACGUAUGGAUCUGUGAAGAGAUAUGAGAGGCUAGAAUUGUUCAGUGCUAAGUGAUAGUCGGAUUUCUGAAUAGCAAGGAGCCUGUGGUGUUAAGUCGUAAGUCAACCAAUGCCUUGGCUUGGGGGUAGGUGAUGGUAAUUGAGCGGUUUUAUGAGGCAGGAUCCAAGCCUGACAACACCCAGGGCUGCAUCCUAAAUCCACGAAUUCGGGAUCUCGGUACUGAGUCCAAGUUCUUCAAUUUCGGCAGUUCUUCAAGUUCUGCGGUGAUGGAUCAUCUGUCAGUGGUCGAUGCGCUGGGAUAUUAUUCCUACUGGCUUUCAGCCAAGGUAGGUCAUGGUAGGAAGACUAAAACACUGAAAUGGAAUUUGCACACAUGGGGGGGUCCGCUCACCUCCCUCCUCUCCUCUCUCCCAAUUCAAAUGGAGUCGGUGCUGCCUCAAGACAGGCUGAUAAUUUGGCCUAGAAGCUAUGGAAGAUCUCGGUCAGACGCUGCAGUAUAUGCUCAGUUGCGCCUUGUGGGAUUGUUAUAGGCUUUUGCCCACGAGUUGGCAGUGUGUCCACCAGCUUGAGGGGAUCUACAAUGCCCAAGAUUUGUGUCAGUGCAGAUGCUCAGAGUCAGUAGAAGUCAGUGAGGCUCACCAGUGGGGACCAGAAUAACCCCUGCCAGUCGCGGGGGAAAGACAGCUCUGCACAAAUUUCACCGCGAAGGUCAGAGAACUGGGAGAGCGGCCGCCUCUCCUCAACUUAAACUUGAGUGGCCCGCAAGCCUCUGUCCGGGUAAUCUGGCGCUAAACAAACUCAAAUAGGGUAUCCCAGAUGCACCGAAGUCAGCUUAGCAGGGUGAGUGCUGAAUGGGGUCAGUAUGAACAUGUGGCACGCAGUUACACACAGCUUUUCGGUACCUGAUGCAGGAGUUCUCACAAAGCACGUCUGGUCUGCUCAGCAGUCAGGCUGCACCCCAGCUAUUUUUAAACAAUAUUAAUUUGUAUUCAAAAUAAGGAGUUUGUAAGCACAUGUAUUACAGACUCUCUAUUUUGAAUACAAAUUAAUAUUGUAUAAAAAUAGCUAAAACCAAGAACUGUAUAUGUAGAGAAAUAUGGAAACUGAAAUUAUACAUUAAUUUAAUAUAAAGGAAUAGCAAAUCAAAACCUUUAUGUUAAUAUUUCAUUAAUGGCUGAAAUUAAUAAGUCUGCUAAUGUAUCAAGAACAUAAUUGUCAAGGUAAGUUGUAUCCAUUGAGUUUUAAGUUUAUCUGUUUAUCGUGUAGUUUGGGCGUGUUUGUUUUUUAAAUCAGUUUUUAUUCUAUAUCUAUUGUAAAUGCAUACUUAAUGCAAAAAUCAUCUAGUUUGUUUAGGUUCAGAUUUACAUAUUCAAUCCAUUUUCUCUCAAUCCCUCCCUUCCUCCCUUUGCAUUUUUCCUAACUAUUUUCUUUUUAAUAGUUGUAUUACGACAUUUUGCCUCUAGCAGCUGCCAAUCUUUUCAGUGGAAUAGUCUUAGCAUGUAGUUUUUGUUACUUUUGUAACUGUAAUACCUCGAUGUAAUACUUUUUAUAUCCACUUUUUACAUAUGGAUAACGGCAGCUCAGUUUUAUCUCCACUCUUCUGUGCGGACAGGCAGCACUUUUCCGAAUUUCAUUUUUUUAAAAUUUUCUUUAGAAAUAGGUUCAUUCCACCCUUCAUUCAUUUUCUCCAUGGGUAUGCAGUGUUUGAUUCAACCAAAAAUACCCCAGUCUCUUUCUGUUACUUUAAGUACUGAUGCAUUAAUUCUUAUCCACUGUCUCUUUUUUUUUUUAAAUAAGUGUUUACUCCUUUAUAAAAUACUUAUUUUAUAUUCGUCAUGAAUGAUUAUUUUUUCUUCAAUAACUAAGAGUAGUAUUUGUUUGUUGUCUGUAAAAGAUAUAUUAACAUUCAUUGAUAUAGGACCUAUACUGUUUGUGGAAAAUAAGAUCUGGUGAUGGCUUAGCCCUUAUUAACAUAUGCUGUAUGAUAAAAGUGUGUGUUCAACUUAAAAGGGACAUUCAAGUUGGAGAUGAAGCCAUUUUGAUAAAUCAUUAAAGAAUACAUCUUCCUCUUUUAUUCCUUUUGCAGAAUUUCUCUAGGCUUAAAUCCAAUUCCUCCUUAGUCAACAAGGAUUGUUGUCUGAUACAUUUCAUACAAUACCUGCCUAUUCAAUGAAACCAUGAAGUAUGUGAAACUGGAACGCUCAUGCAUGAGCAUUAGAUCUGUUUAUCCACAUGCAUGGGUGCUAGCCUCACCUGUAGUGCAUAAUCAACUCCCAUUGAAUCUAGUGUGGUUAUGCACGUGUUUAAGGAUUUAGCUGUGUGUUCUUUGACAUCAUUCUUGACACAGCUAUGAGUAAUAUUAUACUAAGAAUAAUCUUAAGUCACUGGUCACUUCACUUGAAAUUGCACCAUUAAACUCUCCUGUAACUUUUGAUACUCAAAGCGACCACUAACAACAUUGGCUUAAUGAAGUCGUUUUAGUGUAUAGAUAGUGCUUCUCCAGUGUCAUAGUUCAAUUCUCUUCGGUUUAGAAGUUAAAUCACUUUGUUUAUGUUUUAGUUCACCACUCCUGUCUUCGACUGUUGGGAUACAGUAUAGUAGAUGAAACCCACAAUAUAGAAAAGGGCCGUAAGCACAAAAUCAGGUUUGCAAAUAAGGUGAAAUGUAGAAUAGUCAGAAAAGCCAAAGGUCAGGCAGCACAGGAUCGUUGACAGGAAACAGGCAAGGAUAAAAUACCAGGAAUAUAAUAUACCAGUCACUGAAGGGGUUAACACAACAAGAGCACAGAAUAACUGAGCAACGAGUCCCAAGAGCAUAGCUGUUUAAAUCGGUUCGCCUCCUUUACAUGAUUCUUUAAUCAGUCCCGACCUCUUCUCCUUUAAGAAGGCGUCGCUUCGCUGUAGUGCACCUAAUGUCCUUCCUGUUGCUCCACAAAUUCGCCAUGUGGAAGUGAAGGUCGCCUUCCGGCUAUGUGGUGCAAUAAAUGGGGAGACAUUCUGUCAGUCGGCAGUGGCGGCAAAUAGGUCGACUUCAAUGAACAGGAGAAAGAUGUGCUGCGGCGCCUCCUCGAACAGAGAGUUUGAUGCUGAGCGGGGUAAUGAGACUGAGCAGCUGGGCCUGACAGCCUCCCUUCGCAAUUCUUGUUUCAUGUCUUUCCAGCAUAUUCUGUCGUUCAAGCUUAAGAUUUCAUAAUAUUUGUUAAAACUGGCUCCUUACUAGCCCUGCAAUUCUCCAACUGACUUUCUAUUGUCAUUGUCUCAAUUAUGCAAACAUUCUACAAUAUGCAUACCUGGUGAUCACCCCAGUUAACCAACAUUCUUUACUUCUACACUAUGCUCUGUUUGGUGUUUGUAUGAAUUGGGAAGAGCUGUCUUCCAGACAGUAUAGAACAACUGUUACUAGACAAGUACGCUGAAGAAGUCUUCUUGUGGAUCCAUGAUCGUCUGUGGUGGUGCUUUGAGAAAGUGGAUGUUGUAGAGGGACAUGGUCUGGAUCCCAAGCAAGGUACGAGUCACUCUGUUCCCAUUACAAUUUUCCCUCAUCUGCCCACCUUAUGCAUGAUGCCUUACAGAGAAUCUUGAAUUUAAUUCCUCAACUUGACAAUAAUGAAGUUGAGGGUGUGCGCGGUUUAAACUAAACUAGAAUAUUCUAUUAGUUUCAUGUGUAUUUUGUGUAAAUACAUUUAAAAAAGCAAAGCGAAGAAUGUUCCUGAAGAAUAAUGCUAUUUUUAAGCAUUAUUUACUAAACUACUUCUUGCAGACAUGAUAUUGGUAGGUUGGGUAAACCCUAGAUCCAGUCUGGCUGCCAGCAGAUUGAUGUUCAUCAAAUAAUCAUUAAAGUCUAUUGAUGAGUGUCAUGCCACCAACUUCCAAGUAGUAGCUGGUUAAAAAUUUAAGGUCGCACACUAUUUGGAGUGCAUUAGAGUGCAUUUUUCCCACUUUUGGAUUCCGCUGAACUGUUCAUUUUUGAGAAACCUUUAAAUGCAUUCUUCACGACUCUAAGGCACUAAGGUCUCAUUCAGCAUUUCUUUCUGAGUCGGUACCUAAAGCAUCUGCAAAUGCUGGGAUUUGUAAGCAUUUAACUGUUGUGAAAUUUUCACUCAGACUUUCUGUGAAUGUUUCAUUUUCAAAUUGGGAAAUUCAACACACACUGGUGUGCUUUGUAUGCUGUAUUUCAUAUGAAAACACAAUAGUCAUCUUCUACUGCAAAAAAAGAGCACAUUUGUUUAAGGAUAAUUCUUAAUUUCUUUAAAGAAUUUACUUCAAUGUUCAACUACUAUGCUGAAGCCAGAUGAAGAUUUUUCAGUUGUUUUUAAGGUGUAAUGCAUCAUUUUGAGGAUGUGCAAAAAUAACUUAGAUGUUCAUUGUACCAAAUGCAUACAUUUGCAUGGAAACUAUCUGAAAUUUCCAUCGUUCAUCGGGACUUGCCAUGAACCUGUGGGCUAUUGUUCUGUUCUUAGUUACAAGUCAAGUAUUUACUCUUGCACAGCUCUACUUGUAAAUGUUUAAUUAUGGGUUAAAUUGCCUUUUUUACCUUGCGCUGUUCCCAUGUCUCUCCCUCCCCACAGGAACAGAAAGUGAGAAAUCUUCAGAGUCCUUAACCUGCAGUGUUCUAGGUAUGCACUAAGAACAUGUGAAGAGAUGUUCCUACACAAAUGUAUGCUACCACACUCUACUGCUACUGGAAGAGCGACUGGCUACAAGUCUGACUAGAUGCUUUGUUCUUCCAGACAUCAGACAUUUUUAAAAUGCACAUUUUGUUUGCUGGCAAAUUUGGAGAACACAGUCAAAAGAUCAGCAUAACUUGAAAACCAUUCAACAAGUGAGUAAUCUCACUUGAACAUAAUGAGUUUGCUUGUUUCACUGCUGUUACUUUGGAGUUUUGCCAUACUGGACAUUCUCUGUCAGACUCAGAAAUACCAUGGUCUUUUGCUGUGCAAGUCUCUCUGUUUUUCAUAGGUUGCUGAAGAAAUAUGUUGCACGAUCUACAAAUGUAAACAUAUUCCCUUUGUUGGGUUUAUUUUUACAAUGGUGGAUUAUUUUGAAUUCCUGGCUUUGCCACAAAUUUUUUUCACAUAGUCUCCUCUGCAGGCAUUAUAAAUAGCACUGGGCAUUCUAUGCCUUCAGUCAGACGGACUCUGAGAUCUUUCUUCCCAUGAUGGUGAUAUCUGCUGUGUGAAAACGUGGAAAUUGUUCCCAAAGGAUGGAUCAGCCUAACAUUUUUUCCAACGGAAGGUCUCAUUCCUUUUUAAAUAUGAUUUGAUUUCAAGGGACUGUUCUUAUUCUCCCAGUGGUUCCUGUUUUUGUUAAUUAACCAUAACAACAUUCCAGUAUCCGAAGUAAUGCAGCUGUGAGAAGUUUUGGAGUCUAUUGGACUUUGUUUACAUAUACAAAUGCUUUAAUACAUCCAGUAGAAAACAGAACUCUUUCAUGAGCCGAGACUGAUUCCCUCUCUCUAUAGAAGGUGAAGAUGUCAAUUAUUGUUCGCAAAUUUUUCAGCAAAAAAAAGUAGAUGAACAUGACAAUGUGAAUACUUUAUGCACUUUUCAAAGCAUCCAUUUAUCAUUGAAAAUAACACAACUGCACGUCUAUUAGUCUUUUUAACAAACUUAAUCAUUAUUAGCAGAGCUUUCCAUACUGCAUUUCCUGCUGACACCCUGCCCUGGGCAUUUAAACCGAGGCCGUAAAAAAGAAUAGUUAAUAAACAAUUCUGUCUGAUGUAAAAGUUGAAGGUUCUGAAUGUGUAAAUUAAAAUGUCUUGUUGGGCCGGUGUGUUUACCUAAGCCAUUUUUUGCUGCAAAAUAGUGGCAUGUAAGAAAUGGUUUGUGGAGUGCUGAUUGUAUCCUUAAACAGUAGCUGACUCUCCGUACCUUCCUUAAAGCGUGACAAAGGUAAUGUUUCAGCAGUUAAAGGUGUUGUGUUUUGUUUUUUCUUGUUGAUUGUUCUGCUUCCCAUUCUAAUGUUUUUCUCCCAUGCAGCAUUAUACCAUCCUUUUACAGCACUCUCCCCUAGCUUCCCAUAAAUGAUUGUUGGGGGAAAUCUGUCUCAUGAUGUAAUUUUGUGUAGUGUAAUACAUUUAGUCCAUUGCUGGAGGUACAUUGUCUUUACUUAAAAAAAAUAAAAUAAAAUAAAAAUAAAAAAAACACCCAAAAUGUUUACAUGGAUGAAUGUACUUUAUAGAUGCAAAAUUGCAAAUGUUAACAUUGUAAUGUUGUUUUAUUUUUAAUUCUGACUUAUUUUGCUCUUUAGUGUGAACAUAAGGAUACACUAAGCACUAUAACCACAAAAGCUGAUUGUAAUGAUUAUGAUUUAAAGAGUCAUGGGGUGUGUUCCCUGGGUUGUUUCAAACUUUUUGAGCAGUUGACAAAAGCUGUGUCCAGCCCUGGCAGCCAAGUAUAGCUUACGAGUGUUUGGGUGGUAGCUCAAUGCACUGUCUAUUCCAGAAGUUCAAGUUGGAUAGACAAUGUGGGAUCAAGCAGCUUAACCCCUUCCCGACCGUGGACGGAAAUUUUCCGUCAACCUUGUCCUUCAGUUAAGGACCGUUGACGGAAAAUUUCCGUCAUUUUCUUAAGUUAAUCCCAGAUCGCCGCGAUCGCGGCAAUCGCGGGGUUAACGGUGCUCCGGUCUGCCUCUGCAUUAGAGGCAGACCGGGAGCACCCGAUCGGGCUGCCCCAGCACCGGUGCUCGCUCUGACAGCAUGUCAGAGCGAGCACAUGUGCUCCACAUACUCACCUUCCGCCUCCCUGCACUUCCGGGUUCUGUGUGAAGUGCAGGGAGACGGAUCAGUGCUGAUCUGCUUCCCUGUGUAAAAAAAAAAAAAAUUAAAGUUAAAUCCCAGCCCCCCUGCCCCUGUUUUAAUAAAAUUAACCCCUUCCCUGCCAAUUGAUCACUGACUACAGUGAUCAAUUGGCAGGGUAUACAUUUUAAUGUCAUCUGAUUUUUUUUUUUUAACCCCUGAGGGUUAAUUAUUUUUUUUUUAACCCUCAGGGGUUAAAUUUAUUUUAUUAAUUAAUUUAAAUAUUAAAAAAUUAUAUAUUUAGCUAGCUGGGAUGGGUGGAAGUUAGUGGGGAAUUGGGGAAUUUGGUGUUAGGCUAACUAGGGGUUAACGUUAAAAAAAGUUUUAAAAUAAGCUUUAAAAAGGUAAAAAAAAAUUUUUUUUUAAAUGUUUUAGUAACGUUUAAGUAAAAAAAAAAAAAAUACCACCCCCUUUACCCAGUCUAAAUAAAAAUUAACCCCUUCCCUGCCAGCUGAUCACUGCCUACAGUGAUCAAAAUACAGAUCACAGUAUUAUACUGUGAUCUAAUUUUUUUAACCCCUGAGGAUUAACUUUUAUUUAUUUUUUUUAACCCUCAGGGGUUCCAUUUAUUUAAUUAAUUAAUUUAAAUAUUUUAUAAUUAAAUAUUUUGCUAGCUGGGGUGGGUGGGAGUUAUGGGAAAAUGGGGAAUUUACGGUUAGUGCUGCUUACUGCUAGUUAGGGGUUAACGGUAAAAGAAAAGUUUAGAAAAAAAAUUAAAAGUGUAAAAAAAGUUAAGAUAGUGUAAAACAUUUAAUAAGUAAAAAAAAAAGUUUAAAAAUGGGUUUUACAAAGUAAAAAAAGUUUUACAAAGUAAAAAAAUACAUUUAAAAAUGCUCAUUACCACUACACUUGGUACAAGCUAGCGGAAAUAUUAUCCCACGCUAAGGUUCAAAAUAUGCCUUUUGAAUUACCCUGGGAUGUCUUCUUUAAGAAAUGAUAUGCCUUUAUGGUGUAAUUGGAUGAUAUAGCCUUGUAAAAUACUCUAAAAUGGGACAUGGACACAGCGUAAAAAUUCAAAGUUUGGAAAAAACUGGAAUGGCUGUGUCUCAAAUGUGCCCCUUCAAUGUCCACAUAUACCUGGCAAAGGUACAUACGGGGGUAUUGAUGUACUCAGCCGACAUAGCUGAGCAACAUAUGAAGUAGUAUACAGUCGUAGUACACAUAAGGUUUGCAAAAUAUACUGCGCAAACUCACUUUGUGUGUCAAAAAGGCAGAAAAAAUGCUUAUUACCACUACACUUGGUACAAGCUAGCGGAAAAAUUAUCCCACGCUAAGGUUCAAAAUAUGCCUUUUGAAUUACCCCGGGAUGUCUUCUUUAAGAAAUGGUAUGCCUUUAUGGUGUAAUUGGAUUAUAUAGCCUGGUAAAAUACUCUAAAAUGGGACAUGGGAACAGUGUAAAAAUUUAAAGUUUGAAAUGAACUGGAAUGGCUGUGUCCCAAAUGUGCCCCUCCGAUGUCCACAUAUACCUGGCAAAGGUACAUACGGGGGUAUUGAUGUACUCAGCCGACAUAGCUGAGCAACAUAUGAAGUAUUAUACAGUCGUAGCACACAUAAGAUUUGCAAAAUGUACUGCGCAAAUUUACUUUGUGUGUCAAAAAGGCAAAAAAACGCUUAUUACCAUUACACUUGGUACAAGCUAGCGGAAAAAUUAUCCCACGCUAAGGUUCAAAAUAUGCCUUUUGAAAUACCCUGGGAUGUGUUCUUUAAGAAAUGGUAUGCCUUUAUGGUGUAGUUGUAAUAUGUAGCCUGCUCAAGUGCUCCAAAGUGGGCACGGACGCAUCAAAACCCUCCAUGAAAAUUCACACUUAAAAACCUUAACUUGUUACGUCUCUUUUAUAGCAGUGUAACUUCACAAAAUAGUGUCUAGGUCAUACAUUGGGCAUAUUGUUUUACUCAGAAGACUUAGCUGAGCAUAAUUUGGGGGUUUGAACUUAGUGGCACAUAUGAAAUGUACAAAAUGCCCAGCAAAAAUGUAAUCCGUAUGUAAAAAAUGCCCAAAAUUAUUUUUUACCACAUACUUUGGCAUAUAUUGGUGAAAAAAUGGGGGCAUGUUAAGGCACAAUAUGCACCAUAUGAGAUACCCUGGAGUGUCUACUUUUAUAAAUGGUAGGCCUUUGUGGGUUUUUUUGAACAGUCAAACUGCUAUAAUACCCCAAAUUGAAGCAUAGGCCCAUUAAAUCCGCCUCUCAAAAUUCUACUGUAAAUGUUGAAACGGACAGGUCUCCUAUAUGGCACUGUAGCUUCACGAAAUAGUGCCAAAGACAUACAAUGGGGGUAUCGUUGUACUCAGCAGAAGUAACUGAACACAAAAUAAAACUUUGUACAGGAAUAGCACACACCAACUUUACAAAAUAUACAUGGGAAGUUCUUUGUUAUAAGUUUGUGUGCCAAAAACUCCAAAAAACUAAAUUUUACUCCAAUAUUUAGCAGAGAUUGGCGGUGAAAUGGCUACUUAGAAAGUGUCAAAAAAACCUUAGGACAAUAGCCUGUGAUGUCUACUUUAUAUAAAUAUAUACUUUUGUGUGGCAAUUUUGUUUUCUUUUAUGGCUAUUAAGCUUACAAGACAAACAUACAAAAUUCUAAAAUCGCUCUACAUUAAAAGUUUAUUUUACUCCUUGUGCUUUAUGACCUGUAACUACCAAAAAAAACUUUAAAUCCCAGACACAUUAUAUAUUUUGUAAAUCAGAACAACUAAAUAAAUUUAUUUUUAAUUACUUUCUUUAACCUGCACUAAUUAGGCACACAUUAUUAUUGCAAAAACUGUACAAAAAACACAAAAUUUUUCUUUUUUUUGCAUUUUUCUGUAUUUUUUAAAUAAUAAAUAAGCAUUUAUAUAUAUAUAUGUUACAUCAAAUUAAAGCCCUUUAUGUCCUUUAAAAAACAGUAUAUAAUAUGUGUCGGUGCAAUAAACGAGAGAGAUGCAAAUUGCAGUUGAACGCAUACAGCAAGAAAAUGCAAAAAUUGCUUGUGUCAUUAAGCGUAAGACAAGCUUCUGAAGCUGUGUCCUUAAGGGGUUAAUACAAGCUAGUGUGGUGCCACCUAAAGACUCUUUGUGCAGUAAACACUACAAUGGCCAAUAAUGUUGUUUGAUCUGUACUUUUUAAUGAAUGAAAAAAUUAAAAUAUCUUGUACUGUUGUGGGUGCAAUACUCUUGUAUGCAAAGUUUUAUUUGUUCCUGCUAUAAAACGUUUUUUGUUUUUUUUUUCCAUACCUGCUGUGUCAAUAAAGUAAAGAGAGUUUUGUACCUGUCCCCUGGGAAGGCCUGUCAGUACCUAGAGACUUUUUACAGGGCAUCGCUCAUGCCCCAAAUAACUUAUGUUCAUUAGAUUGAGUGUAAAAUUCUAUCUCUACAUUGUACUUGUAGUUUUGCUUGUAAAUAUAUAGAUUAGAAGAAAAACCUAUUUAAAAAUAUGCUUUUUUUCGAGCGGUUAGUCAAUGCCAUGGCAUGGCAAGUCAUUGACUGAAAAGGGAGAGCAAUAAAAACCUCCCACAGGGAUUGUUUGGCUCUCCCAGGCAUAACAACCACAGCACAUGUGAUUGCUAUAGAAACUCCCUAGCCAAUGCUUCUAGCACCGUCUAGGAAGUAUAGGAAUGGAGGGAUGUGAUGUCACUCUGUUCAUACAUCAUGUAUCUUUGUGAUGUGAUAUAUAUGGGAGUGAUUUAAGGUAAGUUUUUUUUUAUUUUUUUUUGUCAACAGGUUCAAUGCAUAAAAUACAUAGUAUAGAAAACCUCUGCUUUCCCCAGUAUCUGCAUGUCUUUCAUAGUUAAAGAAUAGGCAGGAACUCACAUUUUUGUCUUCAUUAUGAGCAGAAAAUGAAAAGACAGAGGCUUUUGUUCUCAGGGCUCUGCACCCGUUCUUUGCCCACCUUGGUUUGGUUAUUUAAAUGAUUUGGCUGUCUUCCUCGGUUCUGCAUGCUAGACAGUGUUUCCGUCUUCAUUGCGUAGCCAAGAAGGCUUAAUGUAGUAGUUGUUCUGGUGUCUAUAGCUUGUCCCUGAAGGCAUUUCAAUGUAAACACUGCCUUUUCAGAUAAAAUGCUUAGGGCAAUUCUUUAAGGCUUUCUCCAGAAUGAGACUAAGAAUCCAUGAUCCUCCUUGAGACUUAAACUUGGUACUACUUGCAGUAACACAACCACUGUUUGAACCUAUGGAUGCACAUGUAUUUACUAGGAAUCUUUCUCUCAGGAAUCAUUAUUUAGGCGCAAAGUUCUUAAAGCUGUUGUAUUAGUACUCUCUCUCUUGUUCUUACUGCUGCUAUCUUAUGGAAAAAUUAAUUUUACUUGAAUUAAAAUUGCUUUUGUAUAGGAUUAUCAGCAGUAUUGGUUUGUUUAUUAAUUAAAGUUGUUUUGUAGUUUUUCAUAAAUUCUCAUGCCGUCAUCUCUGGGUAAGGCUUAGUGGUUUGCUGUUUAUUUAAAAAGCAUGGGAGUUGGAUUUAGGGGAUGUGCUCUCUAUUAUGUAUUUAAAAUGUAUCUAGUUUCUGCUUUUCUUUCACAGGGUGAUACAGACUAAGCAACAGUGUGCGUAAAAAUCAAUUUUUACAUUUUAUAAGGCUACUUAAAAUCGCCUAUCUCCGCAAACCAAUAUGGGCAUUCAGUUACACCAUAUGGCCAUAUUGUGUUAAGCCCACCACUACAUCACAGUACCACAAAAUUGGUAGGUCCUACAAUGUUCUUCCCGGGUGUUUGCACAACCCUCUUGUUCUUACUGCCAAAAAUCAUAUGCAAAAGCAAAUUUAUGGCAAGUAAAGUAAAUCAAGUUAAUGGUAAAUUUGGGUAUGGUUUGACAUGCCAUUCAUUUGAAACUACCAGGGCAGUCAGAUUGACAGGAUAGGUUAAAUUUCUAACUGCUCAUCUUUUACACUGAACUGAGAGAAUUCUGAUUUUGUUGAGCAGUUAUAUUAAUUGUUUUUUGUUUUCCUUUCCCUUACUAUAACUUUAUCCUUAUAACAUUGUCUACUUUUCCUCAUGACUACCAGUACAGUGUUUAAAUGAAAACAUCCUAUGUCACAUAUGAAACAGGAAAGAAAAUAAUUAUUUUUUGCCCUUCUCCAUAUUUACCUACUACAUUAUACUUCUUUUGGAAUGUUCUCCAUAUAUAUAUUUGGAAACUUUUCAAAUGUUUGAAAAUAGUGCAAACUUCUUUGUUGGCCAAGGUUAUGCUACCGAAGUAAGAAAAGUUCUAUCUGUUCUAAGUUCCAAGUUCUAGGUCUAUAGUCAUUGUUUUUUUUGUUUUUUUUUCCUUUUCCUGCUCUCUUACUAUACCUUUCUCAAUAUGUUAUUCAAGGCCUGAUGUUUACCAUCUCUUAAUUUUUCUAGGCCUCCUACAGGUCCCAUUCAACCCUACAACCACCCACCCCACCUCCACCAUUUUGUAUUUAUCUAUGACUUGUAUCUUAGUAGUCUGUUUUAUAUUUGCAGGCUGGGUGAAAAGCAAGCCACCAAAGCGUAUACAGUUCUUGAAAGAUUAUAUGAAACAAGCCGACAGAGAGCCUAUCAUUGGUAUGUUUUUGUUUUGUUUUAAACGUUUGAAAAAAAUCAGUUGUGUGAGUAGGUGCUUAUUUACUUAUUUACCAGUGGUUCCCAAACUUUUUAGGUUCAAGACGCCCUUAAUAUGUUUCCAAACGCCUCAAGUCAAAUAAUUUCUAGGUUGAAUAUAUGUACAGCGAUGCGGCUUAUACUGGGCCCCUGUUCAGCAGAAAUGUUUCCUGGUCAGCGGCAGAUCCGGAACCUAAUCUUGGGAGGGGCACUGGUAGAUUAUUUAAAGAAACAAUCCAGGCACAAUAACCACUUUUUUUUUAAUUUCCUUUUAAUUAAAAAUUAUUUUCAUGAAGUCCCGGUGGUCCAAGUGGUGAGAGUGCACUCUAGCUAGGAUAGAGUUUAUUCUAGAGAGAUUCAGAGUGUUGCCGUGGUAACCGCGGCAAUGCUCAAUGCUCGCAUGAGGAGAACCCGGGGGAGCUGCAUGUUAGAGCUCCCCCUGGUCCUCUCUUUCACCCCUGACAGCUACAGCAUUUCAGUGCUUGUGGGCCGGUGAGGGAGAUCUCUGAUCUCCCCUCUGGUCCUGCAGAUCCGGCAGGGAAGAGCUGGGCACGGUAAGAUUCCCAGUGCUAUGAUUAUAGCACCAUGUAAACAUUUAACGGCACAUAGUUUGUGAACCGUUGUACUAGACAGAUGAUAACAGUUAAAAAAAAAAAAAAAAAAGUGUAUUGUGAGUUUAUUGCUCCCCUUUUUUCACCACACAUAAAAUCAGGAGGGUGUCUUCAUGUGAGUGUUCCAAAUUAAAACAUUAUGGCUUUUUUUUUCAGUCUAAAAUAUCACCUAUUUCAAUAUUCUAAGUGUUUAUAUGUGCUGUUACACAUCUGUGUAAACACAUACACAUUAUCAAAGGGUUCUUUUUAAGUGAAGUUUCAUUAAAAUUUGAUUUCAACAGUCUUUCAAUUUCGAUGCCAUUAUAAUAACUCAAGUUUAAAGCAACAGAUUUUCCAUUUUCCCCUUUAUUGUUGUUAAGGAUCGGAAUACGUGACAGAAUACAGAGUUCAAACUAAACCAGAUAAGUUUGAGACGAAGUACAAAUGUGAAAUCUGCGAUUUGGAAACAGAUUUACUUCCCCUGAUAGAACAUCUUACGGGCUUCAGACACAGACGGCUCUAUGUGGUAAGUGUGACAAGCUGUUAUUGUAAUCAGCAGGUUUGUACACCAUGUAAUUACACAAAGUGAUUCCGAAUGAUUUAGUUGGAUAUGUAGUUUUAAAUACCAUUGUAUGUGAUACAUAUACAAAAGUAGUCUGUUUUGUUUCAGUAGCUUAGUACCAAAUCAAUGAAAUAUUUGUAUGGUUUUAUAAAAAAUAAAAGAAAAAUGCAAUAGUUAAUGAACAAAACAGGAUUUGCAAUAGCUUACAGUGUAAGGAAUGGAAGUGAUUUGUUAUUGUUCUUACAUACCGAACAUGUUGACAUUGAUUUUGUUACUGUAAUAAAAGCUUGAGGAAAGUUCUCACUUUUUAACUAGUUUCAUUAAACAGGCCAAAGAAUAUCCAUAUGUAUUGAAAGCACAAUUCCCCUCUAAAGAUCGAGCUCAGUUUCUGAAAAGAAUGGCUUUGGAAAUAGAGCGGGAAGAGGGGACAAAGAUGUAUAAGGUAAUUUGUUUUGUUUAAUGAUUUAUGUAAAUGAUUAUGAACAUCAAUUAUUACAAAGAACCCAAACUACUUCAACAUGCUACAGAUGUUUUGAUGCUUUCCCUGUAAAAAUGCUGGGAUAAAAAGUUUAUUAUAAUUAAUGUUGAUCUUGUACAUCCAUUGGUUUUAUUGUUGUGGUGACCACAUGGAAUAGCUAUAUAAAAUGUUAACUGCAUGCUUUUCAUUUUGCACUCAGCCAAAACAGAAAAAAUAGAGACAAUUGUUUACUCAGUACUACAAUUAAAGUUCUUCAGUUUAGAAAACGGAUUGCUUGUAUGAUUUUUGUACUUCUGUUUCUUAGCAUUAACUGUUGGGGUUUUUGUGGGGGUGGUUUUUGGUCAGUCUGCGAGACAAUCCCAUACUGAGAAUGUUUUUCUUUUCAGAUUGAUCCAGCAACAAAGCUGGAGUCAUUGUUGACAUUACAAAUACCUGAAAAGGGUAAGUUUAUCUGGUAUAACAGACCUUAAUUUACCAUGUAUGUGUAUGCAUUAAUAUUAGAUUUGUUUUAAAUAAAACUCUUAUAAAUUACCUUUAUGUUUAAUAAAAAGAAUAUUAUAACAAAAAUAAAUGGUUAACCCUUUACUGACUGAGCGUUGAGGGUUUGUAACUGAGGCACAUUUUGCUAUAUGUUUCACUGUAAUUAAGGCUUUCUCUCAAGGUGAACCCAUGCAUAGGACAUAUUGUUGGGUGUUUUUUUAUUUUCUCUAAGAUAACCAGGGCGGCCGGCUACAUGCUCCCUAAGCCGGUUGCCUCCCUACAGCCCAAGGCGUCUGUCUAUAAAGUUUCCUAAGCCGGCCACCCUGGGCUGUAUGGAGGCGGCCGGCUUAGGAAACUACAACGCUUCCUGAGCCGGCCACCUCUAUGCUCCCGCAGGCGGGCAACCGGCCAGCUUAAUUGUUUUUUGCCCAGCCGGGCACUUUGGGUAAAAGGCUGACAUCUCAGAUGCCAGGACAAAAUUUGUAGUCGUCAUAUCAGCCUGGCGCCUGGGAUUUGUCACACCCUGCUGUAACCUGAAUAAUCCAGUGACACUUGCCUAGAGCCAAGACACCGGUUCCUGUGAACACUUGAGAUCCUAGGCUAUAGUAGUUCUGCUCUAUCUAUUAUAGUGCACUCGAAUUGACACCCCUGCUAGCAUAUGACUUGGUUGUACGGUUCAGAUAUAUGAGUACCAAUCUAGCCACCAUUUACUGCUUUGCCACAAUAUUGUUAUUGUUGUUACUGGUGUUUGUGUGACGCCAGCGUAUUCCGUGGCACUUUACUAUAGUCUCCCUACUAAUGCCUGUAGCGCCUGUCGCACCAUGCAAUUGUUGAUGUUUUGCUAUGUCUUAAUUUUCUUUACCUUUAAACCUUUAGUUACAUAUAUUGAAUAAGAUGUGCACCUCUGUACAAAUUCAAAAAAACUAAAAAUGUCUCACGUCUAGGAAGGAAUUAAUUUUUGGAAGUUGUAGGCCAAAUAUUGGAGAAUAUGAAUGAUAUAUUUAAAAUCUAAGCCUUUGCUAAAAUUUCUACACUUGUACAUUCGUUUUCAGAUAAUUGCAAAUUCCUGCAAAUUUUUGAUGAGCCAUAACACAAAUUAGCAAAUCACUUCAAUACCAAAAACAAAGAAUAGAUUCAUGAUUGAAAUGCAAUUUAUUAUUUUAAUUACAAGGAGGGAGCACAAUUAAAAAAAGAAAAAAACAGUGCUGCUUCCAACCAUAUCCCUGAUCUUUGGAAUGAGGUGUAAAUUAGUUCACAAUCAUUGGGGUGGACAAGGGGUUAAAAAGGAGCAAAGCUCCCUGCUGCUUCCUUCUCCUAUCUCUUGGGCUGUGAGAAGAGAGGUGAGUAACUUAUCCAAUUGUCCACUCCCACGUGAAGAGUGAGAGGGCUGCUUGCUUUUCGCCCCUCCUAGAGUGGCAGAUGGGAUGGGGAUUAGAUAGAGAAGCACAUAGCAGCCAGUUCAUGACGCUUUUUUAAUUUUAAAUGUCAUUGUCACGCAGUAGAAUAGAGCUAAAAGAAGAAAGAGGGCAGACAACCAUCUCGCACCUCACAUGACCAUUUUUUGGUCAUACCAUAUUCCAGAAGAUAGUAGGAAAAUAAAUGUUUAGCUCGUCAAGCGACAACAGCGAGAGGGAUGGGGUGUUGACACUGCAUCAGUUCUGUCCCUAAAAUGUAAACUCACACCCCAAUUCUAGUGUUCAUGUGUUAGGAGGUGUAAAGAGCAGCAGGGAAUCAUGGGAUUAAAUGGCUCCUCAAACAAAAAAAUUAAUUUAUCCUAAAUAUAAACCUAACACUGCUGCUUCAGUUCUGAGAGCCAAACAGACCUGAAGCCGCAGUGACCACAUGGCCUAACUACAGGCUAAAGCGAGUGGUUACUAGGAUUGGCAUCACAUGGCAACCACACAGCCUCGGAAAAGAAAUCUGGCAUUGUUAACAUGCUAUCUCAUUAGUUAGACAGCCAGCAAUAUCAUUGUACACUCUGAUCUUGGCAUAGAGACUGCCAGGCUGCUAAAAUCUGAUGUCUUCUGCAAAGUGAUUGGAUGCCUUAGAUGCCUUAGACAUUUACCAAGAUUUUGUUGCUGAAUGGCAGUUGAUGAAUCUCACAUUUAAUCCCUUAAGGACGUGUCAUUGUUUUAACAAUCUGGGCUUUAAUGCCUUCAGAAUGUAAUGACACGUCCUGCAGAUUUGGUGCGUUCAAGGUUAAAUCCCUGUUCACACCAGGGAGUCCCAUGUGUCAAUGGAUACCUGGGGCUCCCCUCUGUCAGCUGAGAGCUGAGGCCAUUUAUAGUUGACCCACACUUUUCGUUUGCAGCAGUGGAAGUCAAUAUCAGUACUGAUAUUUACAAAGGGAAACCUUUGUGAUUAGGACUAAGAUUAGGUUUAGAAUAAGUAUUGGGAUUAUAUUUAAGGUAGGUUUAGAAUUAUAUUUCGCAUUGGGAUUAGGUUUUAGAUUAAAGUAUGGAUUGGGAUUAGGGCCAGCAAGGGAAUCCUGCUGAUAUCAGCAGAGAGAAUACUUCUAACACUAUAGGGUUGAGAUUAGGAUUAAGGGGUCCUAAUUAGGGUCAGGUAAGAAUUAUAUCAUGGGUUAGGAUUAGGGUGAGGUUUAGAUUAGAUUAGAUUUGGGAUUCAGAUUUUGUUUAGGAUUAAGGAUUUAGACUGGGAUUACGUUUAAAAUUGUUUCUUUGCAGAGGCAUACAAAUGGGGUAUUUUAUUCUGGAGAUGUUGCUGAGUAUAUUUAAAAUCAUUUUAUUACAGUGGGACACAUGAGAUUUAAAUAAUGAGCAUAAAAAAAUCAAUGUGUAUGUAAAAAUUGUAAAAUAAAAAAAGAAUUCCACAAAUUUUAAAGGGACACUAUAGUGACCCAGACCACUUCACCUCAAUGAAGUGGUCUGGGUGCCAGGUCCCUCAGGUUUUAACCCUUCAGAUGCAAACAGAGAAACUGCUAUGUUUGGGGUAAAUCCAGCCCCUAGUGGCUGUCUUCCGGACAGCCACUAGAGGCGCAUCUGCGAACUGGGGCGCAUUCCGCCUCCAUCACGCAGAGCGUCCAUAGGAAAGCAUUGAGAAAUGCUUUCCUAUGUGUUUUAGACCAAACCAAGUGUUUGCUUGAAUAUCUUCCCCUGUCCAGAUUUUAAAGUGAAAAUGCAUGCACGCUGAAGAAAUCACGCUUACAACAAGGUUAGAUAAAUGAAAACUUCAAAGUGUUUAUUGGGGGCGGACAAAGCCCCUUAAAAAUGCCGAAAAAUGCAUUGUGUGCAAAUAUUAAGCAUAAACGUUUUUUAAUUGGCCAUGUGUAAGUGUUUUAUCUUGAUGUACUUCCUCCAAGGUGUGAUGUCGUCAUCAUCUUGGGUGCUACUCCGGAUGGAGGCGCCAUCUUGUUACACAAGGUGUUUUGGUCGAUGGGAGGGGGUGCUCUAGUGGCCAUUUUGAGUAAUGAAUAAGCACAAUGAAUAAGCACAGGUACACAUAGUAAAUAGCAAUUUUAUCUACAUUAAUUUCUAUCCAUCACAGUCCCCCCUUAAAAUGACUAUUUACAUCUAUUUCUAGCAGCUAUAUCUGUCCCUAAUUGCCUAACUCAUCUGUCCCAAAGGCCUCGGAACUCUUCUCGUACUGCACAUAAGACUAGUGGUGGCUUGUCCACCACCCCCCUCGCUACAGACUGUGCCUAGAGGGAAGUCAGAUGCUAUCCCUAAAAUACUGUAGCCUUGAAAGUGGCGGGGAGGGACUACAACGGAGUGUAGGGUUUAUCAUAAUCCUCCUCAUCUAUUUCUUGAUGAAUGAAAGUAGGUGUGGCUUGAUCUGCUGUGUUCUGAAGACACUUUUUAAUGCAAGGGGAGAACACAACAUACAAUGAGGGCAAGGAUAAUUAGAAUUACCAAGACUGCUACACCUAUUUGGGCCAAAACGUUCUGCCAGCCGCUCAUCCACCCAAGCCAUCUAUCCCAUGGGUCUGUUACCCCAGAGUUCCUUUUCAAUUCUUCAGAGAGACACUCCAAUUUCUCUAUUGCCACGGUAACCUUACCAUUAGGGCCUGUAUUAUCUGGGAUGAAGGUACAACAUGACAUGGUGUCCGGGAGCAUUUUACACACUCCUCCUCUUUCUGCUAGGAUCAUAUCUAGGGCCAUCCUGUUCUGGAAGGUCAUCUGAGAUGUGGCUUGUAAUUGCUCGGCUAUCCCCUGAAGGGCAUCCCUUGUAUAAUUUACAAGCCGUUGCUGGUUAUAAUAAAUGUAAUUAAUCCAGACGUAUGACGUGAUGACGUUGACGUCGUGAGGCGGGAUCAGGAAAAGUCCGCGAGUGAGGGGUAGACAACGCGGCUAGAACGUGGCUCGAGUGAGACGACUAAGCGACGACCCACACAUGGGGUUCUAAAAGUCUGCCGGGCUGCUGCUCAAAACGGCUAAAUAAUAAGCAGUGGAGAUCGAGCACAAGCAGGAGGAGAAGCCGGGAGAGAGACCUGGGACCAGCAUUUAAGAUAAGUGUUGCAAAGGGAGGAGGAAAGAGGAGGAAGGAAAGUCGCUCAGAGAAUCAUACUACCAAAGGGAUCAACAAAAUGAAGGUACAAUGUGUGAAACUGAUUUAAGAGGGGGGGCCUUUGAAAGACUAAAGACUAAAGCACUAAAGCGGCUGAAGGAUUAAAGUGAUUACCAGCAACUAUGCAAUGAACAGCAAUGAAUAUUUAGCCGUGUUAAAGAUUUAAAAUUUGAAGGAAAAAAAAAAGUAUAAAAAAAAAGAGAAAAGAAAAUGGAUAUAAAAUAAAAUUAUUUAUCUCUGCCCGCAUUAAAAAAUAGGAAAAAAAAAUAUACUAAGGGCCUUUGAAGUUGAAAAUUUAUUAUUCAGCAUUAAAAUAAGGUCUGAGGUCUCCCAAUUGGCACAGAUGGAAAAGUAAAUAUUUACAAAAUAUAAAUUUCUGACCGGGAUUUGUGCUUUCUUUUUUCUCUCCUCGUUAAAUUUUGCCACAACAACCCCUUCUCCUCCACUAAUAUACGCAAAACAUAUAUGUAUUAACAUCAAAAAACCUAAAAACCUAAGUUAAAGGAGAAACUAAGAAAAUUAAGAAAAGAUAUGGCUACAAAAAAAAUUCAAGAAGAUAGGAAAAAAAAAAGAAAAGAAAGACCCACAGUCUGAUAAAAGACUUUCGGGGUAUUUUUCACCUGCACCUUCUCAACAGAAGGCUCAAAGUAAUCCAGAGGACUCUGAAGAGAAUCUGGAAACAAAUUACAGCUCAAUUAAAGAGGUACAUUUAAACACACCUAUGACAGAAGAUAUACUUACAAAAAAUCUGGAUAAAUUCUAUAGAGCUAUAGGAGAAGAUAUGAUGGCUAAUACGAGAGAAUUAAAGCAGGAAUUUAAAAUGAUUCAGGUUAAAUUAAUAGAAAUGGAGGAAAACUUCAUAAAAUUAGAAAAAAAAUACAUCACAAGUCAAGAAAUAAUUGUUGGUCUCACAAAUAAAAUAGGAGUACUUGAAACAAAAAUCUGGGAUAUGGAAGAUAGAUCCAGGAGAGCAAACAUCAGAAUAAGAAAUAUCCCAGAAGAAGUAUCCAAGGAAAAACUUGAAGACUUUCUCCUGGAAUUCUUCAAGAAUUUGUUAUUGGAUGGGGACCCUCAUGAUUAUUUAAUAGACCGGUGUCAUCGAUUACCAAAACCGUAUAAUGUUUCGGAGAAUUUAGCAAGGGAUGUAAUGGUGAAAUUUCACUCCUACAAAACUAAAGUAUGAAUAAUGGCAGCCAUGAGGAACAAGCCGACAGUGGAGGAAAAGUUUAAGAACUUAAAUAUAUUUCAAGAUCUAUCAUUUACAACAAGAUCGUGGCGAAAAACUUUUAAGGAUUUACUGUUAAUCUUGAGACAGAAGAACAUCAAUUAUAGAUGGGGCUUUCCUUCAUCAUUGAGAGUGUCUUGGAAUGGAAAAACUGAAAAGUUCGACUCUAAAGAAUCAUUGAACAGUUGGAUGGAACAAGCAAAGAUUAAGUGAUAAGUGAAAAACUUCUUUGUUUCUUUUUUUAUUUUUUUUUCUGAUAUCGGAUAAGGAUUAUGAUUAUAAAACACAAUAGAGUGAAGAAGAUAAAAACACUUAAAAUAAUAUUAAGCUUAAAAUCACUAGUACACGAGAUUAAAGGGGUAGAAUAAUUAAUGUUAAAAUGAACAGGUAGAAACAGAUAUGUAAUAGAUAGGAAGAUGAAUGUAUAGUUCAAAAUAAAAGGAGUAGGACUUAUAAAAUAUAAUAAAGAUGAAGAAGAUAUGAACACUUUAAAAGAUUUGAAACACAAAACUAUUAGAAAAUGGUAAAAUUGUUAAUGAUAAGAACACAAGGAAGAAAUUGAAGUCACGUAAUAGAAGUACAGGUUUUUUUUUUGUUUUUUUUUCUGAUAUCGGAUAAGGAUUAUGAUUAUAAAACACAACUGAGUGAAGAAGAUAAAAAUACUUAAAAUAAUAUUAAGCUUAAAAUCACUAGUACACGAGAUUAAAGGGGUAGAAUAACUAAUGUUAAAAUGAACAGGUAGAAACAGAUAUGUAAUAGAUAGGAAGGUGAAUGUAUAGUUCAAAAUAAAAGGAGUAGGACUUAUAAAAUAAAUAAAAUAAAGAUGAAGAAGAUAUGAACACUUUAAAAGAUUUGAAACACAAAACUAUUAGAAAAUGGUAAAAUUGUUAAUGAUAAGAACACAAGGAAGAAAUUGAAGUCACGUAAUAGAAGUACAGUUUUUUUUGUUUUUUUUAAAAAAAAUAUCUCAAUCUCAAUCUCAGGUCUAUAAUAGAAAUAGGCACCUCCUCCUCAAGGAUAAUUUCUUUUCCCAGCCAUGUGUCCGUGGUUGAGACACAAUAACCGAUAUGACGAGAAUGCGAUUCUCGCAAAUCGAGAAAAUGGCUCUCCCAUUUUUGAUGGAUGAGAGGCCAUUUUUUCCUAUCUGGUUUAUAACCAGAAAGGAAGGGUAUGAAUGUUUUAAUAUAUGUGUUGUGUUAUUGUUGUGGUUGAACAUGCCGUCGGGGAUACUGGGAGGUUUUUGCGGGGAAAAUGGUUAAAAUGUUAUCAGCUAACACUCAGGGCCUGAACUCUCACUCUAAAAGAGCAUUAGUAUACGACUCUAUGGUUAAUCAAAAGAUAGAGAUUGGUUUCCUGCAAGAGACACAUUGGAGACUGAUCGAUAAGGUAAAAUGGGGAGGAGAAAGAUUCCCACAUUUGUUCCAGGCUUCGCUCAACGAUUGUAAAAAAAGGGGGGUUGCUAUAUUGGUGGCAAAUACGGUGAAAUUCGAACUAAUAUAUCAAUAUGCGGAUAGGGAAGGUAGAUUUUUAAUUGUUAUUUGUAAAAUAAAUGAAAUUAAAUAUACUCUAGUCAAUAUAUACCUGCCAAAUUCUUUCCCUGUGGUUACUUUAAGAAAGAUUUUGGAACAAGUGGAAAUGAUUAAGACUGGAGUAUGUUUGAUUGCAGGAGAUUUCAAUUGUGUGUUGGAUCCAGUUUUAGAUAAGAAACUUAGCAUUAAGACCUCAGUGAACAGCUCAGUAGCUAAAAUGGCAAAAAGCCUUAGAAAUAUAAAAAACGAGUUUGAUUUUUUUGACUUAUGGAGAUCUUCUUACCCAGAGAAACUGGAUUAUACUUUUUUCUCUAGAGUCCAUUAUUCAUAUUCACGUAUUGAUAUGAUUUGGGGGGAUAUGAAUGCUUUAGAAAAUGUAGAGAAAAUUGACAUCAGGAAUAAUACAUGGUCGGAUCAUAGUAUUAAUAUAUGGACUAUGAAAGACCAGUGGAACAUUAAAAAUAGAACGACAUGGAGAAUAAACGAUUAUAUACUACAUAAUAAAAAAAAUCAAGAGGUUCUUAGAACCCAGAUAGAUAGAUUCUUUAAAGAUAAUAAACCUAAUGAAACUACACAUUCCAAUAACUGGUGUACCUUUAAAGCUACAAUAAGAGGCAGCUUAAUAAGUAUGGAAGCGUACUCUAAAAAAUCUAAGAGAGAAGAACUAAUUCCCUUACUUGAUAAAUUAGAGGAAAAAUCUAAAGAGAAUAAAAAAACUCCUUCUAGAGAGAACUCGGAGGUUAUUGUUGAGAUCCAAAAUCAAAUUAACCAAAUAAAAAUUGAGAAAAAUACAAAGAUAAUGGGGAAAUUGAAGUUGAAAGAAUACAGUACAGGUAACAGAUAAACUUUUAACUAAGAAGUUGAGAGAAAAAACUGCCUCAAAAAAAAUCACUAGAAUAAAGAGGAAUGAAGAGACAUAUAUUUCCCCCAAAUGCAUUGGUCAAUGUUUUAACUCAUAUUACAGUGAAUUAUAUUCCCUUUCAACCCAGGAUAAGGAGAUAGAUAAAUAUCUAGAGGGUAUUAAUACUCCAGUAAUAUCAGAGGAGCAAAAAACAAGUCUCAAUACUCUAAUAACGGCACAAGAGGUGGAAGAAGUUAUUAAAAAACUGGAGAAUAACAAGACCCCCGGCCCAGACGGAUUUUCAAACUUAUUUUAUAAAGCCUUUGGAGAUUUACUUAUAAAACUGGUAGAUCUAUUCAAUAAUAUUGUAGAUAGAGGACAAUUUCCAAAGGAAAUGUUGAGAGCAAACAUAUUACCAAUUCCAAAGCAGAAUAAAGACCAGGGGGAAGUGGAAAACUAUAGGCCAAUUUCUCUUAUAAAUACCGAUGUAAAGAUUUUUUCUGCAAUAAUAGCAAAUAGAUUAAAACCCACUUUAAACAAUAUAAUUGACCCUGAUCAAAUAGGGUUUGUUCCGGGAAGAAUUUCUUCAGAUAAUACAAGGUGCAUAAUAGACAUUAUAGAUUUAGCGAAUAGAACAGAAAUACCUAUGACAAUUUUAACAGUUGACUCAGAAAAGGCUUUUGAUAGGGUUGACUGGGAAUUUAUGAGUAAGUCUUUGCUGAAAUUUGGUUAUCAGGGUUGGAUCCAUAGAGCUAUAAUGUCCUUAUAUUUUGGUCCUUCGGCUAGGACAGUAGGACCUAAUAUAUGUGCUGAUUGGUUUAAUCUCCACAAUGGGACAAGACAAGGAUGUCCGCUGUCUCCAAUUUUAUAUAUUAUAACUAUGGAGAUUUUGGCGAUAAAUAUAAGAACAAAUAAUCUAAUAAGCGGAAUUACAACGAAUCAAAGAGAGCUGAAAUUAAAACUAUAUGCAGAUGAUUUGAUAUUAACCCUAACUAAGCCAACUACAUCUAUUGCUGCUUUUAUGGAAGUAGUUAAGAAGUUUAGUGAAGCUUCGAAUUAUAAAUUAAAUGAAAAUAAAUCUAUAAUUCUAGAUAUUAACUUGGAUACAUUAAGCAGAAAUAAUAUAAAGGAUAAUUAUAAAUUUAAUUGGGCCAGUAUUAGUAUUCCAUAUUUGGGAAUAUUGUUGACAAAGAAAGCUUCUGAUCUAGUGCAGGUUAAUUUUUUAAGCUGUUUUAGAAACAUGAGGAAUGCAUUGAAUAAAUGGAAAAAAAUUGAAAUCACAUGGUGGGGAAGAAUGAACCUUAUAAAACCCUACCUUUUACCCAAAUGGGCCUAUAUGUUUCGGAUGAUUCCGUUAAAAAUUCCUAAACCUUGGUUGAAUAUGAUUCAAAGAAUGAUUAAUAAUUUCAUCUGGAAGAAUAAAAGACCGAGAAUUAGCAAAGGGCUCUUGGCUCAAAAAAUAAGACGGAGGCCUGGGUUUUCCAGGUAUAGAGGGUAUUUAUCUUGCCAAUGAAUUUUUCCAUAUAUAUAGAACCCAAUUGGAUAGUGUAAAAAGGGAGGGAUGGUAUAUUUUGGAAAGUGAGAGGUGUCAAGUAAGAGAUUUGAGUUCAAUUUUUUUGGUAUAGAUAUGCAGAUCCGAAAUUGUGUAUUAUUGGACAUUCUAACUUAUGUAUAGACUCCAUAUUGGAUUUUUGGAAAGUAAUAUGAAGAAAAGCUAAUUUGGAGAACAAUAUUUCAACUAAUCUUAAAUUGGAAUUACUUCCAUACUAUAUUAAGGAUUUAAACAUUAGAAGCUGGGUCCAAAGAGGGAUAACUCAAAUAGAAUAUCUAUACAAAAAUGAAAAAAUUAAAACCUUCUCACAAUUAACGCAAGAAUUCCAACUAUCAAAUAAGGAAUUAUUUACAUAUUUGAGAGUGAAAAACUAUUUAACUCAAAAUACUAUAAGACACCCCCUAGUAGGAACUAAAUUGAUUUGUGCACUUCUUAAUCACAAAAAGGUAGACAGGGUCUCUUCCAAGGCAAUGAGUGCUAUAUUGAAAUUGGAGGCUCCUCAGGUUAUCAUCGCAAAGCAAAAAUGGGAGAAAGAUCUAAAUAUUACAAUAGAUAAGGAAAAGUGGUGCGUAAUAAUGCCCUGAGCUUGUGAAACUAUUCAUUGUCUGAACAUAUUGGAAACCUUGUUUAAAGUCAUCAACAGAUGGUAUCUCACGCCCACAAGAAUGGCUAAAAUGUAUAGCUCAGGUUCACCAAUAUGUUGGAGAUGUAAGAAGUACUUGGGUUCAUUCUUGCAUAUUUGGUGGGAAUGUGAGAUCGUAGCAAAAUUGUGGUAUGAAAUAUUCAAUUACCUAGAGGGAAUGCUUUGUGUGUCUAUUCCAAAAUUACCAGAAAAUUUUUUAUUACAUCUUAACAUUGACCCUCUUUUACAAAAAGAUAAAGUAAUUUAUACUCAUUUUAUGAUAGCGGCUAAGACGAUUAUAGCACGCAAUUGGAAGAGUUCUUCCCUAUUUGCCCUAGAUAGGGUAAUAAUUCAAGUUAAGUUCCAACUUGGAAUGGAAAGUCAGCUGGAUAGGAUACACGGAAGAGACCCAAAGAAGGUACAUAAUGCCUUUUGGUUGGGGAAAAUGUAAAGAGAAGGUCAGGCAGAUCCUGAGGGAACAGAUGAGAUAACCCUUAUGAGGGAGUCUCAUCCAUAUAUAAAAAAACAAAUAACAUUUGUGGAAAACUAAGAGUGAAAUGAAGGGUCCCCCAGUAUUCCCGACGGCAUGGGAAUAGUUAUGUGUUUUAUUGAGUAAAAUAUUGUAGUAAAUAGAGGAGUCUUUAACAUAAAGCAGAUGACCAGAGAGGUCAAAACAUGAAAUACUCCUCUACAAAUGUCUGAGAAAUAAACAGAGUUAAUCUUAGAUAAUGCUGCAUUGUAUUAUACGGUAUUUACUGCUGUAUACAAACUUAUUUUAAUGACAUUUUUUUGAAUGUUUAAAUUUGUCUGUCUGAUGUUGUGAUGUGACAAAAGAAUAAAUUCAAAAAAUAAAUUAAAAAAUAAAUAAAUGUAAUUAAUCCAAUUCACAUUCUUAUUGGCAGUGAUGAUCGGAAAAAUGCAUUCAAAGCCCGCUGCAACUUCGUUACUUGCUUUAAAUUCAUCUGGCACCCCAAUGGCACAUAUAAAUAUAUAUAUAUAUAUAUAUAUAUAUAUAUAUAUAUAUAUAUAUAUAUAUAUAUAUAUAUAUAUAUAUAUAUAUAUAUACUUUACCACUGCUCUGGGGGUGAUCAGGUGUGUGGAAUGCAAGGGUUACCCCUAGGGCUGCCCAGAUUUCUUUGGUUACUGAUGCAGUGAAGGCCGGUCCCUGAUCACUUUGUUACCUCGGGGACCCUAUAUCUGCAUAUCACUUCGGUGAGCAGACGUUUGACUGUGGUUUUGGCUGUCAUAUUUGUGACUGGGUAGGCCUCUGGCCAUCCUGAGAACAUGUCUACUAUGACUAGUGCAUAUUCAAACCGACCACUCUUUGGCAUUUGGAUGUGGUCAAUCUGGAUUCUUUGGAAGGGAUGUUGGGGUUUGGCCAGGUGCUUCAGGGGGGAUUUUUUCCAUGCUGCCUGGGUUGCAUUUGGCACAGAUUUUGUUUGUCAAGGAAGUAAUCCCUGGUGCUUCGGUACAUGUCUCUGUGUGGAAUUGGGGAAAGCCAAUUACACUCCAAUACAGGGUUUGCUUGGUGACACCCUCUUCAUAGAGUUGGGUCUGGUCCUCAGUGCUCCAUGAUUUGGCCAUUGGGCCGAGUUCUUUCCAUGAGGUCUGAGGGGACUUGGUUAAGAUGUGUGGGACAGCUAAGUCCCAGUGAUGAUAUAGGUGAGUUACCUCAGAGGGCAGGAGGGCUAGGGCCAUGCUGUUCCCUUUAGAAUCACAGAACAGGACUGUUAUGGUGAGUUUCACAUCCACCAACUGAAAGUUAUUCUUCAUAGUGGGGGUCGGGCCCUGGGAUGGUUUUAUACCACAGGGUGCAGUGAGGGACCAGGAAGGUCUGAGUAUCGUGUGGAGGGAAAGCCUGAGUGCCACAUGGGAUGACUUGAGUUAGAAGAAAAAACAUGUAUCCUAGGUCUAUGUCUAGGUUGUACCAAUAGUGGGUGGAUCCACCCUUGGGAAGAGGCAGAAGAGUGGACAGGUUAAGGGAGUAGCACCUCUGCAAGGACAUGUUGUCUGGAAGCAGAAGAGAACAUUGUAAGCGGAGGUGGCGGGUAGCAGAGAGGUGUUUGGGCUGAACUUGGUUAAGGAUUGGCGCAAUGUCAUGAGGGGCAAGAAUGACAAGCUGAUGGCCAAGUACCAAAUCAUUAGUCUUGUCAAUGAGGGCAUGUGCAGAAAAUACUGCUCUAAGGCAGGAGGAUCCUCCCCUUGCCACAGGGUCAAGUUGGCAUGAGUAAAAGCCAGUGGGGUGCUGGCGUGAGCCAUGAGACUGUGUGAGGACCUCAGAGGCAUGACCCUGUCUCUCUGACACGAACAACUUAAAGGGUUUCUGGUAGUCGGGGAGGCCCAGGGCCGGGGCAGUGGAGAUGGCAUGUCUCAAGGCAAAGAAGCUGGAGAGGGCCUCUGGGGACAGGGAAAAUGGUUAAGUUUUGAGGGCGUCAUAGAGGGGUUGCAUAAGGAAGGAGGCCUCCGGGAUCCAGGCCCUGCAGUAGGAGAUUAGGCCCAGGAAGGCAUGGAGGGAUUUAUGUGCUGUAGGAGGAGCAAUGGCUGUGAUAGCUCUCACCCGGUCACGAGUGAACUGGCGGGUACCAUAUGAGAGGCAGUGACCCAGGAAAACCAUGGAUGGCAGGCACCACUGUAGUUUCUGUUUAGAGGCCUUGCAUUCUUGCUCCUCAAGAUAGCAUAGAAGAUCUUCAGAAGUACGCUCAGCAGUAGGGAGGUCAUCAGCACAGAGGAGGAGGUCAUCCACAUAUUGAAGCAGGACCACAUCAGUGUGGGCAUUUUGCCAUGAGUUCAGAAUUGAAGCCAUUGCUUUUGCAAACUGACUGUGAGAAAUUUGUGCUCCUUGAGGCAUGACAGUCCAGGUGUAUUGCCGGUGUUCAUGGGUGAAAUCGAACAGAUAUUGACAUGGAGGAUCCAGGCGUACACUGAAGAAUGCGUUAGCCAGAUCCACCACUGUGAAAUACCUGGAGGUAGGUGGGACCCCUAAAAGCAAGGGCUUGGGCAGGCUUCAGAGGGUAUUGUGGCAUACGGGGCAGGCUGGCCCCUGGGAUUUACUUCACUAGAACUGGAGGGACAUGGAGGCAUCCAAUGUCUUCUGGGCCUAUGGACCACAGCUUGGGAUGUAUUCUGGUGAAGGCGUCGGGGGAAGUGUCCAGUACCCUUGCAUUCUUGACAGGUUCUUCCAUGUGGUGUUAGAGGGGUAGCGAGCAGAAGGAUGAUGUCAGCAGCAGAUCGGGGAGAAGACAUUUGAAUCUGGCCAUCUGGGGUAAAGGUGAUAGAUGCCUGCAAGCGGGAGAGAACAUCUGCACCUAGCAGAUUCAUAAGGCAGGUUGCGGAUACCACAAAGCGGGCUAGGAGGUCAGAGAAGGUGCCAACUUUCAAGGGCUGGGUUAGAAGGCUGGAUCGAGGAGUGCCAUCUACCCCUAUGCAGGAGACAUCAAUAUUAGACAGGAAUGAGGAGCCAGGCAGCUCUUGUUUCCGAAGGACGCUCCUGGCUGCGCUUGUGUCAACUAAGAAGGUGGUGGGGUGGCCUUCUACAGGCAGGGCCACCAUAGCUUCCCAAAACGUAGACUAGUCCCCUGAAGACACUGCCAUGACAGGGGUAGGUGACACAGGUUUGCCAGUUACCUAGCGCAGGAGAUCUAGAUGAGCUUGGUCAGGGCCAGCGGAGGGGUAACUGGCAGCGGGGUAACAGUUUACGGGGCGACCGGCAGCGGGGUAACUGUUUACAGUGUAACCGGCUGCAGGGUAGGACGCUCUCCCAUCCUGUGGGGGAGCCGGUCUAGGGACCCAGUUGCCCGCAGUUAAAGCAUCUUCCAAGUUGUGGCAUAGGGGGCGAACAUGAGAGGGGCUGGCUUCCUGGGAAGCUGGAAUUGGGAGGAUUCCAGGCCCUUAGCAACCAAUAGGAGGGUAUCCAGGGGAAGCACCCUAUACUCGGAGUUGGAUAGAAGCAGGCCAUUGCGUAUGAAUUCUUUAAGGCCUGUUACAAAGGCCGCAGACAACAUUUGGGUAUGGGCCUUAUUAUACAUGCUGAAACCCAAAUCGGAGAAGACUUGGGACAACCUAGUGUGGUAUUUCUCCACAGAUUCCGUCUUAUCUUUGGUGAUAUUGUUAAUACAGGUAGCCUGAUCCACUAAUUUAUCUUUGGCCCACUCUAUGAGCUGGUCACAGAACUCCGUACCGGAGGCAAAAUCGGUAUCGCUAGUGAGGCGAGCAUUGGAGAGACUUUUCUUAAUAAUAGGUCAAUAAGCAUCUCCUGCCUUUAUUUUGCAGAGACUAAGUAAGUCAUGCCAUGCAGCAGAAUAGGUCUUUUGGAUUUGGACAAUUCUCCAGUAAAAGGGCAUGGGUUGUUUUUCUGGGUCAGGCAAAGUGCUCACCAGGUUUGUGACUUGGGACAGAGUGAAUAUGACAUACAUUAAGGGGGCCCCUUCUGUGAGGAACUGGACUUGACUUUGGGGUUCUCAACACGAAGUUGUGGAGGAUCGCCCCCAAAUAGGCUACCAUCGUCAUCAGGGGGAAUCUGGUACCCAUGGGAACUGGCGUCUUCGAAGGAGUGUGAAGCCUGUAGGCCUCCGUUGGUGCUGUACAUAAGGAGAGGGCGUAGGGGUUGGAGUGGGGUGGGUAGGGCUUUGGGGCGUGAGAGUGGGUGGAUCAUCUAUGGUGACUUGGGGUCUGUCUACGAAGGGCAUUACAGAGGCUAAUACAAUAGUGGCGAGAAGAGAAGGCAGAACAGGGGCGUGGAGGGUAGGCAGAACAGGGGCAGAGGUAACAGGGGCAGGCAUAACAGGGGCAGAGGUAACAGGGGCGGGCAUAACAGGGGCAGAGGUAACAGGGGUGGGAAUAGCCGUGGCAGAGGUAACAGGGAAGGGAAAGCCUAACAGGGGCGGGGGAAUAAAAUUAUCCAUCUGCCCUGAGAAUGGGGCAGACUGGGGCAGGGACCAGAGGGGCAGUGGUUGUUGAUACUGGUAAUAGGGUGGAGGUCACAGGGGCUAACCUUCUCUUUGUGCCAGGCGCCAUCAUAGGGAGGUGGCUGACAUGGGACUUCAGUAUCUUCAGCAUUACAAGUACCUUCAUGAUAUACAUACAUCCUCUGUCCCCCUAGGUCUAGUUCUUCCUCCACCCACCCCUCCUGGUGAACAGCUCUAGCAACUCUAAACCAGGCUUCUGCUGUCUCUACUUGCUUAUUGUCCUGUAACAAUCCCCUCUUCUCUUUUAGCAGCUUGGGCCAGCCUUCUGGCUGUAACCGCCCACUGGCACACAUUAAUGCCACAUAUCUUAGCUACCCUCUUCAUCUUCCCCACUGCCUCCUCGCCCUCUCUCUCUCACUCUAUCACAGGCUAACCAACCCUUACUGGGUUUCGCAAGCUUCUGACCCAUCCUCUCUAAACAGGACGUCACAAGAUGGAGACAAACAGGAAAGAGAACGUCUACAGUGCUCGACUGCCACGGCGGAUAACCUGUGUGCGUCUUCCCAAAACGAGGUGGCCGCAGACUGGAGCGGGGCAAGUAGUGUGUGACCAAGCACUCCUCUCAACAAAGUAUACAAGAGGAAAAAAACAAAACAUAAACUUACACUGAUUGCAAUCAAAAACCAAGUAACAUGUACAAUUAAACCAAAUUACCCUUCAUGUAUUUAUUUAAAAAAAGGCAAGGAUAGACCCGCGAUAUAAUAAACCCUCCCAGACCCCGCAAUAAGUGUGACCCUGAUGCCGUCUGCAAUGUCAUGUGCUUUACCUCGCUACGGCUGUACCUUGCAGAACCCUCCCAGAUCCCGCACCAAGUGCGUCCCUGACGCCCUCUGCAAUGCCGUGUGCUUUAUCGUGCUACGGCUGUACCUUGCAGAAGUUUAACCACGUCAAUAUAUCCCUGUGAAAUUCCCUCCCGUACUCUAUCCAGCCCUCAUGCAAAAUACAUCCACACCCAGGUGGCAGUUAAUAUACAGGUUCUAUACAAAAAUUAUUUACCUGUCUUUGGUGCCCUGCGGCAGCCGACAAAGACUCGGAGAUAGGCCAAUCACAGAGACAGCAUAUAUAGGCAAGGUACUAACACAGUCAUUACCCUAUAUCAGGGGUGAUCAGUCUCCGUCCCAUCACUGCAGGUCUGCCCCCGGCGUCUUCGAGGUCGGCUAUCCGCAGGGACACAACCCGGAGCCCCACGUUGGGCGCCAAUUGUUUUAGACCAAACCAAGUGUUUGCUUGAAUAUCUGCCCCUGUCCAGAUUUUAAAGUGAAAAUGCGUGCACGCUGAAGAAAUCACACUGACAACAAGUUCAGAUGAAUGAAAACUUUGAAGUGUUUAUUGGGGGUGGACAAAGCCCCUUAAAAUGGCAGAAAAAUGCAUUGUGUGCAAAUAUUAAGCAUAAACUUUUUAAUUGGCCAAGUGUAAGUGUUUUAUUUUGAUGUACUUCCUCCAAGCUGUGAUGUCAUCAUAAUCUUGGGUGCUACUCCGGAUGGAGGCGCCAUCUUGUUACACGAGGUGUUAUGGUCGAUGGGAGGGGCUGCUCUAGCGGCCAUUUUGAGUAAUGAAUAAGCACAAUGAAUAAGCACAGGUACACAUAGUAAAUAGAAAUUGUAUUUACAUUAAUUUCUAUUGAUCACAUAUGGACACUUUGAAUGUGCGCGCCGCGCGUGCGCAUUCGGCUCCGCUGGCGGGGGGGGGGGGACCUCAGGGCACUAUAGUGUCAGGAAAACCACUUUGUUUUCCUGACACUAUAGUGAUCCUUUAAGAAAAAAUGCCACCUCCAAAACUUUUUUACUCAAAUAUUUUUGUGAAUGGUCCUAAAAUAUCCUGCAAUUUAUCGUGUCAGGAUCUCAUUCAUCUGUCUAAUCCUUUCUUGGGAUUCUUCCCUGAAUUACUUAGAAAUUGGACAAUAACGGUACAAAUCAGGGGCCAUAUAUACGUUGUUAGGGAAAAAUUGUCUUGGACAUUCUCUCAGAAGUUUGUUUCUUGUAGACUAAUCUAAAGGCUUUCUUAUCCAGAUUUUCAGGCAUUGUGAAGUAUGGGCAGCAGGAACCAGCUCAAUGGCCUGGGAUUUUUAAUAUGUCCUGAUUGAAAAAAGGGUUUACCUUUAGCAUCUAAAAGAAAAAAUUCAGAUUUAUUAGGAAUAGUACACUCCUCAUCUUAAACUGAUUUUUUAAUCAUAAGAGUCUGAAUAAGAUGAUUCAUUAGAUGAAGUGUAAUACGAAUCUGGUUUGCUUCAGGAUGAUUUCCAUAACUGUUUUACUUCCUCGUGGUUAGAGGGUCUAUUGUGUGCUUUAGACACACAUUUCUUAAUGUAAUGGUGAGUGGUUCUUUGAUUUAUUUUGUUCCUUAUUUAUCAUGAGGCUUUUCAAAACCCUGUUUCAAUAGGACCGUCUAAACAGUGUUUUCUUUUGUGUCGUCAACCCAGGUUGAAAAAAAAAAAAAAAAAAGAUUUUAGCCUGGUUACGAGAGGGUUCCUCAGCUAACCAAAAAAAGAUCACACGGUGUAAUGGGAUCAUCAGAAUUUUUUUCUCUAUUAAAAGUAUGAAAUAAAGCCAUAUCCAUGGAUUUAGAGCCUUUAGACAAUGAUUCUGGCAUCGAAUUUAUGGCAUUUGAUAACGUUUUAUUUACAGAUUGAUCUAAUUUUACCUGCCUGCUCUGAAAGAGUGGCAUCAGUAAUGGCCUUCUUGGCUUGUUUUUUAUUAACCACAAGAUAUAAAAGUAAAAGCUGAUAAAGGUUGUAGUAAUAUUACCUGAUGUGGAUGGAAACAAUUAGAAUUGAUAUAAUGUAAAACAAUGUUUCCUAUUGAAUUAAUCUGAGGGACAAGCUGAAGCACAGUUAUUCAGCUGAGGUAAAAACCAUUGUGAGAAUGUAAUGGAGACCAGAACGAAGGGCUGAACUCCAAAAUUGCUGCAACAACUGUGACUCAGCCAAGAUAAAAAUUGCCAUGGCAAAUAAAGACCCAGUCCCCCUGCAGUAGUCACAGGGGGUGAAUGCAGUGCACCCCAACUCUAAGAGGGUCAGAAAUAGUAAUAUCUGGUGGACUCCGACGUGGCAUUCGCUUCCAAGUUGGCCAUCACAAUUGAAGCUCAAUCAGUGAAGAGCUUGGUAUGUAAAUUUCAAAAGAAAUAGUCAACCACAAUUAAUAUAUCACUGUAGCAACCCCAAUAGGAUGUGUGUGUAUAUAUGUGUAUAUAUAUAUAUAUAUAUAUAUAUAUAUAUAUAUAUAUAUAUAUAUAUAUAUAUAUAUAUAUAUAUAUAUAUAUAUAAUAUAAUAUAUAUGCAUCCUAUUGGGGUUGCUACAGUGAUAUAUAUAUCCACAAAAAAUACCAUAUAAACCAGAUUCCUGCACUCCAACCAAACGAAAAAAAAUACCUGGUGCUCUGGUCGCUAUAGUAAUAUAUCCAAAAAAAUACCGGUACUCAAAGAGUUUCCAAUCUUAAAUUUUCUUUUAUUCCAAAGUCAACCUUUCAGCUCCCUGAUGAAAGCUCCAUGGGGAGCCAAAACGUUGACGUCGUUCUUGGAAUAAAAGAAAAUUUAAGAUUGGAAACUCCUUGAGUGCUGGUAUUUUUUGUGGAUAUAUAUAUAUAUAUAUAUAUAUAUAUAUAUAUAUAUAUAUAUAUAUAUAUAUAUAUAUAUAUAUAUAUAUAUAUAUAUAUAUAUAUACACACACACACACACCCACCCCCACCCCUUAAAGGCACAGUGGGAAAAAAAACAUUCAAGCAAAAUCAAAUUUAUUCAUAAUUGGGACUUAUGCUAGAAUAAAUCAUGUAGAAUACGUACCUGUCCGAAAAAGGAGCAAAGAAAGAGAAGGAACAUCCACAGGCUUCCUGUUAUAUAGACUAUACUUGAUGCUGAUUGGUCAAGGAGCUUACCUGUUCGUGCUUGGUUGUGAUCUUUGAUUCUUUUUUAGUUCUACCUAUCUUGUUGUUACACUUUGUUGCUUUGAGUAGUAAGGAAAGUUCUAAGCAUAACAUGAGCCUCCUGUCUGCGAUAGAAUUUAUCUAUCAAAAUUGUAACCGUCAGGUCUCUUAUAUGAUGCUGUAACUUCACAGGACAGUGGCAAAUCAUACAUAGGGGGUUUCCUUAUACUCAUAUGUAGCUGAACACGUUAUGGGGUUUGGCACAGUAGUAGCCAAUAUCAGGUUUAUGAAAUACACAUUAAAAAACGAGAAUAAGAGAACUCUGAGAAUCGACAAAUCGAACUCAGUAGCUUGCCCUUCAGUAAAUAUGUGCACUGGUCUCAAAAUAGUGCUCACUUGUGCCAUUACAGAGAGAACCUAUUCCAAAGUAUUUCAGACUAGACUACCCAUAUGGGCAGUCUAGAACCGAAAUGCCAGUAACUUCUCUCUGCAUGAGGGAUACAGCAACCCAGACAAUCGUUUAGUCCUUCCUUAGGCUUCGUUUAGCUGAUACCCCUCUAGGCACAGUGAGCACGGGGUCCACGUCUGGAUUAUUCUUUUGAACUUGGGUAGAGCCAAGUUAAUGCAUUGCAACUUAAACAGAGAAUAUGAGAAACAUUAAAAUAAACCUUGUUCUAUUUGUGAUGGUUAAUAAUCAGAAAAAAAAACUAUUUUACUACAACAUUUUGCAGAGAUCGGCUGUUAAAUGUAAAAAGUUUCAAAAUAUGCUUAGAUAAAUAGCUUGUGAUGUCUGCUUUUUUAAAAAUAUUUACUAUUGUGUGGCACCUGUGUUUUCUGUGACUAUCAAAGGGACACUAUAGUCACCUGAACAACUUCAGUUUAAUGAGGUUGUUCAGGUGAGAACUAUACCUCCCUGCAGCCUUUCUCAUGUAAACACUGUAUUUUCUGAGAAAAUACAGUGUUAACUUUGAAAGCUAGGAACACCUCUAGUUGCAGUCACUCAGAGUGAACCAGAGGGACUUCGGAGUUGAUGGAGGCAUAAUAUGCAUCCAUCCACUCAGAUCUGCUGUCGGCAGAGCACAGGGCAGCACUGUGCACAGCAUCCUGUGAUUCAGUAUCUCCUCCCUCUGCAUGUUGACACUGAACUUUCCUCAUAGAGAUUCAUUGAUUCAAUACAUCUCUAUGAGGAGAUGCUGAUUGGCCAGGGCUGUGUUUGAAUCAUGCUGGCUCUGCCUCUGCUCUGCCUCUGCCUCUGCUCUGCCUCUUUGUCAGUCUCAGACAAUCUUAUGGGGAAGCACUGUGAUUGGAUCAGGCUACCACAUGUCAGCAGACUGCUUGUUUUUCUGAGUCUAACAGCAUGCAGAUUUACAGCUUCCGGCUUGAAUACAGUAAGAUUUUUACUGUAUUUAUGGAGGCGUGAGGGGUCCAGGGGCGCUAGAUGGUGGUGUUAACACUAUAGGGUCAGGAAUACAUGUUUGUUUUCCUGUCCCUAUUAGUGAUCCUUUAAGCUUACAAGGCAAACACACUAAGUUCUAAAAUCACUCCACAUUAAAAUUGUAUUUUACUCUUUGCAUUUUGUGGCCUACAAGUACCAAAAAUUUACUUAAAUUCCAAACUUAGUAUAUAAUCAGUAAAUCAGGACAAAUAAAUGAAUUUAUUUUGUUUCACAUUUCAUAAUUAUACACGUAUUAGAAUUGCCAAAACUGUAAAAGUUUUUUUGUGUUAUAAAUGAGAUUUUAUAUAUGUUACAUCAUCAAAUGAAAGCCCUUUCUGUCCUUUAACAAAUGAUAGCUUAUGUGUAUGGUGCCUAUACCUAUAUACCUAAACCUAUAGCUAAAAUGGAAGGUUUUGUUUUGGUUCAGAACGUGGACAAUUACCUCCGUCCUUAAGGGGUUAAACGGCAGUCAUACAGUGUACAUUUGCUCUUGCCAUGUGCAUAGGUCUUGGAUAUAAAUGAGAUCACCACUGUCACCAAGGAGUUAAUAAAAUGGCGCAGACUUUUAGCAGUGAAGCAUGAAUAUUUGCUCAAUGGAAGGUGGUGAAAUGACAUGUCAUACCUAUGUUUUCUCUGUAUGUUAGCAUUUUUGUUCUGGAAUAUAUUUUUAUUUAUAUUUACAUUUUCCUUCCACAGAAGCAGAAAAAAAAUCCAGGUAGGAAAGUCUUAUUUAUUUUGUUUUAAAGAUUUUGUUUAAAGAUCUGUUUGUAGAGAAACUUGCUUUAUUAUAUUGAACACUGUUUGAGAUUAACUGCACAGCAUUUUUUAUUUUUUUAUUCCGUUAAAGACAAGUGUUUUUUGUUUUAGUUUUUAUCUAACCCCUUCAAUCCCAGAAUUGAGUAAAACCCAUUUUAUUGUCAUGUAUUUUGGACGUAUGAAAUCUAGCCCAUAACAUAUCACUCACCCUUAUUUUAUACUCUGUGAUUAGUAGCUUGUAGAGAAACUAAUUUCUCUGUGUGAAGCCAAUGGUUACUGAUAUAAUACCUGUAAAGUUGCUGAAAAUGUAAGCUCACAUUCUGCUUUCAGGUAGUACAUGGAGUUUUACUGGGUGACACCAUUCUUACUGUCAGGAAGUGAGGGGGAGGGAGUGGAUGGACUCUACCAUUUCACUGUCAGCAUUACAUUAGCAGUUCAGAUGAUAAAGAUUGCUAUAGCCGUUUUAAAUACCUUUAUUUUAGAAAUAUGAUUUAACUGUACUUACUGUAUGUGGGCAUUAUGCUCAAAUGCAGACUGCUAGUAAUGCCUUCAGGGUCCUUACAUAUACUUAUAAGCAAGGAUUUUUACCAUUUUUACUUAUAGAUUUUUGUCACAGCUACGAUAUGUGAGAAAAAUUGCAUGUAUUUUUUUUCUAUAUAUACGAACAUUUCAGACCCUGUGUGAAAUAUUGUAAGAUAAAAGUGCACUGUGCACGGUCUAAAGCUUUUAAUUUCACAAAUAUGUUUUAUAAAGGAUGAAUGAAUAAGUGAAAAGCAAAAGUUAUUUGACAUUUUUCAUUUUUACGUUUGUCUGCAGAUCAAUCAAUACACAGAAUUCCUGUGUUGUGUUUAUAUGUGAGCUAUGCAUUCCUUGCUUUAAACAAAUAUUAUGCUAAUAUUUUUUUCAAUCAAAAUGUGCUUGGUAGUGAAGGGGUUACAAUAAAAAUUAGGUAAGGGUUUCUUCAGUACCCAGAAGUUUCCAAAAAUUACAAACAAACCUUGCUAUUGUGGGGCUGCCACCUCCCUCUGCAGCUCCAAGUAGGGUUUAACAACUCACAAAAUAAAAUUAAAAUUAGGGCAGCGCUACCAAUUGCAAAUAUGCACACCAAGUGAUACCUACACACAGAUUUAUUUGAAGGACAGCAAAUAAAAAUGUUUCAGGUUCUCCCCUUUCUCAAUGCAUGUCAUGAUGAACGUGUACAUGAUGACAUGCAUUGAGAAAGGGGAGAACCUGAAACAUUUAAAUUUGUUGUCCUUUGCAUAAAUCUGUAUGUAGCUUGUGGUGUGCACAUGUGCAAUUGGUAGUGAAGGGUUUUAAAGAGGAAGUGUUACUUGUGAUAUAAUUUCAUAACAGAAUACCUACUGUGCUUUAUUCAAAAUUAUGUUUGUAUGUUUUUUUUAUUUAUUUUUUUAUUUGCCACACAGGGCCAGGCAGGUAAUUUUUACCGUUGCAUGCCCAUGUACAGCAUUUAAGUGUAGUGUAUGCAUUGCUCCUAAAGCAUUUCUUUGUAGAUGGCCAAGCAUUCGUAAACCCACAUUACAGAAGUGUGGACAAUUUAUGUAUGUGUUUUUUUUUCUUUUCUUCUUUAAAACUCUGCUGCUUUAUUCACCCUGGUAAACAAUGCAACAGAAUUUGCGGAGAGACAUUAUCCAUAGCAGCAUAGGUUACAGCCAUGCCAAUCCAAGAGUUGUACAUUCAGGACUGUAAUUAGGCCCCAAAUGGACAAUGUUGGAAACAUCCCAGGCUCUGGUUGCUGAUGUUUUUUAGCAGUUAUAUCAGAAAACCAAAUAGACAUUUAAUGUCUGUCUAUUGCAUUCCAUUUUAAUAUUGUGGUAUUCACUUAAUACAAUAGUGAAUAGUUCAAUAGUUCUCUUUGACUCUGACCUCUCCUUACCCCCUCAUGUCCAAUCAAUCCCCAAAUCCUGCCGCUUCCAUCUCAAAAACAUUGCGCACAUCCGACCCUAUUUAACGCCUGAUACGGCAGAGGUACUUGUCCAUGCCGCUGUCCUCUCUCGCCUUGACUACUGUAAUCCGCUUCUCAGUAGUCUUGCGUGUUUUCCACCAAUCUCAACUCCUUCAAAAAAAUCUGUGAAAACGUACUUCUUUAGGAAAGCAUAUGAAUUAAACUGUGAACAGCUUUCCCUCCCCGCACCCUGAUUCCUCUCCUGAAACUGUCAUCAAAACAAAACACUAAGCCCUCAAUGAAUACUAUCCUAGCAACCUACUUUUCUACCCUUACCUUUUGUCACUAUAUCCUACUCCCUCUAGCAUGUAAGCUCAUUGAGCAAGGUCCUCUAUACCUCUCUUCCUUUGUGUCCAACUUGUUUGGUUACAACUACUUGUCUGAUAGUACACCCAUUAUACAGCGCUACAGUACUUGUUGGCGCUUUAUAAAUAAUAAAAAACAUAGCAUAACGUUUUAUUAUCUAUAGUGAUAAGUGACUCCUGCAUAACCCUACGAUGCUUCGUAACAUACCCCAUUGAUUGUGAUCCAAUCCAGAGUAGUUUUGAAGACCUUUAAAAAUGACAAGUUGAGUGUUUAUAACAUAUUCAUCCUCACCUUGCGUUUAGUGGCCAUUCAUUUGCAUGAUUGACACUUGCGGCAUGUUAAUGGACAGCAGCCGCUGCGGAUCCAAGGCUAAUUAUACCCCCACGCUCGCUCACGUGAUUGACGACGGCGUGCAUGCUAUGUCGUGCAUGCACAGCGCGCGGACGUUUUAGGAUAAAAGAGCGAUCCUGGACAAUCAGAAAGGUAAAGCAGGUAUAAAAGCCUAGAAUUACCUUUCCUCGUUGCCCUGUCGUGGUUUCCCUAGUGGUUGUCCGAUAGCGCGUUUACCUAGAUUUCAGUAAGGCUUUUGACACUGUUGCACAUAGAAGGCUUAUCAAUAAACUGUUUCCAAUAUUGUUGAAUGGGUAAGGCAGUGGCUGAGUGACAGGCAACAGAGGGUUGUAGUUAAUGGAAUAUAUUCGAAGCUUGGACUUGUCACCAGUGGGGUACCUCAGGGAUCUGUACUUGGACCCAUUCUGGACCCAUUCUCUUUAAUAUUUUUAUUAGUGAUAUUGCAGAAGGUCUUGAUGGUAAGGUAUGUCUUUUUGCUGAUGAUACUAAGAUAUGUAACAGGGUUGAUGUUCCAGGAGGGAUAAGCCAAAUAACAAAUGAUUUAGGUAAACUAGAAAAAUGGUCAGAAUUGUGGCAACUGACAUUUAAUGUGGAUAAGUGCAAGAUAAUGCAUCUUGGACGUAAAAACCCAAGGGCAGAGUACAGAAUAUUUGAUAGAGUCCUAACCUCAACAUAUGAGGAAAGGGAUUUAGGGGUGAUUAUUUCUGAUGACUUAAAGGUAGGCAGACAAUGUAAUAGAGCAGCAGGAAAUGCUAGCAGAAUGCUUGGUUGUAUAGGGAGAGGUAUUGGCAGUAGAAAGAGGGAAGUGCUCAUGCCAUUGUACAGAACACUGGUGAGACCUCACUUGGAGUAUUGUACACAGUACUGGAGACCGUAUCUUCAGAAGGAUAUUGAUACCUUAGAGAGGGUUCAGAGAAGGGCUACUAAACUGGUUCAUGGAUUGCGGGAUAAAACUUACCAGGAAAGGUUAAAGGAUCUUAACAUGUAUAGCUUGGAGGAAAGACGAGAGGGGGGGGAUAUGAUAGAAACCUUUAAAUACAUAAAGGGAAUCAACUCAGUAAAGGAGGAGACUAGAUUUAAAAGAAGAAAAACUACCACAAAAAGAGGACAUAGUCUUAAAUUAGAGGGACAAAGGUUUAAAAAUAAUAUCAGGAAGUAUUACUUUACUGAGAGGGUAGUGGAUGCAUGGAAUAGCCUUCCAGCUGAAGUGGUAGAAGUUAACACAGUAAAUGAGUUUAAGCAUGCGUGGGAUAGGCAUAAGGCUAUCCUAACUAUAAGAUAGGGCUAGGGACUAAUGAAAGUAUUUAGAAAAUUGGGCAGACUAGAUGGGCCGAAUGGUUCUUAUCUGCCGUCACAUUCUAUGUUUCUUAUUAUAGUAAUUUCGGUUCUUUGGCUUUGAUUUUGACUUCUCUGUAUUCUGGCAUCCCUGACCUCUGGCAUUCCUUUAUUGUUGUGUCCCCUGACCUCGGCUAUUUCUCUGACUAUUCUUUGGUGUGUUAGUCCGGCCAUUCUAAGGUGCGUUAAUACGUUGCCUAUUAGUCUCCUGUGUUACACAAUUCUACGUGCUGGAUCAUACUGUAAUCCUGACAGUGUUUCAGAUUCAAAUUACAGCUUCCUUUUCACAGCUUUUAUUAUGCAUCUUUUAUUGAUAUAUGUCUGGCAAAGGAUGAUAACGUUCCUAGGCAUAGAACCAGGAGCCCUUGAUAAACAGUUUGUUCUGCAUACGCAAUCCAGCACUGUAGGUUUGGCCUAUUUUGGUGGGAGUUCUUCAAUCGUGACAGGUUCUUGAAUUCUUAUUUUAAUAAUUAUUUUCUCCUUCCCUGGUCAUUGACCAUAUCUACUUUAGGGCCUAGAUUAGAAGGAAAGGCCAGUAGGUGAAGAAAUUCAGUAUCUAUAUUCAGCAUGUUAUAACAGGAGUUGGCCAGGAUCUCUUCAUUAGCAUUUAUGUGGUUUGUUAGGGUGUGCAUUUCCUCUCUUGGCUUCCAGGUCUGCCAAGAUUACUUAUGCCAACUGGUGGCUUUAAUAUCAUGAUUCCUAAUUAAGUCUGGUCUUGUAGAAAUGUCCUGCUUUCUGCAGUCCAAGGACAAGGUGUGCAGCUCGGCAGUAGAUGCCAUUUUGGGCUUAGUCCUCCUAGAUAUAUGAGUGUAUAUUGUGGGAGCCAAAUUACUGUAAAGCCCAGUGUUAGUGAGAAUUCCUAAUGGCUAUUGGUUAUCUAAGUAUGUAUAGGGAUUUGGGCUGAUGUGUACUAUGGUCAUUCCUGCCGCACAGGAGUAGUGGGAGUCUAAAUGCAGGACUAAUUUUUGUGUAUUUGUUAGUGAGCAUUCCUCCUUGUUAUUUUCCAUUGAUCUGGUAGGUAUUUUGUAGAAAAUAGCACUUGAAAAAUCACCUUGUAAUUGGUACAUUGCAGCACAGAGCUGUGUUCAGGCCUGGCUGCUCUGCUCACAGGUGACUUUGUAUAAUGCAUUUACAAUUAUAAAAUGUAUCAAAACUAUACAUGAAAACCUACUGAUCAAUAUACAUAUGUAUUACAUCUGUAACUUGUAAUAAUUCUGUGUCAUCUUUUUCAGAUGGGAUGUUGUGGAAAAAAAUGUAAGUUGUGAUCUAUUUUGCCAGUUAUUGAACGUGUACCAAAAGACACUGGAGUAGUGACUGGAACAACAUACCGUAAACAUUUAACCACCUGCAAAGAAGUUAACAGUUUGCCUAACUUAGUGCUAGUAACAUACAAUCCACAUACUACAAAAAGUAACUCUGAUGUAAAGUGGUAUUGCUGAUGCACUAGUGCUACCAGAACGUGAAUCCAGGGAUAAAUACCACAGAUGUUUUGUCACACAGCCCUUUAUCACAUUUUUUUUUUAAAAGACUCUGAGUGUAUCUUACCAUUGGGUUUUUUUCUCUAUAAUGUUGAGUAUUGUAGGCAAGUUUUUUUUUUUUUUUUUAGAUAUAAUGACCAGAUUACCUUCAGGAUAAUUUUCUAGCAUGUUUAAUUGUACUUCUGUAUAUGACUUGCCUGCUCACUUUGCUGUGUCAGGAAAUCACUUGUUCGGGAUAGGCAUUGGGAGAGUAGGAAUUUAAAGAAUGAGGGAGCUUUAGCAAAAUGUUCUCGUUCAAAAAGUGGUGCAAAUAUAUAAAGGUUAGGAGUAGCCAAAGUAAUUUGAAUGCUAGUUCCCAUGGUCACUGCCCCACUUUUAGUACUUAUGUCCCUUUUCAGAACAGAACACUUUAAUAAAUCUCCCCCUGUUGUCUCUGAUUCUCUACCUCCACAUACUAUGUACAGUGAAUGGAAAAACCAAAGCUUAUGACGAUUAACAAGCAGCCAGUAGGGAGACACUCAGUUUUCCAUUCCAGAAUUGAUUAAUUCCUACAGGUAAUAAGAUUUUUAAGGCCUUCAAACACACACAUAUUAAAUCUAGGAUAAGCAAAUAUUAAAAGUCGUGGGAGAUGUAGGUUCUCCUUUAAACUAAAUGGAUAUAAAUUAACUAUCUGUUUUGUAUUUGUGAAUGUCAUUUACCUUCCUUUUUUUAAAUUCUUUAUUUAUGAAACUGUUUGAGUUAAAUAGGAAUAAGCUUGCGCUAUAUAAAUACCAAUAAUAAGUAGAGGAACAGUGCAAAGUAGGGGUAAAUAAUCUGUGUCUAGAUUUCAUGAUCAAUCUUGUCUCCAGUAGCAAGGGAGCCUAAUGCACGUCCGCUAGUCGUGAGGCUAACAUAAUUGUCCUUCCUUAACCCUGUACAUCACAGUUUAGUUUGACUGUGCCAUUAAAGGACCACUAUAGUGCCAGGAAAACAAACUCAUUUUCCUGGCACUAUAGUGCCCUGAGGGUGAAGUUGAAGGAAGGGGGUUAAACACUCACAUUUCUCCAGUGCCGGGCUCCCUCCCUCUCCUCCUCCUAUGGGAGUCACUGACUGAAUGCGCAUGGGCGACUAGAGCCGCGCGCACAUUCAGUCAGUCCAUAGGGACGCAUUCUCAAUGCUUUCCUAUGGACGCUGGCGUCUUCUCACUGUGAAAAUCAGAGAGAAGCGCGGAAGCACCUCUAGCGGCUGUCAAUGAGAUUAACCCAUAUGUAAACAUAGCAGUUUCUCUGAAACUAUGUUUACAGCAGGCAGGGUUAAUCCUAGCUGGACCUGGCACCCAGACCACUUAAUUAAGCUGGAGUGGUCUGGGUGCCUAUAGUGGACCUUUAAGCCCUUUGCUAAAUGUUACUGUGUGGUUUGCCAGCCCAGUCGCGUAUCAUGCGCAAUAUCUGACUGUAAUGUGUUCUAAACUAGUAUUGCAGAAGGUAGUGUUAACCCCAGUUCUAUUUUUUGGAAAAUAAUUUUCUGUAAUCUAUAUUGUACUCCUAUUGACAUUUUAUUGAUCUAUAUUAAUAUAUUUCUUUAUUUAACAGCGUGAACAAAGAAUUAAGAAAGCUCUAGAAUAUCUGGUAUGUAGCAAUUACUUUGUGACUACUUUCAACAAUGUGCUACCAAACUUCUAGAUCAGUGGUUUAUAUUUUACUGUAUAACUUUUUUAUUGUUUUCAAUUGACACAUUACAAUGCAAGGACUUAACGUGUCCAGACAUACAAUACAUGUUACAAUCGAAAUGUUCUGCAAAGAAUUGGAUUGUAACAAACACAAAAACAGUGGAGCCUAGAAUAAUCUCUUCAUGGCACCAUUCCAGCUAAUAAAUAAAAUAACAUGUCUGGACACAGUGUUACAUUCAGCACAAAUAAAAUAAACACAUCAGAUUAAUGAACGUAUGUUAAAAGAAGAACAUAGCAUAAAAUGAGUAUUGUCCCAGAGUCUUUGAUGUAAUUAAAUAAUUUCACAAGUAUAGCUUCAAACUUUUGGUAGUAGAAGUUGGAAACUCCGUCAGGGCUUUGUUUUUGGCUAGUCACUGAAUUGUCACUGCUAUUUCCUUCUCUGUGAAGGGGGCUGUCAAAACUGCGGAAGGGCUACAACCUCCAGAAAUAUAUUGUCCAGGGUCAGCUGGGCUGUUGUGGGAUCAGCGUGUAAAUUAUACAAUGCUUUAUGAUACGUGGCUAGUUGAUUUACAAUAUGAGUUGAGUUCAUGAGUUUAUAUUAGUAGAGUCAUAGAAACAAAAAAAUUUUUUCCUUCAAUUCUUUAUUUUAUUUGUGCAUAGAGUUAACAAGCAGUUUUGCACUGCCACAACAGCUGGUGCAAUCAUAAAGGUAAACAUGCGAUAACAGUAGUAUAGCAUCAAAAUCAUUGCACAUUUUUAUAUAUAAACAGGAUUAAGUCAUUAUUAGGUGAGUCGUGCACAAUAUUGUGAUAGAAGUUAUAGUGGGUACGUCGAGUAAUGUUAGAUUUAUUGUGUGUUUAAACAUGCUGGUAGUGGUAGCCUAUUGCUGUCAACUAAAAUCUAUCAUACUGUCCUGUGAGUAUGUCUUGUUGCGAGCAGGUUAUGCUGAUAAAGGUAAUUUGCUUGUCGCUAUAGGCUACAUGGAAGUAUACGUAUUGCUGCCAUCCGGAGCAUUUAGUAAGGUGUUAGGGGAGCUUGCUGGGCCAUAAGUGUUAGAAACGGAGUAUUCCAGUGUGCUUGCAAAACAGUAUAGUGAUAGUAUAUUUAAAGCAAAAUAAGCAAACCUGUAACUAGUUACGUUAUAGCUGUUCAAGAUUGAAUAACUUAGUUGGCUAAUAUAGCAAGUAUCACGUAAGGGGCAGUGGCUGAUUAUUAUAAGCGGGAUUGCUGUAUUUUUAGCUCAGGUAGCUUGUAGAAUAGUCCUCUGUGGCCCCUACACUAAUCUGAGCUUAAACAAUAUUAACUUGGUAUGGUUCACGAUGAGGUUGGUGCUUGUAGGUUGCCGGGAUCCGUAGCCAGCCAUCUGUGUCAAGGUUGCAGCGCUGAGUGAGGGUGCAGUGUCCACUUUGCUGCCCAUCACCCGCAGGGAAAGGAGGGACAGUCACCCAAUAUCUGCAUGGGGUAAGUGUUGCAGUUGGUGGCCGUGUCUGAUGAAGGAGUCUCUGGCAGCGGCACCCCACCAUACCCAGCUCCCGGUGUAUUCCUGCGCACCUGUUGUCAGUUCCGCUGUAGAGCGCUUCUAGAGCCUCGCUGUAAUUGUCUCUGAGGUGGAGUAAUCUUCUCUUGGAGGUUAGGGAAGCGUGGAGGGGGUAACCUCGGGGUAAUUUGCCUCUAGGGAGUAGGGCGGUACACUGCUGGUCUAGGUCUAUGGUGCUUACGUUUCCGCCGGGUCGUCCGCCUUCACCUUCCUGCUACCUUUUUUGUGCCCCGGCCCCUUCCCGGGGUUGUGGUUUGGUGCGCAAUUUCGCUCAGUUGCUUUGCAGGUGUGGCCUCUUUGAGAGCAUCCCUGCGAUGAGCUAUCUUGGUCCAGAAGUCGGCCAUCAGGCGAUCAAGCCGUUCGGAGAGAGAGGGCAGCGGCAUGUUUGCUGCGGAGUUGCACGUGGCGUCCGCCAUGGCAUGAAUUGCAAUGCAGGUAUGGCAAUGUUGGUGCCUUGUCACUGGGGUACGGUCAGCGUUUGCCGGGAUGUUCCUCAGCGGGGGUGUGACGAAGUGCCCUUUGCCACUUGAAGCCUUGGCUCAUGCUUGGGGGAUAGGAUAAGUCUGCAGUGCUGAUGGUGUCGAUUGAAGUGCUUGGGAGUCCUCGGCAAGCACUAGGAGAAUACAUUGAUGGAGGUACACGGUCGGAGUGCCAGCGGGUCUGUCACAUUUGGUGGCAAGCUGUGGGAUGGCGUCCUAAUGUGAGGAGAAGCAACUUGGAGACACUGGUAACGUUACGGAGCUACAAGUGAGGGCGACGCUAGCACUUGUGCAGCGCAGCACCCCUGUCUACAGAGGAAUCCAGAAUGCGCGGAUCAGAGCGCUAGUGGCCCAGAGUGGGGGCCGAGCGAUCAUGACUUAUUGCUAUGAGGGCGAUGCUUACAUUGCGGAGGUAAAGAGGCGGCUAGCCGGUUAUGGCCAGAUCCUUCGGAAGAGGUGAUCGUCCGAAUCAUGCAAGAGUUGGGUGAAGAGAACCAAGCAGCACGGGAAUGUGAGUUCAGAUUGUGGAGAUUGGGGCUGCGGACAACUGGUCUUUGUCUGACCCUUUUUAACUGUCAUUUUGUUUUCCUCUGAGGAUGAGUUGUUUUGCUCCAUGAGUGCUGCUGCUUUUGUGUGCUCAUUAAACAGACCUGCUUGACCCUUUCUUGAAGCCUUGGCUCAUGCUUGGGGGGUGGGAUAAGUCUGCAGUGCUGAUGGUGUCGGUUGGAGUGCUUGGAAUCCUCGGCAAGCACUAGGAGCAUACAUUGACGCAGGUACUCGGUCGGAGUGCCAGCGGAUCCGUCACAGGGGGUAUACGUUGGUUAGGCUGCAGUUGGCCAGAGGACUGUCUGAGUAGCCCUCAAGUCUAUCCCUGUGUUGGAGCCAUCGAUUUUGGUUCAUGUUUUUGGUGCUUGUUGCCCCAGUGGUAGCCCUCGGUCUCUGAUGAUCAGGUGGUAUUUGGGGCUAUUUGCUGCAAUUUUGGAUGGAUAAGGGAAAAUUGUCACAGAGCUCUUGUGGUGUGCGACCGCUCGCAUGGCUGCCAGGAUCCGCCCCCCCUUUUUUGUUUUUAUAUUCUUUAUUUUUGAGGUGAAGUUAAACAUACAGCGAGUGACCGUGACAUAUGGAUAAGAUACAUUGUGUCUGAAUACAGGCUUAGAGUUAAUCAAUUUAAGAUUCUGGUGCUUGCUUACAAGUCCCUACGUAAUGCUGCUCCAACCUACGUAUCCUCCCUAAUACACAAGUAUGUCCCGUCGAGGCCCCUGCUCUCUGCCGGAGACCUACGUCUAUCCUCUGUCCGUACUCCCGCAUCUAAUGCUCGCCUCCAAGAAUUCCCCAGGGCCGCACUUUCUGUGGAAUUCCCUACAGUUCACCCAGUCUCCACUCCUUUAAAAAAAUCUUUAAAAACAAAAUUCUUCAGGAAAGCAUAUCAUUUAAAUUGUUGGCGGAUUUUCAUUCCCCCCACCCCCACAUGACUCCUCUCCUGCAACUGUCAAAAAUAAUCUACUAAAUUCCCAGUGAAUAUUUUUCUAGCACCUAUUUCAUUACCCAUACUUAUACAUCUUGUGUCACUAUACCUCACUCCCUCUAGCAUGUAAGCUCAUUGAGCAGGACCCUCAACCGCUAUGUUCCUGUGCAUCCAUUUGUCUGGUUACAGUUACAUGUCUUUUAGUCCAUUCAUUGUACAGCGUUACGGAAUUUUGCUGGCGCUAUAUAAAUAAUAAAAUAAUACACAUAAUGUCAUGAGGAACUGCAUAUAUAUAUAUAUAUAUUUUUUUUUAUUAUUAUUAUUUAAAUUGUGGUACAAUAACUAGUAGCAGUGCAAGCGUUUACAUCCAGGCUUAUACUUUCACUAUAAGACGUUCAUUAUCACGUAAGUUGAAACUGAGACUUGGUACUUAAAGCGACACUGUCAUGCCGAAUCCUGUUUGUUUUUUUUAACCCCCCUCCGGCCUCCACUACAUCUAACUAACACCCUAGUCACCCCCAAAUGCCCCUAAGCCCUCCACAUUACCUAUUUUUCAUUCCUUAUUUUCUGCCCCGAUCUAUAUCCAGGGCGUCGCCAUCUUUGUGUGGGUAGAUGAAGUCCCUGUGGGACACGUCAUCUGCCCACACUAGAUAGACUGUGAGAUUCCCGCACAUGCCCAGUAAAACACCUGGACAUACGAACGGGAAUUAAAUCUAUUCAUUCAUUCAUCAGAGAGAAGAAUGAGUGAAUAGAAAUAUCAGCCGAACAAACAAACACUAUGUAUCAGUGUUCGUUUGUUCGUGCAGUUUAUUACAAGGAGGGAGCUACUGGCACGCAGCUCCCUCCUUGUAAUAUGUAAAGAUAGAAGUGACAGGGAGCCACUUCAUAAGCCCCCAGUACCCCCUCACUCUAUGGGGGUCAAUGUGACCCCCAUAAUAGCACAAGGGAGAUUAAAAUUUCCCACAUGCCCCUACUCGCUAUACCGCGAGUAGGGGCAUGUCCACUAAACAGUGAGCAGCCUGUGGCUGCUCACUGUAAAAAAUAAAUAAAAAUAAACUAUUGGCCCCCAGGGCGGCGGGUGGCGGCAAUAAUGAUAAUGAGGGGGGGGGACCUACUGUCGUCGUCCCCACCCCUGGGCGGCGGGUGGGGGCCCUAAGUCAAUUCCCCCCACCAAGGUGACUAGGGGUCCCCAAGCCCCUAGUCACCCACCCCCCCACCCAAAAAAAAAGUCCCUACCUACCCCCCUCACCCUAAAAAAUAGUAAGGGGGGAAUAAAAUAACUAACCUGUAAAAUAAAAUUAAACUUACCAUUCGAUGUCUUCUUUUUUCUCAAAUCUUCAUUUUUCAGCCCCAAAAAGUCCAAAUAAAAAAACAACAUAACCAUCGAAUUGCAAAUAACAUAAAAAUCCCGAGCGCAAAAAAAAAACCCGACAAAAAAGAAAAAACCCGAGCGCAAAAAAAUAAUCCAUCUUCACCCAUGCAGGGCGAGGCAAGGUUUAUAAAGCCUUGCCCCGCCCUGCAAUUAGGCUAAGAACACUCUGAUUGGUGGGUUUAAGCCAAUCCGAGUGCUCUUUGUCAUUUUACACAGCGUGGGAAAAUUCAAAAGAACUUUCCCACGCUGUGUAAAAUGACACAGAGCACUGUGAUUGGAUGGCUUGAAAUCCAUUAUUAGAAUGAAUAAAACACCGAUCUAUUCGUGCCGCAAAUACAGUUAGAUAGUUAUAUAGCUGAAAAAAGACUUGCCUCCAUCAAGUUCAGCCUUCCUCACAUUUGUUUUUUGCUGUUGAUCCAAAAGAAACCCCUACAUACUUAACCCUGAAUAGGGCUAUAACACAUACUAUGUUACAUUGCUGCCAGCCUCCCCAUGUUUGUCUUAUUAAGAGUUUAUAAGUAUGUAGGGGCAGCACCCCAUCCUCUCUCAUCAGAGAAAUUUGCCUAUUAGCUGAUACCAGCAAGGUGAUUUGUAUGUUAUAGCCCUAUUCAGGGUUAAGUAUGUAGGGGUUUAUAAAAUACCCCUUCCUGUCUCAUUAGAGAUGUUUACACUUUGUCUGAUACCAGCAAAGUUUAUUGUAUGUGUAGAAGCCCUAUAAAGGGUUAAAUGUGAAAGGGUUUAUAAAAUAUCCCUUCCUGUCUUAUUGGAGAUUCUUGGCUGAUAUCAGCAUAUCUAAUGACUAGUGUAGGACUCACCUAUUCAGGCUUGCCUUGACGUGGCAGGUGAGCUUAUAUAUUCAAAUGGCCAUUGGAAUAAAACUAAAGAGCCUCCAUUUUGUUUAAAUGUACAUGGGGAUUUAGGCCAGAGCGCAGGUAACGCUCUUUGUUUUUACUAUAUAUGAACUGGCUGCCUGGUUAAAGUGGUAUUGUCAAUUUCAAAAGGGGUUUAUGUGAUUGCAUGCGAGGUUAGAGCCUACAACCCAAAUAACUCUUUGAAGCUUGGUCCCCCCCGUCCCUCCUCCAAAUUUUAACUUAUGGCCCCCACACGCUGCGCAUGGGUGGAGGCUAGGGGGAAGGCAGUAGGUCCACUCCUAUUGUAUCUUGGGGCCCCCACUCUUGGUGCACGAGUGGGGGAUAAGUGGGGACACUUUGUCCCCCCUCUUAAUUAUUUCUAAAGGUGGGCACUUAAUUACAGUAGUGAGGGGGGGGGUCUUUUUUAACAACCGUGAGCAGCCACUGGGUCUUUUUAGUAGGUAGGUCCCUAAUUCCCACAGUAUUAAGGAGUUCUCUACUCGUGGCAUGAAUAGAUCGGUGUUUUAUUCAUUCAAAUUAAAUUCCGAUCCGAACAAAAGUCCCGAAUUGCGUCCUGACACGAAUGGACAAAAUGCUCUUAUUCUGUUAGGACGAGAUUCGGUAGUUUUGCCAAAUUAAUCAGCAGGAGGAAAGUGAGAAUUGUGGGAAAAUUGCUUUGACCACAGGAAACAGAGUGGACUUUGCUCCCCCUGUGGGUCAUAGAUGGUCAAGCGUAGGAAAAAUACAUAAGACAAAAUAGUCCCUCCUUUGUCUUAUGUUUUAAAGAAAACUAGAGCAGACAGGAAGAAAUGAAGAACAGGUCCUGAGAGAAGUGGAAGCGAUUGGGGAAAGGUAAGUUCGGCAUGACCGUUUGACAUGUCAUGAUUCCCUUUUAUUCCAGAAGUUUGGUCCUUAAGGGGUUAAAGGACCACUAUAGUGGCAGGAAAACAAACUUGUUUUCCAGACACUAUAGGGUUUUUAGGUCCCCACCCUCAGUGACCCACUCCCACUGGGCUGAAGGGGGAGGAAGGGGUUAAUCGCUUACCUUUCUCCGGCGCUUGGGAAAUCUCCUACCUCUUUUCCGACGUCAGCGCUGCAUGCGCAGCAAGAGCCGCGCUCGCAUUCAAUCAGUCCAUAGGAAAGCCUUACUCAAUGCUUUCCUAUGGACGUCAGCGUCUUCUCACUGUGAUUUUCAGUUAGCUGCAGGGUUAACCCUAGAUGGACCUGGCACUCAGACGACUUACUUGAACUGAAGUGGUCUGGGUGCCUAUAGUGCUUCUUUAAGUUCUGAUUUGACUUCUGUUAUCUGUGCACCUGUCCGUUUGGGUGAUGUAGAUUUUUUUUUUUUUUUUUUUGAUUCCAAUGCACAGAGUUGCUUGUAUAAUUUUUUUUCCGGAGGUGUUUAAGUGCCCAUUUUUGUUUUAAGAUUUCUCGUAGAACUGCCCUAUAAGCCAACCAUAAGGUGUGAUUUGAGACAGAUUCCCCCUCAUUGGUCGCGAAGUAGUCCCUCAUUGCCUUACAUAUGUUUUAUUAUAUCUUAGGGCCUGACUAUAAUGAAUCAUUUACUCGCUAAGUGCCUCAUCCCCUAGCUGGGUGUUGUACUGUGAACAAGAUGUCCAACGAAGCGUGGCUGUAUCAAAGCUUUUAUAUGUGAAGGAGCUUGCUAACUAAUGGGAGUUAAACUGCCUUCACUGUGGGACAGCAUGGGCAGCUAUCUGGGCUUGAUCUACAGAUGUCAUGGGUUGGAAACACGUGCCGGUCCCUGAAUAGCGAUUAAGAAACAUCACCUUCUGUUUACACCUUGUUUCACAACUUCAGAUGCUUUAUCUGACAGUGGCUAUAGUCUCAUUUUCCCUUGUGGCAUUCCCAAUUUUUCUCACCUCUCCGACUCGCAUACCAGUGAAUUAAGAUACGUCUUUGGAGCUCUCCGGUGCAGCAGGUAGACUGUGGGACUGUUAGGCUGCUACAGAUGCCACUGGAUUUUAAUUUCUUCUCACUUUGUCGGAGCUCGGCUCACACUUGUCACAAAUUUUCUCCUGUGUCCAGAUAGCACGUUUUCUUCAGCCAAGCGUGAAGAUGUCAAACGUGAUGAAUGCAAAUUAGGCCGCACUUUACUCCGAAGUCCCUCUGGUGGCCAUCUGAGUGACUGCCACUGGAGGUGUUCCUAGCCUCCAAGGUGUAAACAGUUUUUUGUUUUUUUUGUUUUUAAAUACAAUGUUUAAAUGAAAAGGGAACACUUCUGUCACAUGCCAUUGUUUUUAUUUCCUUAUUUUUAUUUAUUUUUAUUUUCAUGUUGUCUCUUCAAAGUACUAUUUAAGUGUUAACCUACACUCAGUCUUAUUUUGAUUUUGUGGUUUUCAACAGGAAAACUUUGACAUUGAGUCUGAGUCAGAAAGCACUAUUGUAACAAAUCUCACCCAGAAGCUGACUGCAGCCUUGAAAGAAUACAACACUGUAACAAAAGAAAAAGCUGUAAGUAGAUACUUUUGUGUUUUAAUAAUGUCAUCUACAUUUGUGAAACUCCCCAACAUACUAUGUUUAGUAUAAGUAGUUCAGUAUUAGAAUAUGUUUGUACCUAGAGAAAUGUUUAGGUGUAAAUUAAAUUUUCUAUUUGAACACAAUUUUCUUUGUCUGGAUGUUUUUUCCUGUCUUUGUUUUUGUUUCGACCAAAUAGUUGUUAUUCAUUGAUAUGCAGUUGCAAUGCGCUUUACUGGUAAAAUAAAACAGAGUUUGUACAACAAAAGUAAACGCUGAAUUCUGGCUGAAAAACAGGUUCAGAAUUUUUGCAACGCUAUUCAAAUAAUGCAGUUACAAAAACAUUCCAUGUGUGUCUUUUUUUUUUCAUUUCAGCUUUUCCCUGUCAAGCUUGCCAAGGCGAAGGAUGUGGCUUUAGCUAUAAUGCAGCAUUCUGCAAAUGUAAAAAAUGUCCCAAAACCAGUCUCGGCAUCAGUCCCAAAACCAGUCUCGGCAUCAGUCCCAAAACCAGUCUCGGCAUCAGUCCCAAAACCAGUCUCGGCAUCAGUCCCAAAACCAGUCUCGGCAUCAGUCCCAAAACCCUUUCCAACGUCGGUCCCAACAUCCUUUCCAACGUCGGUCCCAACAUCCUUUCCAACGUCGGUCCCAACAUCCUUUCCAACGUCGGUCCCAACAUCCUUUCCAACGUCGGUCCAAACAUCCUUUCCAACGUCGGUCCAAACAUCCUUUCCAACGUCGGUCCAAACAUCCUUUCCAACGUCGGUCCAAACAUCCUUUCCAACGUCGGUCCAAACAUCCUUUCCAACGUCGGUCCCAACAUCAGUCCAAGCAUCCUAUCCAGCAUCCUAUCCAGCUUCCUAUACAGCAUCCUAUCCAGCUUCCUACCCAGCAUCCUAUUCAGCAGCCUUUCCAGCAUCCUAUCCAACAGCAGUUCCAACAGCAGUCUCAACAUCAGUCCAAACACCAUUCCUACCAUCAUUUCCACCACCAUUCCCACCACCAUUCCUACCACCAUUUCCCCCACCAUUCCCAACAACAGUCCCAACACCAGCCCCACAUAAGCAGAAUACACCUGUUGCAAAGCAGAAUAAUCCUUUUGUAAGACCACAGCUGAACGUGAAGCCUGCAGGUACUUUUCUGCAUUUACAAAUGUUUUAAAAGCCUAUUUAAUGUGUAUUUUCUUCUAUAUUUCAAAAUAUAAUGCCUUCAGCAUAGUUACAUCAAGGUGCUUCAGUAUUGUUUUUACAUGUUAAUACUUUUUUUUUUUUUUUUAACAUGAGUGCAACAUAAGAUACAGUAUAUAACAAAUAUUGAGAAAUUGAUUAAAAUAACACAUUCAACAGAACCUUUUUUAAGACAUUACAGCGUAGGGAAACCUCCAGAGGCCACUCCUCAGGUGGUCACUGGAGGUGCCUCCUGGGGCAGUGCUGCACAAUUUGCUGACAUAAUCAAUUCUGAUGUCAGCCAAAGAGGUGGAUCGGGGCAGAGCCAGUGCCAGCUGCUGGAAGUAAGGUGAGUUUUACUAGCUUCAAGGGGGACAAGGAGGUCACAAUGUGCAGCACUGAUGUUCAGCGUCUCUACACUGUACAAGGAGAUGCUGAACUUUCCCCGUAGAGAUGUGUUGAUUCAAUGCAUAUCUAUGAGGAGAUGCUGCUUGGACAGGGCAGUGUUUGGCUCCGCCACUCAGCCUGAUGAUGUCAGCCAAGGAAGGGGAUCAGAGCAGAGGUAUCGCCUACUUCUGGAAAUAAGGUGAGUUUUACAAGCUUCAAAAGGGACCAGCGGGGCUAGAUAGUGAUUUUAACAAUAUCGGGUCAUGUGUUAUCCUUGACUUGUGUGUGUAUAUAUAUGUGUGUAUGUAUAUAUGUGUGUGUGUGUGUGUAUGUGUGUGUGUAUAUAUAUAUAUAUAUAUAUAUAUAUAUAUAUAUAUAUAUAUAUAUAUAUAUAUAUAUAUAUAUAUAUAUAUAUAUAAAAUACACACACACACACACGGUUGUGCUCAAAAGUUUGCAUACCCUGGCAGAAAUUAAAUUUUGGCAUUAAUUUUGAAAAUAUAACUGAUCAUGAAAAUUUUAUAUAUUUUUUUUUUUUUGAAGUAUAGUGAUCAUAUGAAGCCAUGUUGUUUAUCACAUAGUAAUUUGGCUCAUUUUAAAAUCAUAAUGAUAACAGAAAUCACCCAAAUGGUCCUGAUCAAAAGUUUACUUACGCUUGAAUGUUUGGCCUUGUUACAGAGACACAAGGUGACACAUACCAGUUUAAAUGGCAAUUAAAGGUUAAUUUCUCACACCUACGGCUUUUAAAAUUGCAAUUAGUAUCUGAGUAUAAAUAGGUAAUGACAAACGGAAAUGGUUAGCUCUUUGUCCCGGGGUAUAGAAGAUAAAUAAAACUUAACUUUUAAUAUAUACAAAAAUAAUAAAAUAGGUGAAGUGCAGAAAGGUAUAUGUACAAAUGAGGACUAUCUCAAAUGUUGUCACUAGAUGGAGACAACACCGGAUAUAUUGGUCUAAGCAAAUAAAUAUUUAUCAAGAAAAGGUAUAGCAAUAAAGAAGACAUAUAUUAGCCCAAACAGAUAAAGGUGUGUGUGUGUGUGUGUAUAUAUGUAUGUGUGUAUAUAUGUAUAUAUAUAUAUAUAUAUGUGUAUAUAUAUAUAUAUUUUCAUUCAAAAAGGGCUCUGUGGUCCCACAAUUAGUUCACAUAAAAGCAGAUGACAUAACUGCUCUGUAUAAUAUACUUUGUUGCAAGCUAUCUUUCUAAUGCAACUAGAUACAAUGACACAAGAUACUGUCAUGGGGUUUAACUAAUAUAGAAAAUAAUAAUACUGCUACAUAUAUCCAAAAUGUACUGGAUAUUUGCCAAAGUGCCUAAAAGUAGUAGUGCACUAUAUGAGGAUUAGUAAAUAAAUAGUAAGGAGCUAGAGUUCGCUAAUUUGUGCCUACGUGGGGCACAAAAAGUAGAAUAAAGAUCUUAGACUAAAGAAAAUGAUAUUCUAGCAAAUCGGCUGGUAAGAAUCCUAUAGUAAACACUAUGCUGUGCCUUCAAGGGAACCUAGCAAAAGAACAGAAACUGUCUGUCACUAGCUAGCUAUAUGCAGCAGAAGGUCUGAAGGUCUCUGAACUCCCAGACGUGACUGUUACUGAAGGAUAUCGCUCGUGCAAAUCAGGGGGUAGCCGCCUGAACGGCGAAACGUACGCCGGGGCUCUGACACCCAGCAUAGACUAUUCUCUUUUGCACUUGAGAUUAUUAACGUGCGAUCAGGGCUGCACUUAGGCGCCCUGUGCGAAAAAUCUUUGCAGCGCACAUACUCACAGAGGUACAGACAGACCGUCACAUGCAGACAGUCAUACACACACACAGUCACACACACACACAGACAGGGCGUUUUAGCCACAAGGCUAACAAGGCAUUUGCCUUGGGCGGCAUUUUUCAGGGGGCGGCAGAAAACACCGCCCCUAAAUGCCCAGGGCAAAUGCCUAGUUAGCCUCACGGCUAACAGACGUGCCAGGCGCUGGGUGGGCGGCUGGUGAGGGAGCACUUCCCCUGAGCGGUCAGCUCAGCUCCCUCGAGUGCCACAGAGUGAGGCUGUGAGCCGGGUUGGUGACGUCAUAUUCCGGCUCCCAGCCUCAUUCUGCGGCGCGCGAGGGAGCUGACCGCUCAGGGGAAGUGCUUCCUCGCCAGCCGCACGCCCGCCCAGCCCGGCAACCACUGGACCCCAGGGAGAGAGGGAACCCCCCAGCAUUCCCAAAGGUAAGGAGGUUGGGGGGGGGGGGUAAAUAAAAAAUAAAAAUGUGUUAAUGUGAGUGUGUUUGUUAAUGUGUGUGUUUUGUUAGUGAGUGUGUCUGACUGUGUGUCAGUGAGUGUGUGUUUGUCUGUGAGUGUGUGUGUCAGUGAGUGUGUGUCUGUUAAUGUUUGUGUGUGCCUGACUGUGUUUGUCUGUUAGUGUGUAUCUGACUGUGCCUGUGAGUGUGUUUGUGUCUGUUAGUGUGAGUGUGUUUGCCUGUGUGUGUCAGUGAGUUUGUGUGUGUUUCUGUUAGCGAGUGUAUGCGUAUCUGUCAGUGAAUGUGUGUGUGUUUAUUUAGAAGGCGGGGAAGGGUUUUGGGGUUGGGCUGGCGGCGUGCCUGAGUUUUGUCCUGCCUAGGGCAGCACAAAACCAGGAUACACCACUGCACACAGGUACUCACACACAGAGGCAGACAGUCACGCACACACAGGUGCAGACAGUCACACACCCACAGCCCUUAAGCGCCCUGUGCGAAAAAUCUUUGCAGCGCACCCUCCCCCCCCCACACACACACACACACACACACACACACGCAGACCUUUACAUACAUAUACACACACACACACACACAAGCAGACAGUCAUAUAUGGUUACCUCUGUCCUUUAUGGUCUGGGAGGAGUGAAUGCAGUGCAGGCAGCUCCUGGGGUCUGGUUGUUGAGGAAGCAGGGACUUCUUCCUGCUUCCCAUGCAGCCGUCAUUUUAGCUCCGCCCCUGCCGCAAUGUAAACCCCGCCACAAUGCUGGGAGGUUUUUUUUCUAAACACGGGUGGAGAAUAAUGAAAUCCCUCCACCCGGGUAGCCGGCCAUGUGUGAGCUGUGUCGGCCGCAGGGCGCCCCCUGUUCCACGGUGCCCUCUGCGGCCGCACAGCUCUCACAUCCCUAAGGCCGGCCCUGCGUGCAAUGUAUUAUUGACGCUCAUAGAUUUGCACGAGCGAUAUCCUUUGGCAAAUAUGCAGUACAUGUUGGAUAUAUGUAGCAGUAUUAUUAUUUUUCCUGCCGUUUUUUUGAUGGCAACCACCACAGUGAUUAUUUACUGGCAGUGCAAUAGGGUGAUUCUCUACCCCUUUAGCACUCCAGCUAUUUAACCAUUCUGCUUAUUUACGUCCUGUACUCUGUCUCACGAGUCCUAACUUUGGAUCUCACCCCUCACGCCACUCAACAGCCGCUGCAUACUAUAUUAGUUAACAUACGCUGCUUUUCUAUAUUAGGUAAACCCCUGACAGUAUCUUGUGUCAUUGUAUCUAGUUGCAUUAGAAAGAUAGCUUGCAAAAAACUAUAUUAUACAGAGCAGUUACCUCAUCUCCUUUUGUGUGAACUAAUUGUGGGACCACAGAGCCCUUUUUGAUUUUAUAUAUAUAUAUAUAUAUAUUAUACCAAAAAUAAGGCUUGCACUCACGGUCCGUAGUAAUGUUAAAAAUAUAUUUCUUCUUUAUUCCAAUAUUCUUAAAACAUAUCUGUAGUCAUCAACGUUUCAGCCAUCACUCGUGGCUUUCAUCAGGAUCAGUUCAAUACAUUGAACUGAUCCUGAUGAAAGCCACGAGUGAUGGCUGAAACGUUGAUGACUACAGAUAUGUUUUAAGAAUAUUGGAAUAAAGAAGAAAUAUAUUUUUAACAUUACUACAGACCGUGAGUGCAAGCCUUAUUUUUGGUAUAUUCUAUAUUGUUUGGCUAUGGCUAUUAUGCACCCGGCAUUUUUUGAAUUUUGCAAGUGUGUGUGCAGGGUACCAGUGAAAGAUAUAUAUAUAUAGAUAUAGAUAUUUCUAGUGACAACAUUUGAGAUACCCCGGGACAAAGAGCUAACCAUUUCCAUUUGUCAUUGCCUAAUAUAACUGGGUUCAUUCCCUGCUCUACCAGCCAACAUAUUGCAUUUUCUCCCACCCUUUCUCUUACUCUGUGUAUAAAUAGUCAAUUAGUGUGUUAGCUCUCACGUGGAUGCACUGGGCAGGCUAGAUACUGAGCCAUGGGGAGCAGAAAAGAAUGGUCAAAAGACCUGCGUAACCAGGUAAUGGAACUUUAUAAAGAUGGAAAAGGAUAUAAAAAGAUAUCCACCAAACGUAGACGGGAACCUCGGAUCGCUGGCCCACCCAGGAUGAUGAUCGACGCUCCUACACCCUGGCACGCUGCCCAUGCCUAUACCAUCACAAACCGGGGAUGAGGCGGCAGUGGGGACACACAUAAGAACCAACUAGAUUGGCGGGUAGUCUAAAGUGCUAGGAAGUACAACUGUUGUAGGGAAGCUGGAUAUAGGAGCUACAUCACUAAUUCAAGAUAAAUUGAACACUACUAAUGGUAUGCUAAUACAAGAUACCAUAGAUUACAUCAUGACAUUGCCAAUAACAUCUAAACAAAAUUUGCUUCACCUUGAUUCAACAUAUUUGUGGGUUUGUAACCUUCCCGAUAUUUAUGAUACACAGUAGAGAAUGUCUUCCCUUAAAUGUUUGACUUGCCUCUCAAAGCCUUGCGUGGCUAACUGGUUGUAUAUUUGCAUGCAAAGGACAUGUGAGUCCUACCUCUUUAUUGCAACUUAAAGGGACACUAUAGUCACCCAGACCACUUCAGCUCAAUGAAGUGGUCUGAGUGCCGGUUUCCUCAGGUUUUAACCCUGCAAAUGCAAACAUAGCAGUUUCAGAGAAACUGCUAUGUUUACAUUGCAGGGUUAAGCCAGCCUCUAGUGGCUGUCUUCCGGACAGCCACUAGAGGCGUAUCUGCCACUCUGGAGGCAUAUUAUGCCUCCAUCACGCAGAGCGUCAAUAGGAAAGCAUUGAAAAAUGCUUUCCUAUUGACAACUUGAAUGCGCGCGCGGCACUUGCCGCGCAUGCGCAUUCGGCUCUGCUGACGGCGGGGGAGGAGAGGUCACCAGCGCCGAGGGAGCCCUGCGCUGGAAAAAGGUAAGUAACUGAAGGGGUUUUAACCCCUUCAGCACCACGGGAGGGGGACUCUGAGGGUUGGGGCACCCUCAGGGCGCUAUAGUUUUCCUGACACUAUAGUGAUUCUUUAACAAGUAUCGAGAAGUUCAACGGAAAUGUUAAUAAAAAUGUAAUUUACACAUAAAAUUAAAAAUCCAAAGUAUUGAAAAUGCCAGUCCGUACUGUUAAAUCCCUUAUUUAGAAGUGAAAAAUUCAGGGAUGUCUUGAUACCAAGCCAAGGUCAGGUAGAUCAAAAAAGAUUUCAGCCACAACUGCCAGAAGAAUUGUUUAGGAUACAAAGAAAACCCCACAGGUAGUGGUGAAGAAAUACAGGCUGCCCUGGAAAAAGACAUUAUGGUUGUUUCAAGAACCACAAUACGACAAUACUUGAACAAAAAUGAGCUGCAUAGUCGAGUUGCCAGAAAGAAGCCUUUACUGCUCCAAUACCACAAAAAGCUGGUUACAAUAUGCCCGACAACAACCCUAACAUGCCUCACAGCUUCUGGCACUCUGUAAUUUGCAGUGAUAAGACCAAAAUAGAGCUUUAUAGUCACAACCAUAAGGUCUAUGUUUGGAAAGGGGUCAUUAAGGCCUAUAGUUAAAACUAUCCCCACUGUGAGCUCAAAGGCAAGGGGAAUUUUGUGAAAUUUGAUGGCAAGAUGUAGCAUGUUAUCAGAAAUACUGGCAGACAAUUUGCAUUCUUCUGCAUGAGAAGCUCUUGGACUUUCCAGCAUGACAAUGACCCUAAGCACAAGGCCACGUUGACCCUCCAGAGGUUAUAGCAGAAAAAGGUGAAGGUUCUGGAGUUGACAUCAGUCUCCAGACCUUAAUAUCAUCGAGCCACUCUGGUGAGAUCUGAAACGUGCUGUUCAUACAAGACAACCAGAAUUUGCAUGACCUAGAGGCAUUUUGCCAAGACGAAUGGGCAGCUAUACCACCUGCAAGAAUAAGGGGCUUCGUAGCCAACUAUUACAAAAGAUUGCAUGGUGUCAUUGAUGCUAAAGGGGACAAUACACAGUAUUAAGAACUAAGGGUAUGCAGACUUUUGAACCGGGGUCAUUAAAUUUAUUUUUUCUGUUGCCAUAUUUUGUUUUAUGAUUGUGCCAUUCUGUUAUAUCCUACAGUUGAAUAUGAAUCCCAUAAGAAAUACAAUAAAUGUGUUUUGCCUACUCACUUAUGUUUUCUUUAAAAAUGGCACAUAUAUUACCAAUUCUCCAAGGGUAUGCAAACUUUUGAGCACAACUAUACAAAUGAGCUACAUGCAUGCUUUUUGCCAUGAACAUAACACAUUGUGGGGUUUGUGUAGAUGGGGUAACAGAACUUAUGUAAAUAUGGGUAUGGGACACAGAAGGAAAUUAUAGAUGGAGGGAGACAAAGUGAUGGGGGAUGGUGGAGAGAAACACACAUACAAUAGGUAGAUGGGGAAGAGAGACAGAAUACAUAACCAUGCAAUCACUGUAUGAGCAGUUUCACUAGAUGCAAGCUGCAUCUAAUCUGACAGAUGUGGGGGUUUCCUUUUUAAAAACUUUUGCCAAAAACAGUUCAGUACCUUUAUUUGACAGUUGCUCAAUUUUGUUUUUCAGAAACCACUGUGGCAAAUAAGAAUUUGGGCAUUCUAGGGCCAGCACCAGGUUCCCUCUUUCAUCCCAUAGGGACACAGCCAGGAGGCAAUCAAACAAGCCCUUCAUUUGUAACAAAUAGCAACAGUUAUGUUCAACCAGUCCAAAAUGUAAAUAACCAUGAAUCUUUCCUGUCGAAUGCUACCGAGAUUACUGCUAAUUUACCACAACCUGGAUCGGUACCUGAUAAUCAAUUAAGCUCAGAGGAUUUAACAUUUUUCAAGAAAUUAAAGACACUGCUGGAAGUACUACCCAAUGAAAAACAAAACACAAGAAAUAAUCAAAUGGAUUCAAAAUUAUUCAUGUUAAAAGAAUUGUUGCUUGAUAAGCCACCAAGCAUGGACAACACACAAUUAAACCACCAACUGAUGACACAGAUUUCUUCCCUAUCACAUGAUUCUACAAGCACAGACAACAAUCAAUUGAGACAGCAACUAAUGAUGCUAUUGGCAACAAAUGAAAUUGAUCCAAACUUGAAUAAUCAGCAAGAUUUUACACAUACUAAUGACAGUUAUGAAGACUUUCAAUAUGCUGCUCCAAGUGAAGACACAUUUAACAAUAUUAAUUACCAACAGCCUCUUGAUGUUUCCUGUAACACUGUGAGUGUAGAUAUUGCCUCUGACAUUGAACCCUACAAGUCACAAGAAAUAGUCACAGAAGUCUAUUCUUAUGACAGUACAUUGGAUAAUCGUAAUGACUUGUCAUACAGUGAGCCCUCUGUAACAAAACAAGAUUACUCUCCUAAUCCUCAUGAUCAAUACAUAGAUGAACCACGUUCUGGAACUUAUACAAGAGUAUCCCUUUCUCCCACAAUAUUAGUACCAUCCCAUCUGCAUGAUGAUUACAGACAGCAAGACUUGAGUUACAGGAGGAGAGAGGUUUCUGCACGUGAUAUUUUGUAUGAAGAAAGAAUGCCUGGGUAUCGUUCAAGCAGAGAUUUGCUCGAUGAGUCAGAUCUAUCGCGUAUACCAUAUUCUGAAAGGAGGAGAGAACGAAGACUCCCAGAGAUAAGGCAUAACAGUGAGGAAUACCACUUAAGGCCAUCUCAUUUUUCUGAGAGAUACCUUUCAGAUCCUGAAUUUCACGAAUCUGAAUUUAGAGGAAGAAGAGUUCUUGAAAGAGAUUAUUUUCAUUCUUCCAAGCGUCCAAGGCUAGACGAUAUCGGUAUGAGUCCUCUAGAUUUAAACAGAGAAGGCCUUUCUGCUGAAAUUCUGAGGAGAAUUCGUGGAAGAGACUUAUUUACAGCUUCCGCAAUACUGAGUGAAUAUGCAGAAAAACGCUAAUGAAGUAAGUUAAUAGUUUUUAGCUAUAGUAUACAUUGCUUCACUUAAUUUCAUUCUUCAUUUUAUACUUUCGAAAAUGUACUAUUUGUUUAUGGUGGAGAGGGAUAUAAGACCUAUUCCAAGAAAAGAAAAUAUUAAUUGAAAACAUACAAAAUUCAAUUUACCUUUUUUUUUUUCCUCUUCAAUACAGCAGUGAAAGCAAAAUCGCUGGCGUAACUUUGCUUCAAUACGCCUAAAGUGUGGUGGUAGUAGUAGAUGUGAACUAAAGGGACAUCUAGGCAGUUUAACAAGUUGAGCUUAAAUUAAAGCUAAUAAGCGCAAAGAUCUCUGGUUAUGGUCUUUUAAUUUGUGUAUUUUUCCUGCAGUGCUCUAAAAUGUUUUGCUGAUUUCAGCAGUGUAACCCAGUCUCCUUGGCUAUCCCCCUUUCAAAUGUCAACAUGUUCCUGAUGCUCAGUCUCUGAAAUGUACCUUUUUCAGCCAAUAAAAAGAGGCAUGUCUUCCGUGGUUUAACCCCUUAAGGACGGCGGGCGUUCUAUGCAAUACUUUUUUGGGCGGUCCUAAAUGCCGGCGGGCGGCAUAGAGCGUCCCCACCGUCCAGGGAACUUACCGGGUCCCCACCGAUCCCAUGCCGUCAGGCAGCCCCCUUCUCACAAUCUGGCCCUCCAAGGCCAUGUGAUCGCUGGGACCUUGCGAUCCCAUGGCCGUAAUAGCUGGCUCAUGCAGUGCCUACAAUGGUCCUGCCUGAGCUCCCAAGCUGUCCCCCUGCUGCCUGUAAAAAAAAAGUUUUAAAAGUUAAUAAAAAAAAAAAGUUUAAUAAAGUAAAUGAAAGUAAAUGAAUAUGUAUAUGAUUGAAGUACUUUUGUAUGCACACACACACAAACUAUUAUCCUAAGUGUAUUUUAAGAAUACAUGUAUAAUUAUAUUAUGUAUUAAUAUUAAAAUACACUUACAAUGACGUUAAAUAUAUAUAUUUACAAUUUUAUAUAUAUAUAUAUAUAUAUAAAAUAAGAAAAUUAAAAAAAUAAAAAUUAUAUACCUGUAUACUUUCGCUCUAAUUGUAUUUUGAUAUUAAUAUACAUAUAUAUUUAAAUCAAAAUACAUUUAGAAUGACAUUUUAAAUACAUUUAUGUAUCUAUAUAUAAAUAUAUAUCUAUAAAUAAAAAUAUUCCAAAAAAAUACCUAUUUAUAUAUAAAUAUAUAUAAAUUCUACAUAUAUAUUUAUAUAUUUUUACAUGAUUAAGUAAUUACAAUUUGAGAGACUUGCCUGACAACAAGGCAGAAAGAGAGAAUAUAGUCCAGAGAAUAUGGUUUGCAAGCCCUAUAUUUAACCAUGUAACUUUCCAAGACACCAUAAAACCUGUACAUAGGGGGUACUGUUUUACUUGGGAGACUUCUCUGAACACAAAUAUUAGUGUUUCAAAACCAUAAAACAUAUCACAACAAUGAUAUUGUCUGUGAAAGUGCAGUUUUUUGCAUUUUCCACACACAAACGGCACUUUCACUGACUAUAUAAUUGUUGUGAUAAGCACUAAUAUUUGUGUUCAGCGAAGUCUCUCGAGUAUAACAGUACCCACCAUGUAAAUGUCUUAUGGUGUUUUCAAAAGUUAGAGUGUAAUAUAAGACUUGCAUUUACAUUUUUCACAUUAAAAUUUGCCAGAUUGGUUAUGUUGCCUUUUUGACCGUAUGGUAGCCCAGGAAUGAAAAUUACCCCCAUGAUGGCAUACCAUUUGCAAAAGUAGACAACCCAAGUUAUUGCAAAUGAGGUAUGUUCAGUCUUUUUAAGCAACCACUUAGUCACAAACACUGGCAAAAAUUAUUGUUCAAAUCUGUUUUUUGCAUUUUUCACACACAUACAAAUUAGAAUGCUAAAUUUGGCCAGUGGCUACUAAAAAAGACUGGACACACCCCAUUUAUAAUACACCAUUUUUACCCCAUUUAUAAUACCUUAGGUUGUCUACUUUUGCAAAUGGUAUACAUUCAUGGGGAUAAUAUUCAUUCCUGGGCUAUCAUACAGUCUCAAAGGUAACAUAACCAGUCUGGCAAAAUUGUGUGUAUAAACUAAAAAAUGUAAUGUGCUAAAUUUGACCCUGUAACCUUCCAAAACACUAUAAAACCUGUACUUUGGGGGUACUAUUUUACUUGUGAGACUUCACUGAAUACAAAUAUGUGCAUUUUAUUGCAGUAGCAGCUAACAGUAUUAUGACAUUCAUAGUUAAAAUGCCAUGCAGUGCUAAAGAAAUAAAAAUAAAAAAAAUCUUACCUUUUCACUUUUUUUACAUUUUAUUCAUAUUAAAUUAUGUAGAAGUUUGGUCCUUAAGGGAUUAAUAUGAAAGAGGUGAAUUACGGUUGGACAGACAUAGCGCAGAUCCCAGGUUUUGUUUACCUUUUGUUUUGAUCACAACUUGUACAACUGGCUCAGUCCUUAAGGGGUUAAAGGGAUUCUCCAGUGCCAGGAAAACAAACCUCUUUCCCUGACACUAGAGAAUCCUUGAGAGCCCGCCCCCCAUCCCAUGGUGCUGAAGCGGUUAAAACCCCUUAAGCUAUUUACCUGAAUCCAGCGCCAAUGUACCUCGGCGCUGGGUCAGGCUCAGCCCACGCUUCUCCCCCGCAAACAUCUGCUGGCGGGGGAGACCUGAUGAGCACGCAUUAGACCUCCCCAUAGGAACGCAUUAUUAUAUCCUUUCAUAUGGGGAAAAUCUGAGGCUAUAGGUCUGUGAGGACGUCCAGCAUCAGAUAACGGACCAAAAGUCCAUUUAGAUUUUGAAAUCGCCCCCAGUGGCUCUGUUAGACAGCCUCAGAGGAACUGCAGUGUUUUACAUUUCAGCACUAAGUGCAAAAGGGACACAGCAACCUACAGUGUCCCUUUAAGCACACUGCACCACAGAUACAAGGCUAGAGCCCAUAUGUGCUCCUCUCCCUCCCAGUAAUGCAAGUAAUACAUUCUCUUCCACCCCUUGUCAGCCAAUAACCCUUUCCCCUCUAGCCCCUGUUAAUUAUCCACUCUGUAUAGAUGGAUGGGGAUAUAUAUAUAUAGAGAGAUAGAGAGACACACAGACACACACACAAAGGGGAUGAGGGGCAACAUAGUAAUCCAUAAGCUAGCCACUUGAAGCUUCGCUACCGAGCACGCUCACACACUGGCUUGCUUCGCGGGUUUGCGAGUCAGGCCUAAGGACGACCUGUGAUGUUACUCACUACUGCAGACUGGCACACUACCUGUUGAGUGGGGUACUAUCCCUACAUUUACUCUUACAUUGCUGCUCCCUUUUCUUUACCCUCCCCUCAGGGGCAAACUCGUUGCCUUCUCCCUUUUGGCGUCAGACUCGCAUAAAAUUUACCUGGUGCAUCACAUCUUGGCGAUGCUCUUUACGGGAAGGUAGGUAUUCAAGUCUUUUAUCCCACAUUACACUAUUUAUGGUUAUGCUUACGAUGACCAAUUCAAUACUUACAUCUCCCCAUCUGCCCUGCAUGGAACCUGCGUGUCUCUUCGUUUACUUGAUGAGAACCGUGUUUCUCCAUUAUGUUUUGUCUUGUUUAUUUCACUCUUGCAUUACCUGCGUGUACUUCAUUAUCUUAAAUUGGUUCAUACAUUUUGUGCACUCUUAAAUGUAAAACAAUAUUACAAUAAAAAUAAAUUACAUAGUGAUACGUGUGUGUGUGUGUGUGUGUGUGUGUAAUAUAUAUAUAUAUAUAUAUAUAUAUAUAUAUAUAUAUAUAUGUGUAUGUAUAUAUAGAUGUAUAUAUAUAUAUGUGAGAGAGAGAACACAAAGCUCUUUAGGAGUUUGCCUGUCUCUUUACUAUAUGUGGUGAGAAAAUGUAUGUGUGUGUGAGAGAGAUGUGGUGAAGUUCUAGUGUUUGAAUGCUGGGAAGGAGGUUUGAGCAGGCUUGUGGGCAUGUGUUGAAGGAUGCGAAUUGCAUCAUGAAGCUCCAGCACGCCCACUAAGGCAUGUCAUUACUCUAUGAGAAUCAUUGGAGCAUGGCCAUUGGUGGACAGUCCAGCUGAAAUACAGGAAGCAGGGGGAAAUGACAUGAUAGCAGAGAAGGAUCAGAAAAUCUGACCAAAUUAAAGAUUAUAAAAGGUACUUCUAAAAGUCAUUUUUACACUAUUUAGGGGGGGGGAGCAUUUAGUGACAGUGUGUUUACUGUUGGAGAGGGGGGGAGGGGACGACUCAAGGAUAUGCAUUGUUUUUACCUAUACAGUUCUUUUAACCCUUUCAUGCCGAGAACACACAUAUUCAAUAUAUAUAAAUGCAAUUAAUGAAUAGAACUUUUGCUGUCUUGUUAAGACCAUAUUCAUAAUAAGCCCUAUAUAUUGUAAUUAUACUAGGAAUUCUAUAUAUCAAAGAAGGGAAUAUUGUGUUCUGAUAAAACAAAAAAAAUUCUGUGUUCUGAUAAAAAAAAAAGAUAUUUGCUAAAGCAAAAUGAACAUAAAAACCUUCUUAAUAAUCUAACCAAUAUUAUAAUUUUUAUGAAAAUCUUUCGUUAUAUAUUUGCUAUUUCAUAUGCUAGGAAAUGUUUCUAUCACAUCAUUUUCAAUGUAAAGUUUUCAGGUUUUCUCUUCAAAACUUUCUUUGCAUCAAUAGAGACAUGUAUACUCCAUGUGUCUUAAACACAUGGUUUUUCUGUCAUUCCUCCUGGCUAGGGAAUUGUUAAAGGAGCACUAUAGGGUCAGGAACACAAACAUGUAUUCCCGACCCUAUAGGGUUAAAAUCCACCAUCUAGCCCCCCUGGUCCCCUUCUGCCUCCUUAAAUAUAGACAUCUUACUUGUAUUCAAGUCUGGAGCUGCUUAUUUUGUACCUGUUUCCUUUAGACCUUCCCACUGCCUGCGGUCAUCAGCAGAAGUAGUAGUCUGAUCCAAUCACAAUGCCUCCCCAUAGGAUUGGCAGAUCAAGGGCAGAGCCAGCACAAUUCAAAAACAGCCAUGGCCAACAAGCCCUGGCCAAUCAGAUGAAUUGAAUCAAUGAAUCUCUGAGGAAAGUUCAGUGUCUGCAUGCAGAGGGAGGAGACACUGAAUGUUUGGAUGCAUUUUAGGCAGUCAUGACCCAGGAAGGAUCUCAAACAGCCAUCUAAGGAGUGGCCAGUGAAGUUAUCACUAGGCUGUAAUGUAAACACUGCAUUUUCUCUGAAAAGAUAGUGUUUACAGCAAAAAGCCUGAAGGUAAUGAUUCUACUCACCAGAACAAAUUCAAUAAGCUGUAGUUGUUCUGGUGACUAUAGUGUCCCUUUAAUUUCACCUCUACUUCACUGGGUAAAUGGAAAAACAUGGCUUCUGGCAUCCAUUUUGCAUUAUAAUUCUGAAUAUUAAUCAUUCAUAGUUCUUGCUUGAUAUAGUUAGUAUACCCAACAAAAAAAUAAUAAAAACAAAAUAUAUAUGUGUGUGUGUGUGUGUAUGUAUAUAUGUGUGUAUGUGUAUAUAUAUAUGUAUAUAUAUAUGUAUGUAUAUAUGUAUGUAUAUAUAUAUGUAUGUAUAUAUAUAUAUAUAUAUAUAUAUAUAUAUAUAUAUAAAUAAUAUCUUGGGGUGUGUGUUAACUAAUAGAGAGAUCCAAUCAUCUAAAAUAAUGAAACAAUAUAUUGACACGAGGACCGGGGAACUCCCAUGAGGAACAACAAGGUCAUAUUACCUUGCCCAGCCAGCCAGCCACGCGAGCCCUCUAUGAGCCAAUGCAAACCGAUCAAGGCAAUGGUGACAAAGAAUAAAAGUAACCAUAAAGUCAGAGAAAGGUGGCUUAUCAAGCCAACCGGACAACCCCAUUGUUGCCUUCCCUCCAUUCUUGGGGUGAGGCAGAGGCCAGGCCUGUUGGAAGAGGGGAUUAAAAGAAUAGGGAGAGAGGGGAAAAAAAGGAUGGGAGGGGAGGUGCAGAAUGACGGUCAACAAAUUGGGGUAGGGUUGGUGAUUCGGGCUGCAGGGUAUUUUACUUCUUUGGGUCAAGCUGGUGGGCGGUUGCACAAGAGUCUGUAUCUUAGGGGGUGUUGCUGGUGUGUCACCUGUCGUCUGACUUGUUUCCCAGGUAUGCGCUCUUUCUCCUAUCGUAUCCAUGUCCUUCGUCAUUGCAGAAGGGCCUGAAAGUCUGCUGAUUCAGUGGACAAUAUCCACUUGGUCCAAGUCAACGUUGUAUGCUUGUGAUCUCCCUUCUGCAUGUAGUGUAUGUUCCUCCAUAUGUUGGAACCACAGCGUCAGAGGAGGGAACAUAUACCUCCUCCAAAAAUACGGAAUAAGGCUUUUUGUUGAGGAUUCGUAUGGUCAAGGGUUUUUUGUACACUAUAGACCGCAGCUUAGUGUGGAGGAGAAGGAGCGCUAGUGGUGUGAGGAGGAGGAGGGUCCUCCGCGAACCGACACAUGAUCGUGUUUAUUGUCCCCCAGUUAGAUCGGAUAAGCGGACAGGCCCACCAGAUAUGCAAUAUCUCAUUUGUGCCUAUCUCUCAUUUGCAUUUCCAGCAUGUAUCAUCUAUGGUGGGGCCAUAUGUGUGUAGUAGUUGGGGGUCUUAUACAAGAAGGUCAGCUGUAAUUUACAAGCUGUAUGCCACUAGAAACGGCACCACUGUUCGGUUCAAAACUGCUUCCCAUUUCCCCAUUAAGCCUGGGUUGGGGGGAUUCUUUUUAGCAUAAGAAGCAUGUUAUAAAGGAUAGAGAGACCUUUCUACAUGGGGUCUUUAUCAAUACACAUCUUUUCAAAGUUGGUGAGGUCUCUCACCAGCAAGUGAUUUGAGGGAUAUAGGCAAUAAAUUCAGUGAGUUGUCUGUUGGAAGUGGUGCAUGAAGGUUUCCGUGCCUCCAGUCAGCAGGGCUUCAGUGGGUCCUCUAUAGUCCGCUCUCUACUUACUUGGAAGACCUGUAUCCAGCACAUCUUCAACGGCUCUCUCCUUAAGUACCGGGGGGCAAGGGUGGGAUUAUGGACCCCUCAGGUGAGUACACCAUAACACAAAGUGGCCUUAACUACACUAUCUGUUUCUAAAACUGCAUCGCAAGGUACACCCCUGGGCCUAGGUCAUUAUAGCACCAGGUACAACAUUAAUGAAGUACAAAAUAAAAAAACCCUAAUAUCUUAUUCACUUCAUUGUCGGUGAUGAAUGUGAAACACAGAGAACACAAUCUCAUCCUCCUUACUACAACCAAAUACUACAUACUAAUACAUCUAAUGCAUCCUGAAGCCCAUGAUGCUCCUCAUUAUAAUUCAUGACAACCCCUUGCACAGUCUGAGAUCAGUUUGCAGUACAUGUACAUGAUAAUAGAACACAAUGUAUGUCAUUAUACAUUACUUUAUAAUUCCAGGCCCACUUUCAGGGGUCUGUCCCGCUGUCACACGUUUGUUUGUUUUUUACACUUGCCUUUCUCUCUUCUUGUCUUCUCCUUGUCAAAAAUUCUUCUUUAUUGUGCUCCAAAGCACACUCCUUGGAACGGUUCGUAAACGCGGGAAACUGAAAAUGGGAAUUCAUAAACUGGUAAAUGCUUGUAUAUGAAUGUUUGUGAGACCAAGUGAACUUGAGUCUUUUUCUUUUUUGAGCAUGCUUUCUGCAUGUGUAAGUGUAUAUCUGUGAAAUUGUAAUAGUUGAUGUGUGCCUGCGAGUUUUCACCAAAACAGCUGCUUGUGCCAGGAGCACACAUAUUCUAAACUCUCUACUGGGAUUAUCUCUAAAACAAGUCAUUGAGGAACCAACUCGUAAGGAGGCCAUACUAGAUUUUGUGUUAACAAAUGGAGAUUUAGUAUCAGAUAUUACUGUAGGUGAAAGUUUAGGAUCCAGUGAUCAUCAGUCAUUGUCACACCACAAAAAAACAAAAGUUCGAGUUUUUAGAAAAACAGACUUUUCUAAAAUUAUAAUAUGCGUAAAGGAAUCCUUGUCAGACUGGAGCAGUUUAAAUAGAGUCCAGGAGAAAUGGGAUUAUUUAAAAGUUGCUCUACUGAAAGCAACAGAAAAUUCCAUUAGGCUUGUCAGGAAGUGCAGAGAAAUUAACCCCUUAAAACCGGAGGACGUACAAUUACGCCCUAUUAUAGGCGGCUCUAAACGCCGCCGGGCGUAAUUGUACGCCCUCCGGUUUUUGUUAACUUACCCGGUCGCCGGCGGUCCCACGCCAGCGAUCGCGGUGGGGGGGACUCCCAGGGAGCCUCCCCGCGGCAGAUCCUUCUCCGGUGCUCCCCGGCCAUGUGAGAGUGGGGUCCUAGCGAGGACCCCACAAUCACAUGGCCGGGUAGGCUGCCUCCUGCAUUGCCAGCAGGGGGGCUGCCUGUAAUGACAGGUGGUCCCCCUGCUGGCUGGAAAUAAAAUUAAAAUUAAAUUUAUUGGUGUAAAAAAAAUAAAAAUAUAUACUUAGAUCAUAUGUAUAUAUUGUGUGUAUAUAUAUAUAUACACAUAUACAUACACACACGUACACCGUCUAGGUGUAUUUUACUAUUAAUAUAUAUAUAAUUAUAUAUAUAUAUAUAUUAAUAUCAAAUUACACGUAGACUGAUAUUGAUUAAAUAUAUAUAUAAUUAUUGUUAUAUAUAUUUAUAUAUAAUAUUAAAAAAAAUGUAAAUACGUUAAAAAAUAAAAUUAAAAAAAUAAUUAAAAAUAAAUAAUUAAAAAAUAUAUAGAUGUGUGUUAUUUCGUUCUGUUUUGUGAAAUUAAUAUAUAUAUAUAUAUAUAUAUCAAAAUACACGUAGAACUAAAUAAUAUAUAUAUCUAUAUACAUAAAUAUAUACGUAUAUAUCACUAUAUAUAUACCUAUAUAUAAAUAAAAAUAUUUUUUAAAAAUUAUAUAGAUAUAUACAUAUAUAUACACAUACGUAUAUAUAUACAUAUAUUAAUUCUACAUAUAUAUUUAUGUAAUAUUUUUACAUAAUUAGGUAUCUUAAUUAAUUACAAUUAGCGGGACCUGCCUGACAACCCAUGCCGAAAGUAAAGGGAAUUUAAUUUGCUAGCACUAUAUUUAACCCUAUAACUUUCCAAGACACCAUAAAACCUGUACAUGGGGGGUACUGUUCUACUCGGGAGACUUCGCUGAACACAAAUAUUAGUGUUUCAAAACAGUAAAAUGUAUUACAACGAUGAUAUCGCCAGUAAAAGUGAAGUUUUUUGCAUUUUUCACGCACAAACAGCAUUACACGGACAAUAUUAUUGCUGUGAUACUUUUUACUGUUUUGAAACACAAAUAUUUGUGUUCAGCGAAGUCUCCCGAGUACAACAGUACCCCUCAUGUACAGGUUUUAUGGUGUUUUCAAAAGUUACAGCGUCAAAUAUAAGGCUUGUGUUUCAUUUUUUUCACAUUAAAAUUCGCCAGAUUGGUUACGUUGCCUUUGAGACCCUAUGGUAGCCCAAGAAUGAAAAUUACCCCUAUGAUGGCAUACCAUUUGCAAUAGUAGACAACCCAAGGUAUUGCAAACAGGGUAUGUCCAGUCUUUUUUAGUAGCCACUUAGUCACUACUAUUACUAUUGCAAAUGGUAUGCCAUUAUGGGUGUAAAUUUCAUUCCCGGGCUACUAUACAGUCUCAAAGGCAACGUAACCAAUCUGGCAAAUUUCAAUUUCAAAUGUAACGUGCUAUAUUUGACCCUGUAACUUCCCAAAACGCCAUAAAACCUGUACAUAGGGGGUACUGUCUUACACGUGAGACUUUACUGAAUAUAAAUAUGUGUAUUUUAUUGCAGUAAAAGCAAACAGUAUUAUGACAUUGACCGUUAAAAUGUCAUGUAGAACUAAAAAAAUCCAAAAAAACUAUUUUCUCCCAUUUUUUUCAUAUUAAAUUAUGUUUCAUAGCUAAAUAUUUGAUAUUAAAUGAAAGCCCUGUUUCCCCUGAAUAAAAUGAUAUAUAAUAAGGGUGGGUGCAUUUACUAUGAAAGAGGUGUAUUACGGUUGGACAGACAUGUAGCGCAAAUGCCAGGUUUUGUUUUGUUCACAAUGUGUACAUUUGGCUCCGUCCUUAAGGGGUUAAGAAACCACUGUGGUACUCAGCAGAAGUGGCCAAAAUAGUAGAAAAAAUAAAUUGAAAAAAUAAGCAUUUAGUAAUUAUUUUAAAAAAUAAAAGGUGAGGAAGACAGAUCUAUAAGAUUAGGCAGAAAGGCUAAGCAAGUUAUAAAAGCCUCCAAAGCACACACAGAAGAGAGAAUAGCACAGUCAGUAUAAAGGGGGAUAAAACAUUUUUUAGAUACAUAAAUGAGAAAGGGAAAGUAAAACAAGUAUUGGGUAGAUUAAAACAAAGGAAAGAAGAUAUGUAGAAGAGGUUAACGGUCUGGCUGAUUGUCUCAAUUCAUAUUUUUGUCCAGUGUUUAUAGGUGAAAAUGAAGGAGAGGUACUUCAGUUAGAGGGACACAACAGUCACUAAAACAAUUUUAGCUUAUUGAAGCAGUUUUGGUGUAUAGAUCAUGCCCCUGCAGUCUCAAUGCUCAAUUCUCUGCCAUUUAGGAGUUAAAUCACUUUGUUUAUGAACUCUGUUCACACCUCCCUGCAUGUGAUUUGCACAGCCUCCCUAAACACUUCCUCUAAAGAGUAAUCUACAAUUUAUCCUUCCUUUAUUUAAAGUUCUGUUUCAUUUAGAUUUUCUUAUCCCCUGCUAUGUUAAUAGCUUGCUAGACCCUGUAAGAGCCUCCUGUAUGUGAUUAAAGUUCAAUUUACAGAGAAAGAGAUACACUUGUUUAAGGUAAAUUACAUCUGAUUGAAAAUGAAAACAUUUUUUUUUCAUUCAAGCUGUGUCAAUCAGAGCCAGGGGAGGUGUGACAAGGGCUGCAUAAACAGAAACAAAGUGAUUUAACUCCUAUAUGGCAAUGAAUUGAGCAAUGAGAGGCAUGAUCUACACACUAAAACUACUUCAUUAAGCUAAAGUUGUUUAGGUGACUAUAGUGUUCCUUUAAGAAAAAGCACAAAUGUGUAAUUUGUUACAUGUGAGUUUACAGAGGAAGAGGUUCUAUUUAAACAGUCAAAAGUAAAGACAAAUAAGUUGAUGGGGCCUGAUGCAAUACACCCAAAGUUAUUAAAAGAACUUAGUGGUGUACCAGCAAAACCAUUAACAGAUUUAUUUAACCAAUCAUUGUAAACAGGAGUAGUCCCAAAAGAUUGGAAAUUAGCAAAUGUUGUACCCAUUCACAAGAAAGGUAGUAGGGAGGAGUCUGGCAACUAUAGGCCAGUAAGCCUUACUUCAGUAGUGGGGGAAGUGAUGGAAACCAUGUUAAUGGAUAGGAUUGUUGAACAUCUAAAAUCACAUGGAUUUCAAGAUCCGAGACAACAUGGGUUUACUCCGGGGAGAUCAUGCCAAACUAAUCUUAUUGAUUUUUUUUAAUGGGUAACUAAAAUAAUAGAUCAGGGUGGUACAGUAGACAUUGCUUACCUAGAUUUCAUUAUUGGUUUUGGCACUGUUCCGUAGAAGGCUUAUCAAUAAACUGCAAUCUUUGUUUGGAUUCCAAUAUUGUUGAAUGGGUUAGGCAGUGGCUAAAUGACAUGCGACAGAGGGUUGUAGUCAACGGAGAAUAUUCAAAGCAAGGUCUAGUUACCAGUGGGGUACCUCAGGGAUCUGUACUUGGACCCAUUCUCUUUACUAUUUUUAUUAGUGAUAUUGCAGAAGGGCUUGAUGGUAAGGGGUAUGCCUUUUUGCUGAUGAUACUAAAAUUUGCAACAUGGUUGAUGUUCCAGGAGGGGUUAGCCAAAUGGCAAAUGAUUUAGGUAAACUAGAAAAAUGGUCAGAGCUGUGGCAACUGACAUUUAAUGUGGAUAAGUGCAAGAUAAUGCAUCUUGGGCGUAUAAACCCUAGGGCAGAGUAUAGAAUAUUUGAUACCUUACUAGCCUCAACAUCUGAGGAAAGGGAUUUAUGAGUAAUUAUUUCAGAUGACUAUAAAAGGUUGGUAGACAAUCUAAUAGAGCAGUAGGAAAUGCUUGGUUGUAUAGUGUGAAGUAUUAGUAGUAGAAAGAGGGAAGUGCUCAUGCCAUUAUACAGAACACUGGUGAGACCUCACUUGGAGUAUUGUACAGAGUACUGGAAACCGUAUCUUCAGAAGGAUAUUGAUACUUUAGAAAGAGUUCAGAGAAGGGCUACUAAACUGGUUCAUGGAUUGCAGGAUAAAACUUACCAGGAAAGGUUUAAGGAUCUUAACAUGUAUAGGUUGGAGGAAAGACGAGACGGGGGGAUAUGAUAGAAACAUUUAAAUACAUGAAGGGAAUCAACACAGUAAAGGAUGAGACUAUAUUUUUAAAGAAGAAAAACUAUCAACAAGAGGAUGUAGUCUUAAAAUAGAGGGGCAAAGGUUUAGAAAUAAUUUCAGGAAGGAUUACUUUACAGAAAGGGUAGUGGACGCAUGGAAUAGUCUUCCAGCUGAAGUGGUAAAGGUUAACACAGUAAGGGAGUGUAAGGAUGCAUGGGAUAGGCAUAAGGCUAGCCUAGCUAUAAGAUAAGGCCAGGGACUAAUGAAAGUAUUUAGAAAAUUGGGCAGACUAGAUGGGCCGAAUGGUUCUUAUCUGCCGUCACAUUUAAUGUUUGCCUUAAUUAUUCAUUAUACCAUUAUCCUUUUAAUAUUAAGUGAUAUAGGCACCCAGACCACUUCAGCUUAAUGAAGUGGUCUGGGUGCCAGGUCCAUCUAGGAUUAACCCUGCCUGCUAUAAACAUUGCAGUUUCAGAGAAAGUCUAGUGGCUGUCUCAUUGAUUUUCACAGUGAGAAGAUGCCAGCGUGGGGGCACCCUCAGGGCACUAUAGUGCAAGGAAAAAGAGUUUGUUUUCCUGGCACUAUAGUGGUCCUUUAAAUAGUUUUAUUUAUUGUAAAAGCCAUUUGACGUAAAUAGUCAAACUUCCUGUAACGCUUAAUGUGUGACUGUAAUAAGUUAUUGUAAUAAAAAAUAAAACCGGUGGGGGUGGGGCCUGACUUCCAAGAUGGCUGGACAUAAUCUUUAGCAGCAUCUGCUGCUAUCAGCCUUUUCCACUGAAAACCAAUUUAAAUCAAAGAAUGGGGACUCUUACCCCCACUGCAGGAGCAGUUUCAAUACGUGCUGUUCUGGUAACCUCGUGGUGACCCAAAGAUGGCUCAAUGAAGCACUCACCAACUCAAGCAGGUUUGGAAAACAUCGAGGCCAAGUUUGAUCAGCUAUGCCUGCAGUUCUAGACUUGAAUUUCUUGCUGCUCUCCUGUCACACCGCUGAUUCCAGCUGCUACUCCGGCUCGCUAUUUUUCUUGUGGGGUGUGAGCCCAUGUGGUGCUACAUCCACCCAGCCGUCCACAACCCACAGGAGUGCUUUCUAUCCCGGAGACCCAGAGGGUCCUGCCACGUGGAUAGAGAGAAUCCCUUGAUUAAUUUGAGGUGCAGCCUCAAAUUAAGGCCUAGUUUCAAGGGGGUGAGGAGGCCCGGCAUAACAGUUUGACUUUGCGACUUCUGUGUAAAGCUUGCUGUAAUUAUGUAAACAGGAUGAGGGGUGAAGCAAUUGCCUUCUUUGAGACGCAUCAUCUAUUAUCCUAUGUGUGGUAUCGGAUGACUGGAUGAGGCUAGCUUCUACACUAGAGCAAUUAGUUCCUAAUACUGCAGUGAUUUAUGUUAUGUUUUUGUCUUAUGACUCUAAUUGUGUUUUUCCCACCCAGGAUCAAAUUAGUCCAAAUCUCUUGUUUUAGCAACACUUCUACUAAGUUUAACGGUAGUUUAGAAAGUCUUCUCUACCAACAAGGUGAAAAUCACUCUGUCUAGAUUAAUUAUCUAACCUGUUAAAUUUUUGGGAGAAAUGUCCUGUUUAUUCAGUCCCCCAUGUAGUCCUCUACUGUAUAACCACUGUAAAGUGAUUAAGGAAACCCCUUGCAUGGGGAACCACAUAAAUACUGGAGCUGUGAAUAAAAUCAUCAGUUGACUCCCAGAACUGUGUUUCGUCCGGUUAUUGGGGGAUUUGGGAUAUUGCUUUCAUUUCCAGCGCUUCACUUGGAUUAUUUUCUGUACCAGCGGAGAUAUUGGGAUUUAACAUUGCAGCUCCGCUACAGUUUGCAAAUGCUGUUGUGGCAUAGCAGAAUUGUUAGUAUUCAUUUGCAUUACAAAAAAAAAGUCAAAAACAUGUGGGCAGUCAGUACAACAUAUAUAUUUUGCAAGAAUCUGGCACAAAAAUGCGCACGUGUUAACUAGGAUUUUGAGGGGACUUCUAAAGCCUAGAUGGAAGGGUCAAAAAUACUUCCACUGAUAUACAUAGUUUUCAACCUCCAUUAAUUUGGAUGUCCUAAUUAACAGCUCCAUAUAGUUCUGCCAGUGAAAACCUGCAGAAUUUAUAUGCUUUCAAAAAGGAAAGAGUAGGUCUGCCUUGAUAGUGAGUUGUUCUGUUGUUUGUUACCCAUGACAGUGACUUGUUCUGUUGUUCGUUCAGGAAGACAAUAUAGAAAGAUCCAGGUUAAGAGGAAUAGCAUAUGAUAUUUUAAACCUACCAUUUCCUUCUGAUAAACCCUGGGUGUCGAUGAAAGGGCAUUCGAUGCCACAUCAAUUUAAUACUUUUAACAUCCUUGAAGGCAAUUGCCAGACUUCCACACUAGUAAGUACUAUGGCAGUAGCCAGGUCUCCUCAACUAUUUUAGUAUAAAGGGGGACACUGUAGCGAACAAAAAUUGGAGAGGUGCCCAGACCACAGAUUACUUAACUAAUAAAGGUAAAUUUUUUUAACUAUCUGUUAAACGUAGAGAAACAAAUGAAUAAUUUUUUUUUUUUAAAAAGGGAUAGUUUUUAAUCUAUUAUGAACCAAAGUAUUUACAAGUGUGAAUGGAGACAAUGAAAACAAAGUUUAGUAAAUAGCAAAUAAAAAAUAAUUAAAAAUUGUGUGUAUUGGAGUGAAAGUCUUAAUAUUUGUGAGGACAGAGCCUCAAUCAAAUUGUAGUGGAGUACUUGACAUGGAGGCAAUAAUGGCUCUGUAUCUGCCCAAUAAAACUGACUCAGUGUGCAGGCUUAAAAAGACUACAUGGAAAAGAAAAGAAAAACUGUAAGUAGACGUAAGGUAAAUGUGCCUUAGCAUACAAUGAUCGGUACUCGGAUAGUCUAUUACUAUAAAGACUGGCUACAGAGUAUUAAUCCUGAAUGAAGCGCUGUGCCUCCUCCGUCCACUGAACCGUAUUGGGUAGUCUAUAUUGAAGAGACUAGCUUGCUAAGAGAUACUUCCGAACAGAGAUCUGCUCUAAAACUAGAGUAACUUAAUAUUUCUUAAAUGAAGCACUCCGGCUCAUCCGUCUGCUGUCGUAUUAAGACAGGCUAUGUCUGAGGCUUACUUGCCAAGAGGUACUCCAAACAAAGAUUAGCUUGCCCUAUCCUUGAAUAGUAUUUAGAAGGUAGACAUCAUAAUUCUAAAUUCCCCCACUGAAAAAAUGACUCAAAAACCAUGGUGCUCAGUGCUAUCAACUAAUGCUGUGCUAAAAGUGAAAGUCAGCCUUUCCCAUGUAGGCUUUUCUCAAUAUAUUAUAAGGUGAGGGUUCAGCUGUACUCUAAUAGUAGUUUAUCACUGCCUUAUAACGUACAGCUAUCUCUACAUAUAUGGAUCUACUCUGUAGGUUAGCUCAUCUCAAUAGACUGUGUAUGUUGAUAGAAUAUUUGACAUAAAUGUGAGGUCCACAAUACAGGAUGUUACUUUUUUCAAUCAAGCAAUAACUGAGUCUAUCCUUCUCUGUUCAUUUGAAUAUUUAAGUUACAUACAGACUUUAUAAGGACUUUUGCUACCUUUUUGAAUAAUUUUGGUUCCAUCUAUAGUAAAUAUAUUUCUUGGGGUCAGGAGCUACAAUAAAAUCUAUAUAUACUAUUUUUAGUAUUUAAUUGACAGCCUAUCACGCCCCUUAUCUCGUCUUUAUUCAAUUUCCCCCUGGGUGGUUACUAUAGAGUCUAUAUCUCUUUAUAGCUCUUUUUAAUAUGUAUAUACAAUAUAUGUUUUUUCUUCCAGUUAAUAAAUAAAAUUUACUCUAUUAUAUGCUUUACAUAUAUCAAGCAACCUUUUUGUGUGCCCAAAGUGACCUUGUCCCUUGGACAUACACUUUAUUAUAAAACUUAGGGUUACCCUCUGCUCAGGUUUGCUUAUACACACUGUAGUCCCUGUGUGGGACACUUCGUUUUUUUAUUAAUAAAAAUAUACUUAGUAUGAUAUAGAUAUAAUAUACGCCCGGGGGGAGGGGGGGCCAGAGCCAGCGCCCCUGCGAGACGGUCGCAUCCUCAGCAAGCUCCGAGCCACCGGCUGAUUAAACGGCAAAUAUACCGACCCACUGGGCACAUACAAAGCCAAAGCCGAGCUCCACUGGGUCCAGUGAACAUGGGGCGCCGCUCAAAAAAGCAGCAAGCGGAUCCCAGGAUCGGCUGCCGAGAUAUAGGAAGCUUAUUCAGACAGCCGCAGCACCCCAUGCAGCCCAAAAUGGCGCCGACCGCGGCCUACUCCACGGCUUCGUCGGAAGCUGAGAGCCACCAGAGGAUGAUUUCCCUGCCACAAUACCAACCACGCUGCCCACAUAAUCACGGUAUGUGGGACUUGGGGAUGCUGCUCCCUCGACUAAGGCAAAUAUUAAAGCCUUAUUGCAGGACCUUAAGGCCAUGUUCCAAGCUGACAUAGCAGUGGUGAGAGAGGACGUCGCCAAGGUGACAGGCAGUGGAAGGGGAGCUGGGAGGUACACAUUUGGCACAAUCAGCCACAGAUACUGCGCUCCAUACCCUGCAAAAGAAAUGUGGUGAAAUGAGCCAGCGACUGGCAAGUCUAGAGGACAGGGCCAAAGCUUGCAAUAUAACGAUACAAGGCAUACCUGAAUCCAUCUCACCACACUGCUAACGCUUAAGCAAGCCAAGCAAGCUGCAACUGACCAAUGCCAUCGAUUGCCCAAGGUGCCCCCAGAGGCCCCUAGGGACGUGCUCCUGCAAUUUCAAAGGGACUCUGACAAGUCUGCAGUCCUGGGAACCACGAGAGUAUCUCCCUCUCUGUCUUUUGAGGGCUCGCAGCUGUCCUUCUACAAGGACCUUUCAAGAGCAACCAUGCAAUGGAGGCAAUCACUCCGCUCCACUACAAAGCUUCUGAGAGAGGCUGAAAUCCCGUACAAAUGGGGCCCAUACCACCUAGUGGCAGAGAAAAGCGGUAAGAAGUUCCCACUCUUGCAACUCCAAGAGGCACCUGCCUUCCUCCAAGCACUGGGAGUCUCAACGGAAACCUUAUCACCACGGAACAGAAGAACACGGGCAGUAGAGGAAAUACCUCCAUUUGUCCCAAGGCAUGCACUGGCUGGGUCGGCGGACCCUCCAGCUUGACACCGUCUGAACUAUCUGUUUCCUUCAUGUCAUAAUUGACAGUUAUAGAAUUUCUUUCUCCUGAAGUUUUGUUAUUAAGUUCUGUUAUUAUUUGUCUGGCUCCGUAGGAAAAUUUGCUAAGCCGUAGCACCACCAAAAAUCCCUCCCCCCCACUUUCUUACCCCUAUUAAUGCCACGCUUGUACCAGCCUUUGUUUAAGCUCUUGGCCCACACACAGCGCAACAUAAAUCCUCAUGAUGCAACCCGACAACAGAUAGCGCCUUAACCCCUUAAGGACACAGCUUCAGAAGCUUGACUUACGCUUAAUGACACAAGCAAUUUUUUCAUUUUCUUGCUGUUUGCGUUCAACUGCAAUUUGCAUCUCUCUCAUUUAUUGCACCGACACAUAUUAUAUACUGUUUUUUAAAGGACAGAAAGGGCUUUAAUUUGAUAUAACAUAUAUAUAUAUAUAUAUGCUUACUUAUUAUAAAAAAAAUACAGAAAAAUGCAAAAAAAAUGAAAAAUAUUGUUUUUUUUUUACAGUUUUUGCAAUAAUAAUGUGUGCAUAAUUAGUGCAGGUUAAGGAAAGUAAUUAAAAAUAAAUUUAUUUGUUCUGAUUUACAGAAUAUAUAAUGUGUCUGGGAUUUUAAGUUUUUUUUGGUAGUUACAGGUCACAAAGCACAAGGAGUAAAAUAAAAUUUUAAUGUGGAGCGAUUUUAGAAUUUGGUAUGUUUGUCUUGUAAGCUUAAUAGCCAUAAAAGAAAACAAAAUUGCCACACAAAAGUAUAUAUUUAUAUAAAGUAGACAUCACGGGCUAUUUACCUAAGGUUGUUUUGACACUUUCUACGUAGCCAUAUUACCGCCAACCUCUGCUAAAUAUUGGAGUAAAAUUGUGUUCUUUUUGGUUUUUGGCACACAAACUUAUAACAGAGAAAUUCUCGUGUAUAUUUUGUAAAGUUGGUGUGUGCUAUUCCUGUACAAAGUUUUAUUUUGUGUUCAGUUACAUCUGCUGAGUAAAAUGACACCCCCAUUGUAUGUCUUUUGCACUAUUUCGUGAAGUUACAGUGCCAUACAGGAUACCUGUCCUUUUCAGUAUUCACAGUAGAAUUUUGAGAGAUGAAUUUAAUGAGCCUUAGCUUCCAUUUGGGGUAUUAUAACAGUUUGACUGUUCAAAAAACCCCCACAAAGGCCUACCAUUUGUAAAAGUAGACACUCCAGGGUAUCUUAUAAGGUGCAUAUUGUGCCUUAACAUGCCCCCAUUUUUUCACCAAUAUAUGCCAAAGUAUGUGGUAAAAAAAAAUUUUGUGCAUUUUUUACAUACGGAUUGCAUUUUUGCUGGGCGUUUUGUAUAUUUCAUAUGUGCCACUAAGUUCAAACCCCCCAAAUUAUGCUCAGCUAAGUCUUCUGAGUAAAAUGACACCCCAUAUGAAUGUCUUUGGCACUAUUUCGUGAAGCUACAGUGCCAUAUAGGAGACCUGUCCUUUACAGUAUUCACAGUAGAAUUUUGAGAGAUGGAUUUAAUGAGCCUUAGCUUCCAUUUGGGGUAUUAUAACAGUUUGACUGUUCAAAAAACCCCCACAAAGGCCUACCAUUUGUAAAAGUAGACACUCCAGGGUAUCUCAUAAGGUGCAUAUUGUGCCUUAACAUACCCCCAUUUUUUCACCAAUAUAUGCCAAAGUAUGUGGUAAAAAAAUUAUUUUGUGCAUUUUUUACAUACGGAUUGCAUUUUUGCUGGGCGUUUUGUAUAUUUCAUAUGUGCCACUAAGUUCAAACCUCCCAAAUUAUGCUCAGCUAAGUCUUUUGAGUAAAAAUACACCCCCAAUGAAUGUCUUUGUCACUAUUUUGUGAAGCUACAGUGCCAUAUAGGAGAACAAGCCAUAUCCGUUUUUACCAAACUUUGAAUUUUGACGCUGGGCCUAUGUGCAAUUUCCAAGCAUCUUCGCAGGUUUUAAAUUCAAUCUACCCCACAAAGGCCUACCAUUUCUUAAAGUAGACACCCCAGGGUGUUUCAAAAGGUAUAGUUUGAACCUUAGCGUGGGAUCAUUUUUCCGCUAGCUUGUACCAGAUGUAGUGGUAAUAAGCAUUUUUUCUGCCUUUUGACAUACAAAGUGAGUUUGCACAGUAUAUUUUGCAAACCUUAUGUGUGCUACGACUGUAUAAUACUUCAUAUGUUGCUCAGCUAUGUCGGCUGAGUACAGCAAUACCCCCGUAUGUACCUUUGCCAGGUAUAUGUGGAUGCUAAAGGGGCGCAUUUGAGACGCAGCCAUUCAGUUUUUUUCUAACUUUGAAGUUUUACGCUGUGUCCAUGUUCCAAUUUGGAAUAGUUUAGACGGUUGGUUAUUGAAACUUCCCCACAAACACAUACUAUUUAUUAAAGAAUACACCCUGGGGUAAUUCAAAAGGCAUAUUUUGAACCUUGGCGUGGGAUAAUUUUUUCUCUAGUUUGUUCCAGGUGUAGUGGUAAUGAGCGUUUUUAAAAUGUAUUUUUUUACUUUUUAUAACUUUUUUACUUUUAAAAACUAGUUUUUAAACUUUUGUUUUGCUUAUAAAUUUUUUUUAAACUUUCCUAAACUUUCUUAAAACUUUUUUACAGAUUUAACAUUUUUCUAAGCUAUUUUUUUUACUGUUAACCCCUAACUAGCAGUACGCAGCACUAACAGUAAAUUCCCCAUUUUCCCAUAACUCCCACCCACCCCAGCUAGCAAAAUAUAUAGUUAUAAAAUAUUUAAAUUAAUUAAUUAAAUAAAUUGAACCCCUGAGGGUUAAAAAAAUAAAUAAAAGUUAAUCCUCAGGGGUUAAAAAAAAUUAGAUCACAGUAUAAUACUGUGAUCUCUAUUUGAUCGCUGUAGGCAGUGAUCGACUGGCAGGGAAGGGGUUAAUUUUUAUUUGGACUAGGUAAAGUGUGUUUUUUUGUUUUUAUUACUUAAAUGUUAUUAAAACAUUUUUUUAAGCUUAAUUUUUAACUUUUUAAAGUUUCUUUUAAAACUUUUUUUUAACGUUAACCCCUAGUUAGCCUAACGCCAAAUCCCCCAAUUCCCCACUAACUUCCACCUACCCCAGCUAUCUAAAUAUAUAAUUUAAAAAUAAGUUAAUUAAUUAAUUUAAUUAAUUUAACCCCUGAGGGUUAAAAAAAAAAGAAUUAACCCUCAGGGGUUAAAAAAAAAAAUCAGAUCAUAGUAAAAUGUAAUCCCUGCCAAUUGAUCACUGUAGUCAGUGAUCAAUUGGCAGGGAAGGGGUUAAUUUUUUAUUAAAAUGGGUAAGGGGGGGGACACUUUAAAUAAACUUUAUUUUUUUAAACAGCAGGGGGCAGGAUCAGCACUGAUCCGGCUCCCUGCACUUCACACAGAACCCGGAAGUGCAGGGAGCCGGUAGGUAAGUAUUCAGAGCACAUGUGCUCGCUCCGACUUGUGGUCAGAGCGAGCACAUGUGCUGGGCAGCUUGACCGGGUGCUCCCGGUAUGCCUCCAAUGCAGAGGCAUACCGGGAGCACCAUUAACCCCGCGAUCGCCGCGAUAGCUGCGAUCCGGGGUUAAUUUUACCGCGUGACGGACAAGGUCCGUCACCCGUCGUUAAGGGUCUCCCCUGUGUGACGGACCUCGUCCGUCACCCGUCCUGAAGGGGUUAAGGACGGAGCCAAAUGUACAAGUUGUGAUCAGAAUAAAAUGUAAACAAACCACUGAAUUUGACUCUGUCUGUUCAACUAUAAUUUACCUCUUUCAUACUAAGUGCACCCACACUUAUUAUAUAUCGGUUUGUUCAGGGGAAACAGGGCUUUCAUUCCAUUCAUAUAUAGAACUCCAUUUUAUAUGAAUAAAAUCUAAAAAAAGUUUUAAAAAAUUAAGAAAUUUUGAUAUUUUUCAAUUUCUGCAUGUCAAUUUAACUGAUAAUGUCACAAUACUGUUUGUUUUACUGCAAUAAAACAUACAUAUUUGUAUUCAGAAAUGUCUCAUGAGUAAAACAGUAACCCCCAUGUAUAGGUUUUAUGGUGUUUUGGAAAGUUACAUGGUCAAGGUCAGGGAAUCCAGGGAAAUCAAGCAAACAAACUGCAAAAGUACCAUACAGAGUGAUUUAGUUCAGCUCUGUAUGGUAGACUUUGAAACAGUCUGUUAUGCAGAGGGCGGGUAGGGAUGGACAGGAGGGGCAAUAAUAACUGGAGUCCUUUCGGACUCCUCUUUUACAGCAAAUACGGCAUUUUCGAUGGGGUGACCUUUUACAGGGUGUGGGGGGUAUUCGGGAAGGGAAAUGUUUGCUGAAAAGUCGUUGGACAUCUUCUGAUUCCAAAGGAGGGUUAGGAUUUGGGGUCUGGGCAAAUAUAAUUUGAGACAAAAUUUGGACCAUAAACUCUAGAAAUGGGCAUGGUCUACCUAUGGCUUCCUUUUUAUAAAGCACAUAGGCAUUGAAAAUUGCAAUCUGGUUUAUGUAAAUUGCAAUUUUCUUGUACCAGGUCCUACUCUUCCGGUUCACCAGAUAGGGCUGUAUGCACUGAUCAGCCAAGUCUACUCCCCCCAUAAACUUGCUGUAGUCAACAAUGCACUUCGGCUUCUCCAGCUGCUCAGUUCCACCUCUCACAGACACUGGCACUGAAGUUUUGUUGUGCAUUGUAGACAACAUGUACACAUCUUUCCUAUCGGUGAAGCGAAGGGCAUGCAACUCAUCCUGGCAAAGCGCUGAAAGGGAGCCUCUACUGCAUCUACCUCUUGCCAGGGUUUGGGGGAAACCUCUACGAUUCUUACGCACUGUGCCACAGGGUACGUUCUCAAAGCAAAAUAGAGUUUUAAAUAACUCUAUGCUUGUGUAAUAGUUGUCAACCCAUAGCAUGUAUCCCUUAUUUAACAAGGGAAGGAUUAGGUCCCAUACUAUCUUGCCACAUGUACCCACAGAAACAGGGCAUCCUGGUGGGUCAAGAUGGCUAUCCUUCCCCUGAUAAAUACGAAACGCCCAUGUAUAUCCAGAUUUUGAUUCACACAAUUUAUAACAUUUUACUCUGUAUCGGGACCGUUUAGAAGGGAUACUGUUUAAAAAGUAAUCUACCCUUAAAUUUCAUUAAGGACUCAUCUAUACAAAUAUUUUCUUCAGGGACAUAAUUUUGGGAGAAUUUGGGGCCGAAUUUUGUACAGCCUGUCAAACAAUGGGUCGUUUCUUGGGGGGCACAGUGUAUUGUCGUUAAAGUGGAGGAAACGCAGCAGGGAAAAGAGGGGUAGCCAGGAUGGGGUGCUUGUACCAGUAGGACCUGAUACUCGGCUUUUUGAUAAUGCCCAUAACUAGUUAGGGCCCAAAAUUUGCACAUUUCUGCGAGAUCCGUGGGGUGCCACAUAUUACGCCGAUUGUAAUGUGACCCCGGAUUCGCAGUCAGAUAUUGGUUGGCAAAUAAAUUGGUUUGCUCAACCAAUAACUGAAAUACUUCCUCUGACAUGAACAAAUCAAAAUAUUUUAGGGGCUCUCAAGCAUAACAGUGAUGCCAGGGGUUGCCGUAAAUGGGGGAAUAUCUGGGGCCAUCAGGUUUGGGGGCACUCAGUCUCCUUCUGGCAUUGGGCUUGCUGAGCGUCCUCUUGUUGUUGGUGGUGGUGGGGCACCAUCACUAGAGGAGUCAGUCAUAGCCUCAAUGUCAGAGGCAGUGAUAGUGUCACAGUCUUGCAGAGUGUCACUAUCACUGCCUGCCAGAAUGGCGUACGCCUCCUCGGCCGAGUAGCAACAUGCCAUUCUAGGGGGUCUACUGAAUAAUUAAUCCAAAAAAUCUAAGGGGGAAAUUACAAAAUUCCUACCUGCCUAACACCCUACUACCCACCCUCAAAAACUCACAAAAAAUAAAAUAAAUGUACUGAUCGCAGUUUAGGCUGCUGCGACCAGUACAGAAAGGUAUAAUUAUUUUAUUUUGUUUUUUUAAUAAAAAUAACCCCCCCAAAAAAGUCAGCCUGAUCAGAGAGCCUUCUGAUCACAGUGGAUCACUGGUGCAAUACUGUACAGUACAGUGAUCACAGCAGCGGGGAAAGGUUAAGGGUGAUUUGGGUUGCUGCGGCUGACAAAGGCUGACAAAUAUUUUUUGACCCUAAAAAAAUAAAAAUAAUAGUACAAAUGUACUAAAAUCCCUAAACAGGCUGAUCACAGUGUUAAAUGCUGUGACCAGCACUGGAAGGGUUUAUUUUAUACAGUUCUUUCUCCUACAGGGCUCUCCAGCAACGAUCUCUCUGCCUCUCUCUCUCAGAUCGAAGUGAGGUGAGGAGAGGGGCAGAGACAAUGUGUCAGCCAGUGAUUUAAAAUCAUUGGCUAUAACAUUGUAACAGUGAUCGCAGUUAAUGGCUGUCACUGCGAUCACAAACUGCAGAUCACCACGGAUUGGCCAUAGGGGACCUGCCUGGGUUGCCAGGCAGGUCCCCCCACCGUGAUCUGCAGUUUGGGAGGGAUCAGGGGAACCUAGGUGGUCUUAAACGCUGCGGCGUGCAAUGCCACCGUGAAGGCGUUUAAGCCCAUUAACACCGGGACGGCAUAGCACACCGUAACAGCGUUAAUGGGUUAAACGCAGAGGAUGUAAUGCUUAUUAUUUACAGUUAUUUUUAUCUUUUUUUUUCAAGUUGACCGUUAAGCUCAUAAUUCUUACACCUAAAAAACCUCAUGUCGCAUAUACCAACAUGAUGUUAGGUGGCUACGCAUUAAUGGCUGCUGUUGUAAUCUAUAACCUGCUUAAACUCUGUUCCAACUGCUUAUGACACUGUAAUGCAAUCUAAACUAUGUACAUAUGCGAUGUGAACAAAAAUAAAGAAUUACAAAAAAUAUAUAUAUAUAUAUAUAUAUAUAAAUAUAUAUAUAUAUACACCCUGUUCCAAAUUAUUAUGCAAAUUAUAUUUUUCUAAUUUACCUAAAUAAUUGAUGUAAAUAACAGUCAGCAUAAUUAUCAUGUUAUCAACUAAUAAGAGUACAAUUCAAAUUUUAUUGAACAAACCUAAUGAUAGUAUUUUUUUUUAAAACAUAAACUUACAAUGCAUUGUUCCAAAUUAUUACGCACAGCAAGGUUCAAAACACUUUAUAGGUUGUAAAGAACUGAAAAUUGUCAUUUGUUGUGUUUGCGGAAUAUUUACUGAAAUCAAAAGCUAUUUCAAUCAAACGUAUAACAACAUUUUAACUUUUUAAACAUUUUAACAGGUCACGUUACAUUUUAACAUAGGACCCCUUAUUUGAUAGCAGCUUCACAAGUCUUGCAUCCAUUGAACUUGUGAGUUUUUGGACAGUUUCUACUUUAAUUUGUUUGCAAGAUGUCAGAAUAGCUUCCCAGAGCUGCUGUUUGGAUGUAAACUGCCUCCCACCCUCAUAGAUCUUUUGCUUGAGGAUGCUCCAAAGGUUCUCAAUAGGAUUGAGGUCAGGGGAGGAUGGAGGCCACACCUUGACUUUCUCUCCAUUUAUCACCAUAGCAGCCAUUGAUGCAGAGGUAUUAUUUGCAGCAUGAGAUGGUGCAUUGUCAUGCAUGAAGAUGAUUUUAUUGCAGAAAAAAUAGUUCUUCCUUCUGUACCAGGGAAGAAAGUGGUCAGUCAGAAACCCCACAUACUUUGCAGAGGUCAUCUUUACACCUUUCGGGGAUCCUAAAGGGGCCGACCAGUUCUCUUCCCAUGAUUCCGGCCCAAAACAUGAUUCCACCACUGCCUUGCUGACGUUGCAGCCUUGUUGGAACAGGGUGGCCGUCCACCAACCAUCCACUACUCUGAAACUGCUAUGCUUAUAGAAAAAAGGGUAAAACCUAGCUGGACCCGGCACCCAGACCACUUCAUUAAGCUAAAGUGGUCUGGGUGCCUAUAGUGGUCCUUUAAGCAUAAUUCCAUUAUAUAUCUUGAUGUAUUAAUGAUUUCUGCUUUGUUCAAAACAAUAAAAAGAUAACUAAAUAAAUCUUUAUCAAAUGCUCACAUUGACUGUGUUGGAAUUUCACUGAAAUCCUUAUGCAGUCAAAAGAUAUGACAAAGUAGGGACUACUUUGUGUUAGUAUUUUUCCUACACCUGACAAAAGACAGAGCGCUAACUUUGUCCAGUUUUGCCAUUUCCUCAGCCGUCACCAUUGAUAGCUGUAGGGUUUCUGGUGAGUAUAAUCAUUCCCUUCAGGCUUUUUGCUGUAAACACUGUCUUUCAAGACAAAAUUCAGUGUUUACAUUACACGGGCCACUCCUCAGAUGGCUACUAGGGGUGCUUCCUGGAGAGGUGUGCAGCACUGACAUUCAGUGUCUCCACCUUCUGCAUGGAGACACUGAACUUUCCUAAUAGAGAUACAUUGAUUCAAUGCAUCUCAAUGAGGAGAUGCUGAUUGGCCAGGGCUGUGUUUGGCUUGUGCUGGUUCUACCCCUGCUAUGCUCUUGACAUCUCAGCAAAUCCAGUGAUUUACUAUGUGAAAGCAUUGUGAUUGGCUCAGAACACCACUUCUUAUGUCAGUCAAGCAGGGUUAUCCGGGGCAGAGCCAGCAGCAGCAGACUUGAUUUAAGAUUUUGCUAUAUUUAGGGGCAAGUGGGGGGCCAGGGUGGCUUUAACACUAAAGGGUCAGGAAUACAUGUUUGUGUUCUCCCCCUUCUCUACCACACAGAUUUUUAUGUUUGUACUGCUUACAUGGAUUUGAAGUGUUCAUGGCACCUGGAUACUGUAUGUGCAGCUUUUUCCUUUGAAACACUGAAAACAUAGAGGUUAACCCCUUAGCUGCCGGACAUGUAACUCCACCUCUUGCUGUAUCAGUUGCCAGCCCAGAAAAAGUCUGUGUAAAAUUUGUCAGCAUGCUAGUGCCAGUGAGUCAAUGGCGGUACCUUUAUGAAAAGUUUUUUUUUUUGUUUAGAUUAACCCUUUGAAUUUCAGUAAACACAAUUAAAAUUUGUUUAUAUAUAAUUAUUUUUUGUUUCCCAUUCUAGACUCAAAAAAAAAGACUGAUUCUGAUAAACUGCUAGAAGAUUAAGCAAAAUCCUGGAAAUGUAUCAUCAAUAUUGGAGUCUUGGAAUCCUGUGUAUAUAUUUUGCAUACUGGUUGUUCACAGAGGAAAUAUUUACUGUUUUGUGUUACCUUAAAUGCAGCAUUUCUUUUUACUGUUUUUAAACACCCUAAUGGAUAACAUAGUGUAUGUAAACGUGAAUAAAAAAGGUUGCCCAAACACA
Molecule: messenger RNA, 98542 nt
Organism: Pelobates cultripes (western spadefoot toad)
Lineage: Eukaryota; Metazoa; Chordata; Amphibia; Anura; Pelobatidae
Source: the annotation of a GenBank genome assembly